Cinara cedri is the source of this 92705-nucleotide messenger RNA. The record is from the annotation of a GenBank genome assembly. NCBI's taxonomy places the organism in Eukaryota, Metazoa, Arthropoda, Insecta, Hemiptera, Aphididae.
AUGGACACGGAUCCGUUGUGCGCUUUGUCCGACUGUACAUCUACGUCCGUUCGGUCGUCGUGGAGCAGCUCCGCAGCAGAGGACAGCGAGGAAGAAUGGCGGCACCAGGUGGACGAGUUGCGGUGGUACAUCGAUCCGUCAUUGAUGCAGAACGGGAGGAAUGUACAACACGGCGGUAAAUACGAUGAGGUGAGUUGAUGUUAUAUACUAAUAUUAUGAGGGAGAGUUAAUUGAAAACGAACGCGCAAACGCCGCCCUUAUUGUUGCUGAGGGAUGUAUAGAGGACAAAUCGACAAAUUUAUGGUUUAAGUCAUAAACCGUCUCGGGUAUAAUUUAUUUUUGUAUUCAUCUUCUCGCACACAAAGAGGAUUUACUCUGCGUGUUUUAUAUCGAAAAGACGCGAAAUGGAUGUAUAGAAGGUUUUAAACCAUUUCCGAUAGUCCCAAGAGACCGGUCGUAUACGGUGAUGGUGUAUUGGAAACUUCUUCGAUUUCGUUGGGUUUGCCAACAACAGGGAAAAUUGUGUAGAACACACAAAAAAAAUAAUAACAAUAAUAAUAAUGACAUCCCAUGUACUGUAGGUAUAGUAUAGUAUAAGAUAGUAUUGUAAGUAUAUUAUUAUUAUAGUAUGAAAAUAUCGGAAACUUUAAGUCAACAAUGUAUUAAUAAUAAGUUUCAGUUCUAAAUUUGAAGCUCAAAAUAUAAAGAUGGUUUAUUAUUAUUAGGGAUGGGCCGAUACAUAAACCGAUAUUCGAUAUCGGUAUUAUCGACUUAAAAAGAAACCGAAAUUUCACUUGAUAUUUUCGGAGAUUAAUGUCUAUAUGUCUAUGGAAUAUGUAAAAAAGUAUAUUAAAAUUUUUUUUCUUCAAAUGGUUAAAAUAUCCAUCGGAAAAUUUUGGAUAUCGAUUUUAUAUCGGUAGCACGUAUCGGAUAUUACAGGUGUUAUCCAAUAAUAAGAAUAUCCCGAGUUUUUAUUUUUUAAAUAAUGGACGAUUUUUUCCACCUUCCGUUAUCAUCAAUCAAAUUAUAAUAUGAAAUGCGCUUGAGUUGUGUAGUUUAGGUUUUAGUUGGUUUUUUUUUUUUUUGUUAUUUUGAUGGAUGUGAAAAUGUCAGUAUAUGUACUAUGCAUUCAUUUAUAUAUUUAUAUAUAAAAUAUAAGACACAUACACACACACAUAUUAUAUAUAUAUGUAUAUGUGUGUAUUUUCUCACUUCGAUUGAGACUGUAAAACAUUUGAAUAUUUUUUCGGGUAAAAAUUUAAAAAUGUAUCAUAAUAAAUAAGAGACUGUACCUAAUGAAUAUUAUGUUUCAAAAUAAUUUACAAAAUGUAAGUUGUACAAUUAUGAGAUCAUUAAAAAAAAUAUGAUAAUAAUAAAUAAUUAACACAACACGUAUUAUGUUAGACUUGGAAUUUAUUUGUAUUUUGGUAGAUAAUAUUAUACUCAGAUAAUACGUGAAUACGUAUAUUUCGUUAUUUAUGCUGAUUUGUAUAUUACAUUUUGAACAGAGGCAUGUACCAAAAAGUUUACACGGCGCAUUUGUACAUAACUAAGAAAAAAACCCAUCGAUUAAAAUAUUUAUUAAACAAUAAACAUUUUAAAAAUAAUUAUUUAUAUCUAUAUUUAAAUAAAAUAUACACGUCGGUUUCUAUAUAAAUACGGUACUGUUUUGUUAUCUCGAUUUUCUAAACUGUUUGAACAUUUCUUCGACCAUCGUUCAAAUAGAUGGGUGUUGUAUAUUAUCAAUACAACACUAAGUUUAACUUUCACCAUUUGUCCGUUAAAAACUAUAUUCAUUUUUGCAGUGCAUCAGAUCAAAUUAUCUAAGGUUAAGUCAGCUUAAAGAAACAAACGGUGUUUGUUAUAAUGUAAUAUACAAUUAUCCUGAUACACAGAUAAAAAACGUUUAAUAGUAAUAAUUAUAAUUUAUGGUAUUUAUAGCAAUCGAUAAAAUGUUAUUAUUCAUUAUUCAUGUUAAUGCAUUUCCUUAUCAUUUGUUUGAACAAUUCUGACUUGUAAACGAACUUUACUACUAUACUAUUUAAUUUUAUUGAAUUAUUCGUCACCUAUAUAUAUUUUUUUUAUUUGACGCGCAUGCAUAAUAUAAUACGUAAGCAUGAAUAAGUAGAAAUAGUUUUCGUUUGGUCACGUUUUAAAUAAAAAACAUAGGGGGCAGAUAUUUCGAGGGUGAUUCUAUGUCCCUAGGGUGUGUAAUAAUAAUACGGUAUAUUAAAUGGCAUUUCAUUUAAAUUUGAAUUUUAUUACUAUGCUCCCGCACGCCCGUUCCUUCACGUAUUCGGCGCAAAAGGGGAUACUUUUUUUCUUCUGCGGAUGUAAUUCUAUUUAAAGAUUUUGGUUAGCCACUCUAAACACUCAAUAUAUUAGAAAUAUUAUUUAAAAAAAAAAAAUACAAUUUAUUUUAUAAGUAGAUUUGGUUGUUUAUCAAUAAUUCAUGAGAUACGAUUUUAUUUGAGACUCCGCGUACAUACGUACAUUUGACAUUUUAUUAGUUAAGCAAAUAAAUAGCGCAUGAUAAUAAAUUGUAUGACUAAUAAAGAAAUAUGUACUACAAAUAAUAAUUAUAAUUAUAAUAUUAUGACACACAGAAGAAACUAUUAACAGCAACGUCAUGCAUAUAACUUAUUAUACUAUUAUAAUAAAAUGAUAAAUUCAGAAUAAAACCCAUGAAAUUCACUAUAUGCAAAAAAAAAUAAUAUAAUAAUGGAAAUACUAUUAAAUUUUAGACAUAAGACUAUAUAUCUGUAGAACAACUCAGUAGCUUUUUUAUGAAUUUUUUUUUAAAUUUUUAUUUUAGGAGGGGUUGGAUGAGAGUGUAGUAACACAAUUUAUACACAAAUAUUCCGUAACGACUUACAUAGCCAUUAAGUGCAUGUAACAGAUCUCUAAACCAAAUUGGGUGUUGUUUGAACGUUUUGUAUUAUUUACAGAUCUAUUAGUGGUUGUAACUUGCCGAACUGAAUUCGUAUCUGCAUUAACUUCUUACAGACCGAUUUACAUAUCGAUGUUAUCAAUAUUAUUGUCGACAUUUUUUUUUUAAAUUUGUUUAUUUCAAAUCGUAAAUCGCUGGAAAAUAAAUUAUGGAUUUUAUAAUUAAAUGAUGGAUUCGAUGUCAUCGUCAUCAAGUAAUAAUGAGUAGGUAUAUUAUCGAGGUACUGACAGUUCUACCGAGACCACAAUAUAUCCGAAAUAGAUCUAAUCCACUCAUAGAGUAUGAUGAUAUCGAUUUGAAACCACGAUUCAUGGACUUACCUAAUAUCAAUAUAUUUUAUAAUUUAUUCUUAGAUCCUUAUUACAUAGUAAAUUAUCAUUAUUUAGGUAUCUAACAUUCUAGCACUAUUUGUAUUUACUUUAUAUUUUCACUCUUGAUUAGGUUUUUUUUCAAUUUAGUGUUAUUAAAUUAUGGUUUAAUUUAACCGGUACCGUUCGUUAAAGUUAUAAGACAAUUUACAGAUUCAUAACCAAUUUAUUUGUGAGACACUGUUACAGAGCCAUUAUAAUUUACAGGCAUCUGUAAUAUACAGGCGUCUGUAAAAUAUUUACAGACAGGCUUUUGUGUGAUCCAAUCAAAAUUCACCUAAAUUAAACCAACCCCAUUAAUAUUAUAGAGAUUAAAUUUCUCUGAGGGUGGGGGAGGUUGAACGUUCUAAACCCCAAUUUCUGUAAAACUCCAACGCCAAUAGAGAAGUUAAAGAUAAACAAGAAAUGUAUGUAUGUCUCGCAUAGUUUUGUUUAUUUCCCUGCAAUUUAGUGCUGCGUAUUUAUAUUUGAAGUUCAAAAUUGACCGUACCAGGAAAUAAUUUAUCCAAGUGCAGCCCGGAAUCACAGAUAGACUAUUCAACAACUUGUUGACCGGUUUUCACGUAUUUUUUUUCGAACGUUUUCCACGAUGGCGUUGGUCUUAGUUAAAGUCAGUGUGUAGUACAGUGCAUGAUAAUGCUUGAUACUUUCCAGAACUGUAUCACGGUAUAAGAUACAAUUGUAUUAUCUUAGACACGUAUUUAUAGAUACGAUACAAGGCACUCGUGUUGAAGAUGCUGUCCAACCCUGUGUCCUAUGUGAUGUGUUUAUUUAUAUGUCAUUAAUGGUUUACCGCGGUAUAGUUAUAUAUUACCUACUUAUAUAAUAAUAAUAAUAAUAUGUAAUAAUAGCUGGCCAUCGUUGCAGGUCUCGCCACGGGCCGUUGAUUAGUGUUGAUGUAACGUAUUGGACUCGAACGAUAUAACAGUAAAUAUCCCGAGGGUCGUUUACAGCGAGCUCUUGCCACCGCCGACCACCGUAUCCUUAUACCGCGACCAUUAAAACAGAUAGCCGCAAAACUUUCCCCAAGAAAACUUACUGCGGCGUAUUAUUGCAUGUCGCCGCAAUGAUGAGCAACAAUUUCUCGUGGACGUUGUUUAGUUGGCGCUGGUGCAGAGGGAAGGUGAUGGCAAUAUUGGUUUACGGGUCAGCAAAUAAUAGAAAAUGGGAAAUUCAUUACGAUCAAUAGAUUUCUUUUGAAAAUAUAUUACUGGCAAUCAGGAAGGAACGGAAGAGGUGAUGAAUAGUUUAUUACGUAUAUAUACGAGUAUAAUAGUUAUUGUAUCUAUAUAUAGCGAUGGAUAUAGAAUAAUGUAAUAAUAAACUUGAGUUAGAGGGGUGGUGAACCGAUAUUAGCAAUGAUGUGUACGCGUCUCGUUAAAUCGUUAUUUUGUUAUUUUUUCAAGUUCUUUUCCCAAUCCCCCUCCUUGCACUCGGUCUGUAUUCGUUUGUUUUAUUAUAUGUGGGUAGUGAGUACUUAUAUUAUAUUUUUGUGUUUUACGAUAUCCCAUAAUUUACUUUAUAUAUAUAUAUAUAUGAACAGUAACGUAGUCAGGAUUUUGAAUAGAGAGGGGGCUAAAUAUAUUAUUUCUUAAGAAAUGGGUUUGGAGGUAUUCUACCCUUCAAACGAAUUUUAAAAAAGUAUUUUUAUCAAUAUGCAUUUUAGUUUACAUUUUUAUUUUACUUUUGUUUUAAUAUGUACAAUCUAUAAAAAAGUUGUAUAGGACACUAUGAUUAUCAAAUUUCUUAGGAAAACUCGAAAAGUGACUUAACCUCUUAAAGUACCUUCCCAGUUAGAUUUCCUUUCACAAAAAGUAUUACCAUUGUAAAUCGGAAAAAAAUUGCUAGUAGAAAAAUUGUCAAUAGAAAAAAAAUCGUAAUAUUUAGUAAAAUAUCACGUACAUUUUCCCUUUUUUCUCCUUUUAUUUUUUUGUUUUUUUCACAUUUGACAAGAAAACUCCUUUGAAAACCUAAAAAUUACUUCCCUAAAGUACCAUCCCAAGUAAAUUUUAUUUCAGAAAAGGGUCGACAUCGUAUACAUCGGAGUAAGCUUUCUGGUAGAAAAAGUGUUUACAUAAAAAAAAAAUUAACAUCUUUGUAAAAUACUAUUUAGUGUUACAGUGUUAACUAAUUAGUAUUUUACUUAGUGACGUUGAUUGAAAUAUUUAGAUUUUGUAGGCAUUUAAUUUUUUUUUGUAGAUUCUGUAUGACCAAAUUGGUAUAAGGAGAGUUUUGUUCAUUAGUACUUUUAUAUUUAGAUUAGUUUGGACAUUUAUUUAAAACAAAUUUUAAGAAUAUAAUAUUGUUUAUAUUUUAAAAUGUGUAUUGGCAUAACUUAUUGUAAUUAUAUAUUGACUUAUCUCGGACAAUUGCACCCCCUAAAAUUAUGAAUAAAAGGAGUUAUUCUAUUUUUUUCAUUAAUAUAUUUUUUUUUAAUUAUAUUUGAAAAAUAUUUGACUUAAUGUUCCAUGGGCUUUUAUUUAAAUACGUUUUCAUUUUCAUACAGUUCAGUGUAGCAAACUUCUAAGAGUAAAACAAGUAAUUGGAAAUGUAGUUCACAUUCAAAUCGUAAAAUAGUUUACAAUAUAUAUACAUAAAUUCUGUUCAUAGAGGUCUAUAAUACCCUUAGCCCAACCUCCUUCCUUUUCUACAUCACUGUAUAUGAAUGUCUGACGAUAGUGUUAGUUAAUAUCGCGUUUUCAACUAUGCUUGUAUAUUUUUCUUGAAUUUACUCUUCCUUGAUCGUCUAUAUUACAAUAUGAUUAAUCUAUUCACAAGUAUCUAUGUUAAUUAUAAUUUAAACAAUAUAAUAUUCUUUGAAAUUCCUCUAAAUUCUCAUUGGAAAAAAAAAUUAAAGAUAAAGAAAAAUAUUUUUUCUUUGGUAAUUUUAAUGAUAUUUGGAUUUAAAGUAUAUUUAAUCGAAAAUCUGUAAUCGUUAUAAAUUAUAACAAAUAAUUUGUAAAAUAAAUUCCAAAGUUUCACGUUUCGUUAAUACAAUAUUUAAUAUUUUUAAUUUUAUUAAAAUUUUACUUUGUGUGCUCGAGUAUUAUUUUAUUCUCUAAACGACUCUAUUGCAUUAUUCAGAAAAAAGUAAGUUUUACAGAAUUUAAUUCGACUCGCCUAACUGAAACGAUAACUUAUCCGUCUAUGUUAAUUAAACUUAUCCGUGCUCUUAAAGUUUGUACAGUUAUUUUGUAAUUCAAGUAAAUGGCACGUGGUAUAUAUUAACUUUGUUUCUUAUGGUUUCGUACACUUUAAACAUUACGCUUAUAAAGUCAACCCGAGAAGUUAUGUAUUAUAUUUAUGUUUGAAUUUGUUUUUCUCUAUAAAAUACGGAUAAAUCGGAUGAAUUAUUUAUUCUGAGAUUUAUGUUGGUUUUGGUUUUUAUUAAAUAUUUUAAAAUAUUAUAUUAUAUGUUUAUUAUAUAGGACUUUCACCUUUUAGCGCCAUUUUCUUAGUGCUAUAUAUUUUCCGUUGACAUGAAUAGAAAUACGUGUUUUUUCAUGGGUAGAUAUCCAAACAUGAAAAUAUGUAUACGAAUAGCCCCGCACAUUAUGCGCCAACAAUUUUUCGAGGUAGCGAUAAGAAAGAACCACCAGGGACUUAUUUUUUAUUUAAUUUCCCAUCAUACCUGGUGUGUCUCUGCCGCGUUGUACAAUUCGUCUCUUGGGAACGAUUUAUCUCGAUUUGGCUUCUUUCACCUCCAGUCUCUUAGUGCUUUUAACCGUUUUCGUUGACUCGGGUAUCCUUUUAACUUUUACGCAUAUUUUCAUUAUAAGGUUUCUUUUAAUACAUUUACGCUUAUACAAUUAUUUCGCGUUUGAAUAGUAUUUUUUCUCAAGUGAAAUUAUAUUAUCCGGUAUAAUAUUAUUAAUAACCUAACGUAAUCUAAAUAGCUUCAAUUUAAAAAAAAAAAUACGCAAUCCUGAUUAUUAAUCAAAUAAUUAUUUCUAUUUAUAAAUAAUAUAGUUUUUUUAAUUUUAUGACUAUGGAUAGUCUAUAAAAUCUGGGAAAUAAUAAUAUUAAAAGUGUAUUUUUUGUUUCUGAUUUGAUUUAUAAUUUUGAUUGGUAAUUUAUAUUACGUUUUUAUUUCAUUUUUGGUACCUUUUAAUUUUUUUCGAUCACAUUAAUUGUAUUUAAAUUGUCUUAUUCGAUUAAACUAUUUUUAAAUACAUUUUUCAUUAGUAAAUUUGUCCAGUCAGCUUCUGGUUUUUAUGUCUGUUAAAGUUUAGAUAGUGUAGUGUUUUCCUCGGGAAAAACAUUGUAUACUUCUUUAAUUUUAAAGGUUUCUUAUAUCUUAAAUAAAACCGUAUCUUUUGGUAAGUAAAUAUGUCCUGGAAAACUCGACGACUUAUGUACGGAUUUAGACAUCGUCUGUGCACCUGGGGGAUUAUAACUAUCUCCACCGACUAUUUGGACCGUCGCCAAAGUAUAUACUGUAUAAUGUUCACUUUCAUUAACGUCUGGUCUCUUUUUUUUUUUUUUAUAUAGAAAAUGUUAUAUAUUUUUUCUCUCACCAGACCUAUCCCUAAAUUAUUAUAAAGUGGCCUGGAAAUGCCCGAUAUACCCAUAUCACCGUAACUAUCGCACAAUAUAAUGCAUUUAAAUAAUUACAAUUCGAUUGAAAAUUGAAUUCAAUUAAUUAUGUGUGACACUACUCUUAUAUUGUUUUAUAAAUUAUUAUUAUUAUUAUGCAUUUGUAAUAUAUUAUAUCCAAACUAUAUGAAAUCCAUAAAAAUAAAUAUUUUAUGUUUCUAAACAAAUAUAUUGUAAUAUUACAUAGGUAUGUGGUUUUUAUUUGAUAUAUUUAGGGCGAAUAAUAAUUCUUUAGAAUGCAUGCACAUCGUGUCCAACAUAAUAACGCGAAAAUGUGUGUAUGUAUGUAUGUAGGUAGCGUCAAGUUAGAUUUAGGACUUGUCUGGUUGCAUAAACGUGACAGUUCUAGAAUCCCUAGGGGCACACGGUAAGCCCCUUUAGGUCUCAUAAAAAACGGAAGAACAAAUGACUGGCUUCGAUCCUGUAGGAGGUGUAGGUGGUGCUUAUAGUGUGUGUGGUUUUUUUCGGAGGGUUUUGUGGUUAGACAAAUCGCAGCGUAAGAGUAAAAAGAAUAAGGGUAGGAACGCGCACUAUAUAUUUUAUUUUUUUUUUACCCUUGACUAAUUUAGAUAAAAUGGUUUCGGAAAAGACGCAUAGGCCAAGACGCGAGCAACCGACAACGUGUAGUGCUGCAGCAGUAGCUUAGGGUCUUGUGAAUUGUGAUGUGUUUUUUCUUUCCAAAUUACAAACACGUUUGUUUCAAUUCGGUUUUGAUUGCUAACCGCUGGGGAACGAUUUUCAAUAACGGUAAUGCGAUUUAGCUUGUUAGUUCUAUUUCUAACCCGAUAAAAUGUUACACGCACUUAUUGGCUUAUUCAUUUAAGACGCACGCCGAGCAACGCGAACAAAUAUAAAACCUAAUACGAAUUGACGUUUUCUUAUAAAGUUAGGGUGAGGAGGCAGGUGCUCUAUACAUAAAAUAUAAUAAAGAUCUUAAAUAAUCCAUAAAAUGAAUCAGAUUAAGGGUUUCUUUUUUUUUUUUAUUGAAUUAUAAUAAAAUGGUUAUUGGGUUGUUUAAUGUAGGCGUUUAUAUAUUACUAUUUCAUAAGGAUAUUCGAAAAUGUCUUAAAAACAAAAUUAUUAAAAUGUAUGCAUUGUUUGUAAAUAGAUUGCAUACAGUAAUAUGCUUAAUAGGUAAUAUAUAAAAAAAAAAAGGAAAAAAAUGUAAUCAUUUUUUUUUAUACUAUUAAUGAAUAGAAUAGUUAAUAUUAUUUAUAAUUAGUAUUGUUUCGUUGAAAAUCACUACAAUAGUGUAGUGAUAACAUACAUAAUAAUAAUAAUAUACUGUUAACUGAUAUUAUAUUUAUCCUCCGUGUUUUUAUUUUAUUAUAAUGUGCAUUGACUAAUUCCUAUUCAUUCAUUAUAUUAUAUGAUUAGAAUGAUGAAAUCAUUGAGUUGAUUUUAAUUGAAAUUAUAUAUUUAUUACAAAUUCUGAUUUAGGAAAUUCAAUUUUACGACUUUUAGCAGGAUUCUGGAAUAAUCUCAUGUCUUACGUUAAAAGGCUCAAAGCAUGUAUCUAUCAAGUCUAUUUACAUAAUAACAUGAACUAUACGGUUAUUUUUUUUUUCAUCGAAUAGGUAUUUUGUGUCCCAUAUAUAGCUGUGUUCGAAAUGGCCAACACUAAAGGAAACAUAAUGCGUUUAAUUUAAUUUUAUGAUGUCGGUAUGCUCGGAAAGAUAAGGUUAUUAUACUAAAGUAUAAACAAAAAGCUCGUUUAUCAGAGUAAACGACAUAAAAUCGGGGCGAGGGGGAAUAUCGCCAGAGUGAAAUUCGCGUGAUAUACAAUAAUGCGCUAUACACUGUUAUAAAUCGUGGUUAUGGUUUCUGUAUAAAUAAUAAAAAAAUGUUUGUCAAAGUUUUUCAUAGAAUAUUAAUACCAUCGCCAAAAAAGCGCGUUAAAAUUCAUUUUUUCGAUGUGUUUAUAAUAGUAUUAUUAGUAUUUUCCUAAAUUAUAUGAUAACUGCGUGUGUGUACGUGACUAUUUCAACGAUGAUUUGGAAAAUGUUAUUUUAUACCUAAGUAAUUUAACGAUUAUUGCGUUUGUAACGAUUUUAAAAUAAUGAACAAGUAAACAGUUAAUAUCGUAAAUUAUCGUGUUCGUAACCUACCAUAUUAUUAUGUAAUAACAUUCGAUGUCGCGUACCAACAUCAUCACUAAUAUUAUAUUGUAUAUACGGUUAUAGUUUAGAUUUUCCGAGUCAAACUCCUCGGGUCUUGUAUUUGCGAGUCCUCAGGGGGGAAGGACGCGGCAGCGGCGAGAGGAAAAACAUCAACGACGACGCCUGCUGCAAUGCGUACCAAAGGGACUUUAUCUCGGGGUCCGAAAUGUCGUCUAUUAAUUACUAGCCCGGAGGUCGUAUAAUGGCGGCAAACCUUAGGCGCAGUCAUAGGAUUAAAGGGGUGAAAGUUUACGGGUACCCGAAACUCGGUUGAACACACGUACUCGCACCGCGUACAUUGGAUGGGGAGAGCGGGGGGAAUAUAAUAUGAAAUUACUUUCAAAAUAUUCACCCUUAUGAUCUGUUAAAAGGGCAAUGCAAAUAACGUAGUGUUUAAUAUAAUAUUUUACUAGGUAUAAUAAUAAUAAUAAUAAUAAUAAUAAUAAUAAUAGAUAAACACUAUUUGAAAUUAAAUUUAUUAUGUCUUAUUGUUGUAAGAUGGUAGCAUACGCAGGCAUCACACUAUAAUGUCCUCUUAGAUAUUUUUUUUCGGCAUCGUGUCUUCGUUGAAUAACUUGGGUAUGUCUUGACUCAUUGUUGGUCAUUAUGUUUGCAUCAAUAUUUUAAUGUAUCUACUGUUGCUAUUAUAUGAUAUAAUAAUAUUAUAAUAAAUAGUUUAUUUUGGUCGAGGAUUAAAAAUAUGUAUUAAAUUAGAAAAAAUUUUGUAUCUAGGUUAUUAAAAUAUUGAGGUCUAGGUUUAAUAACUUUAUAUUGUUUACUUUUACAAUAACAUCAACGUUGUAUCAGCAGUAUUGAAAUUUAUAACAAUACCUAUUGGUAAAACGCUUACAAUGUUUAAAAUGUUGUUUUUGAAUUUAAAUUGUAGAAGAAAAUAAACACCUAUCAAUGGUAGAAUUAUAUCAAAUUCGAUAUUUUUUGUAAUGCUUAUAAUAUAUAAAUAUAUCAAAUUGUAAUGUCCAAGAACUAUUAGUUAUGUAACUCCAAAAUUUGGGCCCGGGAGCGAAAUUUUAAACAGAUCCUCUUCACCUAGGCUAACCUAACCAAAUCCUAAUGAAAUUAUUUUAUAUAUUUGUAAAGCAUAUAUAAUUGUAUGUUUUAUUAAAUAAAUAUCUUAUCAUUUUUAAAUAAAUUAUGCUAGGAAUAAACUCUAAGGUUUAUAGAUAAUAUUAUCUAUAUAAACCUUGAUAAAACCCGAAGUUUUACGAUUUAUAAUAAUGAUAAUAUGUCCAUAUUAUAUUGUUUUCACCGUAGUAGGUACUGUAUACUUAAAACCAUUACGUUGAUAAGAUAAUAUUCACAGUCAUAUAGGCUACAAUAUAAUAUAGGUAAUAAUUUUGAAUUAUUAAAAUCAAUAAUUAAUAAUUUAUAAAAUUAAUAUAAUAUUAUCUACCUAUUAAAAAUAAAUAACAUUGUAUUACUUUGUACCUCUCCCUACCCUCUUAAGUCAACAGACCUGGGUGCGAUUGUGCCCUCUGAUCCCUUUUAGUUACGCCAAUCGGCUAUAUUUUAUGGUUAUACCGUUAGAUUUAAUAUUUUUAUAUUUUGAGCGAAUCGAGUAUUGUAUUGAUUUUGACUUAAUUUUACUUCAUAUAUUUUUUGAGUAAACAAUUUUCUUUACCAGAAAUCUCGCUCCAAUUAAAAAUGUAUAGGAACUUGAUUGAAGCAUUUUUAAUAUCUUGUUGGUGUAUUGAAUAGAUAUAUUUAAUAAAUGGGAAACAUGUUAGGAAAUUCCACUCUAUGAACUUGCUACUAACUUCCUGAUUUUUAAACAAUAAACUAUAAUUCUUUAUACAAUUUUAACAUUUUAAAAUUAAAAUUAUUAUUAAUUAUUAUUAUCCCUUACUUAAUUCUAAUCAUUAAAAGUUUGAAUAACUAGUAUUUAUAAAUAUAGAACUACUAGCUGACCCUACAAUGCUUUGUUAUUUCUAGAUAAUAGUAAUAAUAAUAAUAAUAAUAAUUAUAAUCCAUGUCACCAAGGUAACUCAUAAAUAAACAAAUAUAAAUAAAUAAACAAUUUCCAAGAUAUUUGUGUCGAAAAUACAUAAAAAUCCCUAUUGUAGGUGUUUAAUUUUAAAAAAUCGUUUCUUAACGGAUGCUUACGUAAUAGCCAUCUGUAUGUAAAAUUUCAGCCUGAUCCGUUCUGUGGUUUGGGCUAAGUUAUAUUGAAUCAGUCAGUCAGGACAUAUUAUUUUGUACAGAUAGAAGACAGAUAGAUUACUAUUUUUAUAAAAUAACUGUAUAUAAUAAAAACCUAAUAAUCUAAUCAACAAAAUUUAACUAAAUUCGGAACAAAAUGGAAGGUCGGACAUAAAGUAGAUUUAAGAAGUUUUUACUCACGUUUAGAAAUCAAAAAUUGAGAAUUUUUUUUGUAUAAUGUUGAUUGAUUUCUGGAUCAACUUAAAUAUAAGGGAAACAACGGUUAACAAUACUCUGCUCAGAAUCGUUUUUCAUUAGCAAUGGUUUAUCGUUACGUAUAGAUUUAAAUCAAAUUACUCUAUAGUGUAUAGGAUAUAUAGAUAUUUUCCCUUUCAACUUUCCUCUUUAACAUCGGUAUCCAUCAGUAGUAUCAGACUUUUUUUUUUACGAAUGUUUAUUUGUGUGCGUAUUACGAAAAACAAAUAAAGUCCAAAAACAGAAUUAUUACGAUAUAGUAUCUACCUACUGUUUAUUUUUACUAUCAUAAGUUGUAUAGUUGGUAUAUACCAUAUAAUAUUAUUUAUUUUGUAUAUGAUUCUUCCACAUCCUGUCGGAUACGCGCGUAACGGAUGAUGCGUGUUCUUUCAGUCACAUUGGAAGUCGUCCAAAAAUGCACAUAAUAUUACAAUAUUUUCCACACUCGGCGACAGCCCAACUGUGUGUUCCAUAAUACCAUAUAUAUACUAGUUGUUUUGUUUUUAUUUCCCGUAUAGGUGAAUAACUCCUACUACUAGGUAUAUAUGUCUGCAUCUGCAGUAUUGUUAUAAAUUCGCAUAAAUUGUGCACCCCUGAACGUAUAGGUAUUAUAUAGCCCGAGUCGAUAAAAUCCAUCUGUUUCUUUCUUCCCCACGUUCUGUGUGGAGAACUUUUACUCACUAAGUGUUUUCAAAAUGAAACACCUCGCACAUCGCUUGCGCUGUGAUAUAUACAUACGUAUAUAUCCGAUUUCCGGGCGAGGACCGCGAAACUGUGAUAUUUAUGGCCAGUGACGGACUUAUUGGCUUUAGAAGCGUCGAUUUACAGUAGUGUGAAUGCGUAAAAAAUUAUUGUUUACCCUUUGUUUCCAAAAAGUUAGUUUUUUUUAUUUUUUUUUUUAUUUCUCCCCGCUAGUGUGUAUGUGAUGACUGGGAGAAAAUAAAUGUUUUAAGUGUAAAAGCAAUGGUAGAAAAAGAAGACAUUAAAUGGGUUCAGGAAAAUCCUUUGCGUUAAAUAUUUAUGUAAAUUCUUGAAGGCCUUAUAAAUUAUACGAAGGUAUCAAUCAAAAUAAUGAUCUGAAAAAUUACUGGUUAAUAUUAUUAUUUAAUCCAGAAUAAAAUUGUUUUCAUAAUUAGGAAUAUAACACAGUAUAAAAUAUCUCCAAAAUGUUGAGAGUGCAAAUUCGGAUUAGUUGAAAUUAGAAAAUGUAAAUUUUCAUCAUUGAAAAAUGAUUUAUUAACGUAGGUAUUGUAAGAUACUUAUAACGGUUAAAAAAGAAAAUAUAUAUUUUUUAAUUUUAUGUAUUUUUUAUUCGGGCGUGUAUUUUGCAGGAGUAGCAAGAAAUUUAUGUUAUUUGGAACAUAAUUAUUUUAAUAAAUAUAACCGACAUUUGCAGUAUUUUCAUGUAAUUAGCUAUAAGAACGUUAAACAUUUCUGAUGUAAAAGUGUUGAAAACUAUUAUUCUGCUUGCAUUUAUAAACUAAUAAUUUUUACAUUGUUCAAUAUUGGUUUAUAAUAUAUAGUCUAUGCAAUAUAAAUUAAUAGGUUUACUAUUUAUUAGUUUUGGUAUCAAUUAAUUAAAUACAUUUUUUCGAAAUUUUAAUACAUACAGUUUUAUGAAAAUAAAUAUAAAUACAAUAAAUUACCAUAUUAAUAGAAUGGAUUGCAAAUGUGUAUGGCAUAUUAAUUAACUUUAGUUAGGUAUAUCAACUAUACAAUACGUUCGUAGAAUUUCUGAUGAAUUUCUAUUAAUGAUUAUUAUUUUCUCAUAAAAUUCCGGAGUACCUGCGCUAAACCCUAUAUUGGAUUAUUGCCAAGAUACUGCUGAUAAUAUAGAAAACAAAUCAUGUAUCAAGUAUCUGUGUCGUUCGAUUGUCUGAAUUUAUGUAUGUUAUAAUUAGAUAAUAACUAAUUACUAAAAAUUAAUAUUGUACCUACGCAUAAAAUAUUUUGUAUUUUAUUUAUUUUCCAGUUUUGCAGUCAUCCCCAUGAUUUUUACUGUAAUAAAUGAAAUCGAUUGUUCAGUUAACGGAUACAUACAGUUUUAACAUAACAUAUUUCUUUAGGAAUUAUUGAUGUUUAAAAUAGGGAAAUUGUAUCAAUUUUUGAAAGCGUAAAAUUAUAAUUUGUAAAAUAUAUACCUAUUGGUAAUAAAUCAUUAUUGUAAAUAUUAUGUAUAAAAGACUCGAAAACGGUUGAUAUUUAACUGAUUAGAGUACUAGGAAUUAAUGUCAGUAAAUAGAUAAUAAUAUACUUAUCGGUUAAAAAAAUGAAAAAUAAUAAUAAAUAUAAUAGUUUGUUUAUGUUUUUUUUUUUUUUCUAAUAAUUGGUGUACGUGCCAUAGAUGUUAAAGUAUAAGUAUUUACCUAAUUAUUUAACUUCAAAAUUAUCGAUAAACAUAAUUAAUAAUAACGUUAUUAUUUAAUAAUACAAUUAAUAUUAGCUGUAGCGGGAGAAAAAUAAGAGGAAAUAUCAUAUUAUUCGAUGUUUACGUUAGCGUAAUAUAUUUUCUAAUAAUUUAGGUGAUUUUUAUUAAUUUAAAAACUGUGUAUUUUCCUCCUAGGUUUUAAUGCGUAAAGGUUAUGUGGAUGCACGUUUGUUAGAAAUUUCGGCUUUGAUUCUACGAGCAUAAUGUUAUAUUAUAUAUACUGCGUUGGGUAAUGUGCUUAAGUUUAAUAUUGUGUUUGCAUAUUAUAUUAUAUAGUUACCGUAUUAUAAUAUUAGGCCAACGAUGGUGUAUACGCUUUUCAGUUUUAAUAACGGGCCCUGUACUAUAUUAUUAUACAAAGAACAUAUUAUAAUGAAUUGUUUUAAACUGCAGGUGCGAAACAGUUGUUUAUAGCCACUAUAUAUGUAGCGGAAUAAAGAAAUGAUAAUGUUAUAAUAUUUACCCGAGACCUAAUAGUUUUCUGAACACGCUGAGAGCAUAUAUAUUUUAACGUUUUGUUGGUGGCGAAUAGAGAGCGCUGCUGCUAGUUUUUGUGAUAUUAUGUCGCGUUAAUAUAUCAUUAUUAUGCUUGUAUUUUAAUACUAUUAUUGCCAUCCACAAUGAAUUGUUUUGCAAAUUCGUUAUGCUUCAUAAAUCUAUUAUUCUUUGUUAAUUUUGAAAUUUUAAAAUCAUCUAAUAUUAGUACGAAUACUUGUAUUAGUAGUAGAUACCUAUGUUUUAGUACUCUUAUGGUGAGUUAUAAUGAGAAAUUGAAGACUGGUUUCAAAAAUGUGUUGCUUUUUUUAUUACUGUAUACAUUUUUUGAAGUAUUAAAUAUUCCGUAACUUCAUAUUAAUCGAACAGGUAGGUUUUUUUUUAAGUAUUUGUUUUUAAAAUGUCCCAAUAUAAUUUUGUAUCUUUUUGUAUGACUAGUAAUUUCUUUAAAAUGAUGUUCCAUAGUAGGCAUAGAAAAUGACGAGCUAAAAUAUUGGGUCGAAUAACUGACAUAUUAUGUUUGUUUGGUGUUUUUUUUUUUUUUUUCGGAUUUCUGAAGUUACAUAGGAAGGCUUUCAAUAUUUUCAAUUUAGAAAUGGACAAAGGUUAAAUGGUUUUCACAGUUUUUUUUUUUUAUUGUAUACGAUUGGUUUCCUUUUAUCCUUCAAACUUUACUACCUAUACACGUCUUGCGAAAUAAAUCAAUACUUAUAUGUUUUUGACACACACAUAUAACGUGUGUGUGUAUAUGUGACAUUUAAUUUUCAUACAAUUUUAAAUUUUAAUUUUAAUAUCACAUACCUACGCUAACAUUUUCCAUUAUGUAAAUUAUUACGCCACGAUAAUUAUAACUCUAUAUUGCUGAUAUGAUUUGAGUUUGAUUACUUUGUGUAAUGCGUAGAAUUGUUUAAAUUAUUUUAAUGUUGUGAAUAAGAUAAUUUUAGUUUCCAUAUAGUGAAUAUAAUAAUAAAAUGUGUUAUUAUAAUCAUCCGAUUGUUACAAUUCAUCUAGCAAUACUAUAUCAUAUAGUAGAUGUAUUCGGUUUUUGAAGGGAAACUGAAAGUUUCGUCAAAAAGUCGCGUCAUUCGGAAGAUUGAUGGAUGUUUGUAUUAUACUAUAUGUUUGGGAAAAUUGAAUUUAAACAUCGUUAUUCCGAAGAAAACCAUAGCCGGCCUAAUGGAUUAACUGCUACCGAUUUUCCACCAUAGAUAUCUGUCUUCAUUAUUUCUCAUUACUGAUUCCCGUCCCCUUUUCCAGUGCAAAAACCCUGCACGCUUUGCAAUCAUCUGUCAGUAGACUGCUGCUCGACGGGGGCUAUUUCAUCUUAAUUGUGCGAUGGAGUCGUUCUCGGUGUGUUCUUUAUAUAAACUGUUUCAGAGUUAAUAACAAUAAAACUAAAAAAAAAAAAGAAAGUUUUUAAGACUAUCGUUAACAAAUUUAUUGUGUUACAUUUGCCAUCUAACAUGUAUUUUUCAGUUCAGAAAAGUGCCCUUUAAAUUGUCUCUUUUUCCCUCCAACGACAAUACAAACUCAAUCACCCUGCAAUUGUAGUAUAUGCGUUCAAUAAUCAUAUGAUUUAUAGCGAUACACUAGUUUGGAGUGUUUGGAUUGUUUGUACAAAUAGGGUUGAAAAUUACAUUAUUUAUAAUAAUGUUGUUCUAAAAAUGUCAAGAAUAUAAUAUAUAAUAUACAUUUUACUAGCAUAUUUUAAAGUAGAUAUUUAAUUUAUAUUCCCUAAUAGGUACAAUUAUUACAUUUAUCAAAUAUACAUUGUUAAAAUCAUUUAAUAUGGUAUUAGUAAUUUACGAUUAAUUAUAAAAAAAAAUCGUCGCAUCAAGAAUAUAUACAUUUUUUUAUAUUGAUAAAACCUGCAUAUUUCUUCUGGGCAACUGGCGUAGCUCUGCAGAGUAAUGCGUAUAUGAUUGGUUGAUUUAUACUGGGCUAUAAAACAUAAUAGAGGGGAAAAAGAAUAAGAAAAAAAACUAUAACCAAGACCUACCAAAAGUUACUACUAUAGUAGUAGUGCCUUUAAUAAAUCAUUUUGAUAAUACCUCAACUCCCAUGGUAUUCCACGGCAGUGACAUUAUGCUGUUGCAGCACAUACAUAUAAAGCGCUAUGCGUGAUGUAUAGAAAGUUUAUUGCGGUCCGUUCUGAUGGACGGUCUAAAUAUGAUAAAUUCCGAAACACACAAAUGAUUUUCGUUUCAAACAUUUUACCUACCUAUAGAAAUAUUGUGAAUUUUUUUUGGAGGGAAGGGGGGUUCAUAAUACCGAAAAGGAUCUGGUUUUGAUUUCGAGUCUAAUAUGAAUCGCUAAAUACAGAAAGGGCAGCAUGUUAAAAUGUAAACAUUUUUCUGGUAGGACAAAAAGCUUUAAAUUGUUUAGAUAAUCUGGUUUAGCAUUUUUUUUCCAAUUUUUUUCAGAUAUUAAGUAAUUUUUUCUUGAUCAAUUUUAAAAUUUUUGAACACGGGUCCUUUUUUUAUUUAAUGAUUUGUAUAUACUUGAAAUUUAAUCGUCUUCCGUAGGGUUUGGUACUUUUAAUGAAUCAACUCGUUUCAUGUUUUUGGUUGAAAUUUAUACAAAAUGGUCAUUAUUACUAGGUAAUAAUAACUUUAAUUAGUAUAGAAAUCAACGGCGUUUAAAAAUAAUAGGAUAAUUUAAGUUUAUGAUAUUAUGUAUAAACAUUUUUCUGUAUGAAUUAAUAACGCAUUUAGAGAUGUAAUUUACAAUCGUACUUUGUGUACAUUAAGACGCCUUUACGAUAUAAUAACAUAUGAACAUCUCAAUUACUGAACGCAAUCGGGAGAUUUUUUUUUAGAGUACUUAAUUGUAUUAUUUCAUUUGAUUCAACUCAAGAUAUAAUUUCUAUUCUAAACGGGUAAUUUUAAUAUGAUUUAGCAAGUUACGAAUACUACUUGAUCAAUUAUAUUGAAUAACUAAAUUUAAAUUUGUUCGUGGUUUUUUUUUAUUGUUUGUAAUAACAAAAUAUAGUCAAUAUCCAGUAAUUUUCAUGCAUUUCAGAUUUAUGAAAAAAAAAAAACAUAUAUGUAUAUGACUUUUUCAAAUUUAAUUGAUAAACAUACGAUUAAUCGAUAUUAAAUGCAUACAAUUAUUAUUAAUACAUAAAAGAAAUAAUAUGAUAAAAUUAUGUAAUAUGCUAUGUUAUUAUCACGUUCGAAGUUCAGAAUUAGAAUAAUUAUAUUAUAAAUAACAAAUUUGUAUUUAAUCAUGAAGGGAAAAAUCGGCUUAUUUAUCUCUGUAUAGAAUUAUUAGAUUAGAAUAAUAUUAAUUUUGUAUUCUUACCAGAUUAUUAUUUAACUAAACAAUUCCUAAAUCAAUUCACUUGCUUUAUAAAUAACAAUUUGAAUUGUUAACGAUUGUAAUGUUAAAAUCAUAUUGUUCAUAAUAAUAUUCAGAUUUUUUGUAUACAAAAACAAAUUUUUUUUUCAACUUGAACUCGGCGGUUUUCUGUCUUGUAAUUAUGUUUUAAACGAACACAUAUUCGCUUAAACUAACAAUAAUAUAAUUUGUUUCGCAUCAAAUAUACAAUCGGUUACAGAUCCCGGACAAUAUAACGGGAGAGGGAGGCAAUUUUUAAAAUGGAUAUAAGGUACACGUUAAUAAUAUACUAGAAAGAGAUUCCGCUACUAAAUAAAUAAAUUUCACUAGUUAUUUAAAAAAAAAAAUAUAUAAUAAUGAUAAAAUUAAUAAAUUCUCUUAAAAAACUCAAAUCGUAAAAAUGUUUAUUAAAUAUAAUACAUAUUUUAAAUCAGACUUCAAUUCAGUUCGUUUAAACAAAUUCUUCAAUAAUAUUUUUAUUUAGUGAUUAAUUUUAAUAAGAAAAAAAUAUACAUACAUGUAAUGCCACGAAUAGUUUUUAUUUGACUUAAACAAAAUAUAUUGUAGUAACCUUGAUAAAUAUUUUAUAAGUACCCAUAUAAAAACAAUAAAUUUCUUAGUUCUAUACGUAUGUAUAUUAUAUCCUUAGGGUCAUGAACCCAGUUAGAGCAUCAAAUUAAUUUUGUAUAAAAUUGUGUUCUUAUACUUAACCUAUAUAAUUUGUUUUAUUAUACUUAACUAGCGUGAAUUAAACGAACUAUAUAUUUUAUUAUUUAUAGUUUGAGGUACUGUGUAGACCUACGCAAAAUAUAUUAUAAUAAUAAUUACUUUUAAUUGAAUGUCGAGCUUCCGCCAAUCGUGCGACCAGACACAUUGCGUGCUUUUCUAUAAAACUUCAACUACGGUAUAUUUGCGUUUGUUAAAACCAAAUUGGCCACCUAUAAUGCAUACUAUAUAUCUACGUAUCACACGAUAUUUUUUUUUUGCACUUUGCAUCAAUAUUAGUUUUCCAGUAACAAUAUAUAAACAUAUCAAAUAUAAUAAUAUUCUUCGUUAAGUGGGUAUCCUGUAAAUGUAUAAUAAUGCGUUUGUGUUGAUAGGUUAAGAUAUUUUUGUAUACAAAUUAUUAUCAUAAAAGAUAAACAUAUUAUAAUAUAAUAAAUGCAUAUAAUAUUAUUAUUUUAAAUUCAUGUGCUAUUAAAUUUAAUUUUUCGUUUAAAUUCUGAAUGAAUCGAAGGAAUACAUUAUGAGUCGAAUAUGAUUAUUUUAUUUUUAUUUUUUGUGCCUGUAAACAAUUUUUUUUACCAAAAAUCUUGCUCCAAUCAUAAACUGCAUGCGUAAGAAUAUUCUGGUAGCAUUUUUGAUCAAGUUGAUGCAGUUAAGGCACGAUUAUUUUUUUUGAUUUUCUUUGUAAUAUUCCAAGUAAAAAGGAAAAAUUGACAAUUUGUCGUAUAUUUUGUGUUGAUUUCUAGGUUACCUUGGAAACAUAAGUGAAAAAAUACGACUAAUUAUAUUUGGCUCAGAAUUGAUUUUCGUUAGUAAUGGUUCAUUCAAUUUCUCUCAUAAGUGGUACACCCACUGACAAUAUAAACGUCUUUCUUACUUUUAAGUGAGAUUACGUAAUUUUAUUACUGAAUUGCAAUUUUUGAUAUGCAAAAUAGUAUUUUUAAAUAGUUUAUUUUUAUCUUUUCUUCGAGGCAAUACAUAUUUUAUUAUACUUAACACUACAAACUAUAGUUGUUUAAUAAUGAUGUGUUAAUUGUACCAUAAUUUAUUUGAACGAAGUACAUUAUUUUAUGAUAAUUACCUAUAUAUUGUAUUCGAUUUGAUUUUUAGUUCCUAUCAACUUUCCAUAUUUUAUGCUAGAUAUUUUGCGUUACCAUUUAAAAUCAACUACGGAUAUUAGAUAUUUCCAAUCUGCAGCUGUUUAAUUAAAACUAAUAAUUUUAAUAUUAGAAAUAUAAUAUAGUAUUGAAUAAUAUAAGUAUAAUCAUUUUGUGUACAUUAUUUUUAAAAUAAUUAUCAGACUAGUGUGACUAUGAAGUAUAUUUUUUACAAAUGACCGUGGAUGAAAUUAAAGACCCAAUAAUUUAAAAUAAUUUGUCUAUUAUGUUUGUUUUUGUUUUUUUCAAAUGGUACAUCCAUUAUUGUUUUUUUUUUUUUUUAUGUAUCGAUUCAUUUUUAAAGUUGUUUUUUAUUCCCUUAACUAUAUAUUUUAUUACAUGUCGCUGACAAAAUGUAUUACUUUAAAACAAAUCUAUAGAGAACUAUACUGUACUGGGAUAAAACGAUUUAAUUCUACGAUUUUCACAGUUGAAAUAACUAGAAUGACGCUAAAAUAAAUGUUUAAAUGUUUAGAACUUUAUAUAGUUCAGUACUUCUGUAUAUUUCACGUUUGCAAAAAGUAUAUAUACUUUACAUAUCUGCAGAAGAAAGAACUUUUCUUCAAUGAAAAUAAUAACGAGUUCAUAUUUCCUUCUAAAAAAAAAAAAACUUAUCUUUAGUUGGUUACAAUGACACUCCGCACUUAUUCAUCCAACAACUUAUUUUAAAGUUUUUAUAACUAAUGUAAAAAACUUAAUAUACAUCAUAUUAUCUUAAACAUUUUUCGCGCCUAUCUCGCAUAAGCAGGUAGACUGUGUAUAGAAAAAAAAACUGGGUAUUUAAAAAAAAGGAAUCGUAAUUUAAAAAACCUUAGACCGUCUAUAGUUAAUAUUAUUUUUUAAAAUUAUAUUUCAUUUGAGAACAGAAAUUUGUGUUUAAUUUAAAAUCUACUAUUAUAUUAGCAUAUCACAUCACGAAAAUACUCGUUCAAACUUUAAGUGCAAAUUUAAUUAAUCUUACUAAAUUAAUAACAAUAUUAUAUUUUAAUUAUAAAUACAGUUCACUUAUAUACUAUAAUAAUAUAUUCUAACGUAAAUAUUAAAUAAUGUUUCUAUAUAUAGAAUAAUAAUAAUAUUAUUAAUUAUUAAACGGUUCCUGAAUUUCUAUUGCGGUUUAACAGGCAAUUUAUGUAGUACGACUAUGCGAGUUGACUAUACCUUUAUCAUAAAUAAUCAAGCAAUAUCGCUAAUUAAAUUAUUGUUACGUGAUCAAUUAAACGCAUUUCUCAAGAAUCGUGUUAGUUGAUAAUAAUAUCGCACUAUCAUAACGGUGUAGUGUAACAACUCAAUAAAUGCAAUUCUAAGUUAUACAUUUUAUUCUAUAGUAAAAAUGUAGUUCUUUACGAUGUACCAUUACCGUAUUUUCUUGUCGGUACAGGUAUACAAAAUUAUAUGUGUUAAACGAGAAAACAUGGUAAGAUACCAAGGAAAAUACAUUGCUGUACAUUUUAUACUGUCUCAAAUUAAUAUUCUAAUUUCAUUGCAAUAUUGAUAUUCAAAUAGUUAGUACUUCAGCCCGCUUAAGCUAACACAGAAAAAGUAAAUACAACCAUGAGAUGAUUACAUUUUUUUUAAAUUGUGUAGUUUAAAUAUAUAAUUUUAUUUACAAAUUAAAUAAUUAAAAAAUCCUACGUUGCUAGAUAAAAUACUUUUUGUUUUACAAGUGGUUAAAAAUGCGUAAAAUAUUUAAACUCGUUUUUCUCAAAGCAUAAUUUUUUUAGUAUUACAUUUAUUACUUAUCACUUAUCAUUCUGAUAGUGUGAUAUAAUGAUUUACGGUGAAAUAUUUUUGAAUUCUGUUUAAAACAUGUAUAUCAAUAAUGGUCGUUUUUCAGAAUUUUGUUAGGUUAUGUAUUUAUUUCUAUUAAAACUGUACUAUAAUGAGGUUUUGUAAUGCAUAAAGAUAAUAAUUGUAACAACAUAAUGAAAUCACUCGGCAGUGGUGGUGACCGAUAUCAUAAACGGUAGUGUAUAAUAAUAUAUACGUGUUUCGAACGUUUUAUUUAUAUUGUAUGUAUACUACUAUCAGAUUUUUGGGAGAGAGGAGAGGAAAAGAGGUACCUAUAUUAUAAUAUAGUACAGUAGUGGGCGGAAACUGAGCGGCGGCGCGGAUUUUGCGCCGUCCACGCAGACAGACAGGCAACCGCUAAAACGUCACCGUCCCGAAACGGCCGCAGUCGUUCGUCCGUACUUCAGCGUGCGGUGCCGCGUCUCGUAGUACAACGUGCAAAGAUUAUCGUGGUUUUUUUUUAAAAUUUUUUUUAUUCGUUUAUGAUCGAAAUCGCGGUUUGUAAUAUUUGUCGUAUGCUCGUGCGUACGAAUAAAAAUGUCGUCGUUAUCUAUCGUCACGCGUAAUAAAUGAUAAUAAUAUAUAAUGAUCUGUAAUUAUUGUUACUGUUAUUAUAAAACCGGUACGAUCGCCGUCAUUUGACGUUUGUUACUCGAUAUACACACCACCAUCAUCAUCACUGUCAUCAUCAUCACAACCAUGGGGCAACCGCUAUCAUCGAAACAUGAAUAUUUGGUAAAAAAAAAAAAAUUAACAGAAAAUAAUUAUUUUUUUUUUAAAGACAUUUUUUUUUGUUUUUUGACAUUUAUAUUUUUUUAUUAAUAUAUCUUUGCCAAGAUGCUUUUUUAUAUGCAUACGCGUAGUCCGACACGCAUAUAUGACGAUAAACAUAAUAUUAUAUAUUUUUUUGACAGUUUUACAACUACUAAAAUUCACGCAGAAAAUAUACAAUUUUAAAUUAUUUUUUUUUGGGGGGGGGGAACUGUGAUGAUUAUUCAAAAAUUUAUAAAUCAAAAAUAAGUAUACAGAUAUAUAUUUUAUUUAUUAUACCGGAGUGAUUUUUUUUUUUAAUUCAUAAAUAUUCAUAAUUAAUACAAAUAUUUCAUCAUAAUGUAUACGAAUAAAAUUAUUUAAUUUAAUGUAAUUUAAUUUAAUUUUAGGUACCUAGUCAAAUAUUUUGUAUCUAUAAACGUAACUGCUGUAUCGAAUUAUUUUAUAAUAUUUGUGACUCAGUUAUUUUAUAUGAAAACAUAAUAUUGCAUACGUAUAUAUUAAAUUAAAAGGACCAUAUUUUUUUUGUUUUUCAACGACUAAUUUGUAUGCUUAAACAAAGUUUAUUUUUAAUUUUUAAGGUAAUGUAUAUAUUGUAUACUAAAGAAUUUUAAAUUAACUCAAUUUCGGGUAAACGUGAAAAAGUUAAUUAGCUGAUUCGUUAAAAAUAUUUGAAUAUAAUUAGGUAAUUGUUUUGAAGAAAUUAAUAUUCUAAAUGACGUAAUUAUAGGUAUAUAAGGGAGGAGUAAAGUCCAGUAUUUUUCAUUUUACGAGCUUGGAUUUGUGGUAAAUUGAAUUCGUCAGGUCUUUGACCGAAAUCAGUCUCAGGAGAAAUUAACUUGCCGACUUGUCUACGUGAUCUUAGCUGAAAAUGUAUAAAUGUUUACGAACCUCGUACUGCGCUAAAUUGUAUACGGUUUCCUUAUGGUUACAGUGCUGGUUUAAGGUUUCAAAAGAUCCGCCUAAGACGUUAUUUUUUUAGGUCGUCGUAAUAAUACGCUUGUGUGUGUGUGUGUGUGUGUGUGUGUCUGUGUACAUAAUUCAAUAUACGCAUGGAUUUCCACCUUCGUAUUUCUUUUUUCCCUUUUUAAAAUCCAUCACAAAGUGCUCUAACUUUUCCUGCAAUCUUGCAGCUGCUGUAAUAGUUAUUAGUUAUAUCAUUGCUUCCAGAGAAGAAGUGCUUAAGUUAAUUUUGUAUAGUUUUUAUACAAGCAAAUUACAUUUUGAAAAUACAUACACUUAUGCAAUUUAGACUAGAAUAUAAAAGGAACAAAAUUAUAUAUAUAUAUAUAAAUAAAUAAAAAAAUAUCAAAAAUUAACUUGAGCUUUUUUUUCUUAGGAUCAAAGAUAUAUUUUACUAAAAAGUUUAUGUUUUGUAACUAAAUUACUAUUUAAACUAUACAAUAUACAUAUUAUAAUGUUGAUAUUUUCAUAAAUGAAAUGUACCAAAUAAAGUUUAUCUUGCGUAUGUUUACUAUUGCUUUCCAAUAGAGAAUAUAUUUCUUAAAUGUAUAAUGUAUAUAUUCAUCGAAAAAAUGCAUAAUUAUUACACAAUCCAUUUAAUUAUUAAACAUUUAACGACAAAGUUAGAAUGAUGGGUUUACAUUGUAAUUUAUUAAAUAUCAUACAUUAUUUGCAUUAAGUUAGACACAUUUAAAUGUUUGAUAAUUAUUUAAUAGUGUAAUCAUUUUUAUACAUUAUUUAAAAUUUGUUUGCAUAUUUGUAUUGGUUUAUAAACAAAAUUACUAAUUUAUGCCAAAAUGAAUUUCAUGAUCUAAAGAUUCUAUACAUAUUUUUAGCAUUAUUUUUUACAUUUGUAGAGUAUAUUUUAAGGGCAUGUUAUUUUUGGUAUUUUCAAUGCAUAUUUGCAUAUACAGUUCUAUAUUUUUAAUGGUUUUUAAGGCAUCACAGUAUGUGCCCUAAUUGUUAUACAUAAUCAUUAUUGACAAAAAAUACCUGUCUCGAUCCUUUAAAAAAAAACCACCUUAUAUAAGAAGGUAUAUUUUAUAAUGUUGUUAUUUUUAAAUCCAAUUCCUAAACAUAGUGUGAAAGCCUCCAAAGGCCUAGUGGUCCAUAAGUGAUUGGUCGUCUCGGUUAGAUUUUUAUGAAAUACUGGACCCCCCGGUUAUUAUAUGUUUGCUAAAAAAUAUGAAGUCGUUAUAAAUAUUAUUUGGUGCGUACAUUUAAAAAUGCUGCUGUGAGCGAGUUUGAGUCUGAUAUUAUAUUUUACAAAAGCAGCUAUGAUUGAACGCGAACUAUACGCUCCCUUUUGUACAAAAAGUCCCGGUAGGUACCGGAAAUUAAUUAAUUUAACACGUGCCCAAAAACUUUUGGACGGUAUAUAAACGACUCAGGCCGCGUUUACCCGGGCAGUUUAUUGUGAGUUUUGGGAUUAUUAUUUUUUGGAAACUUCGUAAAAAAUAUUAUCAUGUCCUUUUUGACCGGAUUUCAUACAUAAUAUUGCACUUUAAAGAAAUUGUAUACACAUAAAGUUCCUCGCUAUAAUCCGCUAUAAUAUUUAUUAAAUUAUUAUAAUUUAAACUAUAUUGAAUACUAAAAAAAAAAAGUCACUGAAGAUAUUAUUAUUUAUCUGGAAAAAAUAAACAAAAAAAUUUAUCGUCACGAAAAAAAUAAUUUCCUCUUUAUAUUCUUCUAUCAAAAUCUCUUUCAGUCUCGGAUUCUGUUUUAUUACGAUACCUACUAUAUAAAUAUAUUAUAAAAUAUUGUUUUCUUUUCAUUCGGGGUUUUGUGCAUACUUAUGUUAAAUAUUUGUUAUCGUGUGUUGCGGUAUUGUUUAUCAUUGAAAAUAUAGUUUAUUCGAAUAAUACUAUAUAUCCACAAGGAAAUUCAAAUGAUUUUUUAUUCUAAAAAUUCAGGAUUUUAAAAUCGUGAAAUAAAAAAAAACGCUGAUACUGCUAAUUGUCGUGCCACUGUUUUAGGAAGGGAGGACAGUUGAAUUAUAGACAGAUUGAAUUUAUAUCUAUGUUAUUAUAAAUUAAAUCAUUAUCUUUAUGUCUAUAAAAAUGCAACGGCAAACUUAACGAAACACGAUUCUGAGCAAAGUACUAUUAGCUUUGAUUUUAGCUUGUUGCCAUUGAAUUUAGAAAUCAACAAAUAUUUUAUGAACAAUUGUCAGUUUUUCCUAUUUGUUAACAAGGAAAAGUUACAAGGAAAUCUAAAAAUAACUCUUUAAAUGCACCAACUAGAUCAAAAACGUUACGAGAAAAGUACUAUUAAUUUUUUGAUCGGAGCAAAUACAACCCUCAUUACAUAUUAUAAUCUGUUGCUACAUUAUACCCUUAAUCUAUAUAUUAUUAACGGAUAAAUAGAUCACUUUUUAUUAUCAUUUAGCAAUAUCAUUAAGAAUUUUAUUUAUUUUUUUUUUUUUUUUGUGACAAGCGUUUUCUUUUCAAAUGACUUACGUUUAUUACUGUUUUUUCGUGUUGUUUUCUACUCUGGUUAUUCGGCCCAAAGGAGAAAUAAAUUACACUAUUGUUUUUUUUGUUUUGUUUUUGUACUUUAUCUUUUGUGUUUUUAGACUUAAACCUUAACUAAUAACCUUUUCUCUUUGUGAUUUUUUUUUUUUGGUGGGGGGAAAUUGAAAUAACCGUUAAUGUGUUGUGAUGUAAAAUGUGUUCAAAUAUUACCAAAGAUCUAUAGGUACCUACAUUUUUUUUUUUAAUGGUUAUACAUAUUAUUAUAAUUUAGAUUAGUCGCGGUAUUAUACAUCAUUGUAUAUUUUUUUUUUAGACAAGUUCUAUUCAUCGUGCCUAAAACGCAUUACUGCAGAAUCGGCAUUUAUACAUUAUAUUACUAUGUCUGUUAUAAUAGUGUUUUUUCGAUUUUUCUUCUGCGUUAGUGUACUCGAAAACAUCACACAGUCACAAUAUCCAAUCUUAUAAAAACCUCGUUUUAUUAAAAAAAAACGUGUUUCCAUCCACUCGGUGGCGCCGUGUGAAUUGCGAACGGAAAAUUAAUAUUCGUCUUCACUCUGUUUCCGUCUCUCUCUCUUAUUUGUAGCGUAUAUAACAACUCAACCUAGAGAAUAUUGUGUCAUGCCAAAAUUUAGCCACAUAUACUUAUAUAUAUCAUUUACAGUUGAUUCGGAUUUAUUUACAUUAAUAAGAACUACUAUACGCUGUUUUCGUGUAGGGGUACUAUAAGAAAUAAGAAAUUGUUUGUAUUCAUGCGUAAAAUAAUUUCUCAGUGUGUAUGUGAACAGUUACAAAUAUUAAUAAAUUAGUUUUAUAAUACAAUUACAAUCGUAAUCAGUUAUAUAAUAAUAUGUUAUUAUCAUUUAAACUAUAAAUAAUUUUCUAUAAGCUGAAACAAUCAAAAAAAACGAAGAGGAUGUUAAUUUUUCAUGAGUACAAGUACCAGAGUAAUUUUGAUAACAGCCUAGAGGUUCGAACACCUUUUUGGGACUCCACGUCAAUAUUAUGACUAUUCAUAUAGUUAAUACAUAGAUAUUAUGAGAAACAUUGAUAGUAUAAUAUAGGCAUUUACUUUUGUAUCUCUACAUUUUUAUGUUGGAAAAUUAAGCAUAAUAAAAGAUAUUUAUUUAGCUUUUUAAAUUACUAAUAAAUAAAAUCUUUUAUAUGAUUUUGGAUUCUGAGAAAAGUGGGCUAUGUACUUUUUUUUCAGGAAUUUUGCUACAAUCAAAAACUUUAUGUUAAUAUUUAUGUCAAAUUUUUAAUCUAGUUGAUACAAUUAAGAAGUCACUUUUUAUUUUCUCUGUAGUUUUCUUAAUAAAUUGGAAAAACGGGCCAUUUUUCUUAUAGUUUUUAUUGGUUCUUGGUUUACCUUGGAAACAAGGGAAAUAUUAUAAUAUACUGCUCAGAAUUACUUUUUGUUAGUAAUGGUUUAUCAUUAAGUACAGAUAUAAAUUAAAUAUAUAUAUAAAUAAACACGACUUAUCUUGCUGACGAAAAUUCUAUAAGGAAUAUAAUAUGCGCGUGUACCAUAUACAGAGUUUAUAUUAUAAUUUUAAUUGUACAUUUUCAUACAUAAAUAUUUCACAAACAUAUUGUUUCGACGUACCGUAUACUCGUUUUUAAUUUAAUAAUAAUGUAUACACCAUCAUUAAGUGAGCAACUUCUUAAGUUUUAAAGCGAUUAUUCAGUUAAAAUAUUACAUUAUUAUAUACGAGUAUUAUACCAUAAUAUUAUUAUACACACAGAGGCUAUAUAAUAUUAUCGUUUAUUUGGAAACAAAGUUUGAUUAAGGAUAAAUAUAUAGUAAAGUAUGUAUUUUUUACUACGUCAUCGUCUCGCAGCCUCUAAAUAAUUAUUAUCUCCAUACGGUGGUAUUCGGUGGCUCUUGAAAGUUUAAUGGUUUAUGUAUAAAUUAUAGGUUAGGUUUUUUUUUUUUUAAACGAUCCUUUUUCAGUAAAUAACUACCCACGCGCGUAUAUAAAAAACUUCCGAAGAUAAUAUAGGAUGAUAAAAGAAUCCUUUCACACCGGCUAUAGUCGACCAUCGUGUAGUCUUUGCUGCACCAGUACCUAUACGGGUUUCUAGGGGGAUGCUCUGAUUUAUGGACAAGCUGACGUUAGUGGGGGGGGGGAUUAUUACCCCGUGCCAAGAACCCGAAGGGUUUUUCCGAACUGUGCGGGAAAAAGUUUGCGUUGUAAAAAAAUUUACGGUUUGCCCGCACGGUGGUUUAAUUAACGUUGUCGAUUGUAUUUAAUGUCCUAUACUAUUAUACAUAUUAUACGAAUGUGUUGCAAAGUAAAUGUAAUCUCAUAUAAUAGUGUGUGAUAGAAUUUAGAUAUUUGUUUGUUUUUUCAAAAUGAUCUACUGAUAGUGGUAAACUACCGGUUCAUCAACAUAUUAAUAUUAUUGUAGUCUCUGGUGUUAAUGACAUUAUCCCAAAUUCUGAACGAUAUAAGUUUUAAAAAAUAUAAUGUACUAUAAUAAUCCCUGUAUUUUUAUCAUUACAAUUAUUUAUUUCUGUUUAACGAAUUUGGUUUUUUCCGAUUUUAAUUUUAAAAUGAGGGUGAUUUUUAAGCAUGCUCAUCUCAUAUGUAUUGAUAACUAUGCAUAUUAUACUAAAAUUCUGAUUUUCGGAAUUUUUAAGUGAAGUUAAAAACAAUAUUUUUGAAUACUCAGACUUUGCAUACAAUUUAAGGAAUACUUUUUGAUGAUUCCAACUUUAAUUUUUCAAAUUAGGACCUUCAUGUUUUAAUGCAAAUUUCAAAAUAUUGACGCAUUGUAUCGAAAUUUGAAUGAAACGUUUCUCAGUCGUUCUACUUUAAAUACUAAUAAGAAUAAUAGUUUAUUAAAUAAAUUUUAAAUGAGACGAGUUUAGUAAUUAUAAUUAUGUAUGUGAUGUAAAAUAUUUUUUAAUAAUAACUACCUAGUCAAAUGUGCUCAGACAAAUUGUUUAACAUUAAAAUAAUAAUACUCAUGGAUUGAGGAUUUACCAAACUCUUAUACAUUCACAAUGCAUUUAAUAGAUUAUUGACCUUAAUAUUUUUGGUAGGAGAACUUAAAUCAAUUUUUGUCAUUUUUUUUAAAAGUAAUUUUGUCUAAUAUAUUUUUUUUCUGGUUUAAAUGCCAUACGUAUGGAUCUUCAAAAGUUGUGUUACAUUAAUCUUUAGUUAAUAAUAAUUUUAAUUAUUAUUAUUAAUAUUAAAAUAAAAAAAGUAGUAAAAUACAUUUCCAUGAAUAUAGUAUAAUUUAAUCAUAACUAUUAUAUAAUAUAUUCUUAUUUAUAAUGUUCUAUAACUAGGAGUUAUAUUAGGGUUCAUCACAGGCUUACGGUCCUGUUUAUGAAAAACCAAAUUAUGCAUGUGAUAUCGAUAGGGAUAUAGACAUAUCGCAGAGUUAUAUAAAUAGGGAUUAUUGGUAAUAUCGUCAACUGCCAGUUUCUCAAGGGAUUCCGCGGCGUCUCGUAUAGGCAAUUCACCUGUUUCUGUGCGUUUUCAAUUUGGAAAAGAACGAAAAGAUUAUGUUUUAAUAUAAGUAUUAUAAUAAUAUAUUAUUAUGGAUAACGGCAGGCGCGGCAUUAUGCAAUUGACAUCAAAAUAAAAUUCUGUACAUUUUCAUCGGUAUUUUAGUAUUAUGUUAUACAAAUUAUAUGUUCAAGUGUUUUAGAAAAAAAAACAAUUGCGUACUCUUACCAUUUAGAAAUAUAUAGAGUUCGGAAUAGAAGGAAGAUAUAAAGUAGAAUUUAAUUUAUAUCUCUACGCAACAAUUAAUCUUUGCCAACGAUUCUGAGCGGAGAGAUUAUACAUGUUUUGAAAGGCCGUAAUAUUUACGAUUUGAGAAUAAUUCAUCUCCUAAAUUUUCCCGUUUUUCCUGCGUUUUUUCCCGGUUUUCCUAUUUAUUAUGAAAACCCCUGGGAAAAUGAAAAAAAAAUAUACCUCCUUGAAGUACCACCCCAGUUAAAUUUCCUGUUAAAAAAAGUUCUAUAAGUGUAAAACCCAAUACAAUGUAUCACUCCGCUCAGAAUCUAAAAUAAACAAUCUUAUAUUUAGUUUUUUUUGCGAUUGAUUUAUUAUAUAUUAUUGCUAUUUAAUUUAUUAUAUGUUAUUCUGUCGAGUUUAAAACAAUUAUUAAUUAUCAAGUGCACUUAGUACAAUAAUAUACAGUCAUCCAAAAAUAUUGAUUAAUUCUAAGUAAUUAUUUUCAACUAAAAGUCAUAUUCAAUAUGGUUCAACGCAUAUACUGUUUUUUGCCGGGUAAGGUUUUUUUUUUUAAAUUACUGAAUAUAAUUACUUUUGCUUUUAAAAUAUACUCGCCAUUAUUGCAUUUUAUUUUUAAAAUUAUAAAUGAUAUUUUUCAUAUUGACCGCUGUCAUUGCAAUGCAAAAUAUAUAAGCACAAUAUUUUUUCGCGAAUUCUCAUAUUUUGGAUUCGGAACGAAACGAGGAAUGUAUUUGUUUUACCGCGUUUUGCUUUUUUGUGUUUGUCUGCAGUAUGGGCCUUUAGUAUAUAAAUACUAAAUUAUAUUAAUUACGAAUCGUAUUAUAUGCAUAUAUUUAGCGCAUUUGAAUUUUUUUAUAGUCUCCUCCGUGUCAUCUAAUUUUUAAACCCACCUCUGUGCAUCUGUAAACAACUUUUUUUUUUACCAGAAAUCUUUCUUCAAUAAAAAAACUUUAUAGUUAUUUUCUUGUUAAAUAUUUCAUUAAGUUGAUGCAUAAGAUGGAUCUAUUUUUAAUUUUUGUCGUAGUUUUUUUUUUUUUAAUAAAUGGAGAAAUUGGGAAUUUUUUUAUAAAUUUUUGAUUGAUUUCUUGGUAACCUCGGGAACAUAGACAAUAUACGACUUAUUAUAUUCUGCUCAGAAUCGCUUUUCGUUACCAAUAGUUUAUCGUUGUGUACAGAUCUAAAUUAAAUUUUACUCUAUAGGUAUAUUCUCGCUUUUAAUUUUCCCAUCCAUCAGCACUAGAUAUCGGCCCUUUUAUCGGAUUUGUUUAUUUGCGUGCGGCGUCGACGGCCUUUCGAAUGAUUUAAAAAGCUAUGCAAUUCACGCUGUAUUAUCGUAUUAUAAUUAAAAAUGAAAAUAACCGUAUCUAUUAGAUUGUAUAUUACACGAACGAAUUUUGCACGGGCACUCGACGCAUCGGAAAUUUUUAGGGAGGGGAAUGCUGUAUUUGCGGAUUAAAUACAUAAAAACGGACCGAUCCUGCAACAGUACAUAAUGUGUACGGCGUAACAAUAGCGGUAGGUACGUAGAUAGGUAGUAAAAACGAGGAGAUGCUUUUUCUUUUAAUUGAACGAGUGUAUAGGAUCCUCUCGUCGUCGUCGUCGUCGUCAGAGUUUCCGGUGUAACGGUCGUUCAAUUUCGCGGCCUGGUGUAAUAUAAUCAUUAUCACCGUAUUUACCGCGAGUUUCAUUUAAGGCGGUCGGUCUGUUUUCAAUGAGCUUUACGCACGUCCCGCGUGCACACGCCACGGUCAUUUCGUCCCCGUAUCUCUUUCUCUUUCUGUGUCGUCCUGCCGGCCGGCGACGGAGAUUAAGGUGGUGGCGGAGGAGGGUCCGGGGGUAAGGGGCAAAGUGCGCGGGACUGUUGCAAAAGUCCCGAUUCGUAUGCGGUACACGCGCGAACACUUGGCGUUUGCAGGCAAACAACACGUUGCGACCUUUAUUCUCUUCUCUCGCCCGUCCUGCCGCAUGCCUUAUUAUUAUUAUUAUUAUUAUUAUUAUUAUUAUAUAAACCUAUAUACUUAUACUUACUUCUGUUCGCGAUACCCGUUAUCUUCGGGCGGCGGCGGGGACGGGAGCAGUUUACUUAAUAAAAGGCGCUAAGCCGCGAAAGUGGAUCUAUAGCUAUACAGCCGGUACACAUAUACGUAUAAUAAUAAUAAUAAUAUAAAUAGCGGCACCACCGCCCGCAAGUAUUACACGAUACCUGCCAUACCUACCCUAGCGCGUCCUCUCGAAAUAUCAUUUCCACGUAUGCGCGCGAUGUUCGUACGUGUGCGAUAACCGUAGCAUUCCGAACGGGUGUGUAUAGGAAUAUAUAUAUAUAUGUAUAAUAUGUGUCUAUAUUAUGUGUUUGCGCGUACACCCUUUAUAAUAUAUAUUGAUGAAACGGUUACACGCGGACCGCGUCGUCCUCGUCUAUAUAUUAUAUACGCGAGGAUUAAAAAAAAAAAAAAAAAAACACACCGGAUCCCUCCUCCAUGUUCCCCUUUCUCCAACCCACUCCGGUUCCGCCGUUUCAUUAGACUCCCGCACGUUCCGUCCGCGUCUUCGGGCCGCGGUCGCCACCGCCGUUUGAUAAAUAGACAACGAAAUUGGUCGGUGCGCUACAGUAAUCCACUUUGAACGGACACAUCAUUUCGCCAAUCUCUCUUUUUCUCUGUCUCUCUCUCGUCUGUGUUUCGGCGUUCCGCGGGUCGUGACGUGAAAAACAAUCGGAGAUAUACGCGGCGCGAACACAUUUUUCCUUUUCGCGGCGUCGGUGGCGGCGACGACGCGGUCGGACGCGCGCGAUGGUGACGUCUCGGACUACAUAUCCUAUCCGCACGCAUGUAAUAACGUCUCUUAAACGAGAUUUCCAUCCCGCUACGGCCGAUACCUAUACACUUUUUCCACAUUAUCCCCUUCCGUCAUUUAUAAAUCUUUUUUUUUUUUUCUUUUUUUUUUUUUUUUAAACGUAAUUAUUAUAUUGUAAUAUCGCGAUUAUUAUUCGCCUCGUCCUCCGGCGACGACGGUCGUAUUAUUUUAGAUUCUGUGGCGAAUGCGAGGGAAUUUAUUGGUCUUGGAAUCUUACUUCUUGUAUUUCAUUUUUAAACUAGACGGAGUUUAUUGAGGAGGUCGAUCGGUAACUUUUCUAGAAGUUUUGUUAGUACAGGUAAAUUGGGAAAAAUCAGGCAUAACUUUGUAUGCAAUUUUUGCGGAUUUCUCGGUUGGCGACAAGGGGACAAAAUACGACAGCAAAUACUCCGCUCAGAAUCGUUUUACGUUAGUGGUAGUUUAUUGAUGCGUAAAAAUACGAAUUGAAUUGCUCUAUACAUCCAAUUUUCUUCUAUAACAGUGGCAAGUCCAUCAGCAGUGUCAGUUUAUUAUUAUUAUCAUUACCGUCCGUCCAGUAUAUCGGCCGACAUCGGUCGUCUCUACAUUAAUAAUUAUAACUUCAUUUGAAAUUCAACACAAACACCGGUAAUUUCUUUUGAAUAAUAUUUUCUCAGCGCGUUUGUGCGUGCGUGAACUUAACUCCAUUCAUUAUUAUAAUAAUUCGUGGUGUAUUAUUGUUAUUAUUAUUAUUAUUAUUAUUAUUUGUUUCCUCUUGUUCUAUACUUAAAAUAUACCCACUACGUAUAGUCGUAUUGUUUUUUACUGCGGAAAUGCCAAUUAACAUAUUAUUAUAAUAUACGCUUUAAAGGCCAAACUAUUAUAGGUUGCAGUGUACUUCACACGCGCAUAUAUAGUUAUUAGUUUAUAAUAUUAUAAUAUGUUUUUUAUUCAGGUCGAAUGCAAAGUCGCCAAAUUUAGAUUAUAAUAAUUUGUCAAUUGUAUAUUAUCUGUAUAUCUAUGAUAAAAUUACCAUUACCGUACCCGUGAGUAAAUUUACAAGCGGCAAACGUCGUAAAACAGAGAGAGAUUCAGUGUAUCCGUUUAGCUAAAGGGCGUUGCAAACAUUAGCAACGUUUGCUCUGUUUGUAACCAGAUAUUAUUGAUUAUUAUCAGACAUUACUCAUUUUUUUGUUAUGCGCGUUUAAUACAACAAUUAUGUAUAGUUAAAUAUUUUAUUAGUUAAUUAUAUUCAAGCGUUUGAAACACGUUUGCCGCUCGAGAAUCUACUAUACAUGUAUGUUGCCUUUGAGUUAUUUGUAUUAGUAAAAUAGUUUAUAAUGUUACCAAUCGCAGCUCUCGUUUAUUAAUAUUACAAUAUUACAGGGAUGCAAUUUUAAUUCGCCGAAAAAUACUUAAAUAUUCUAAAAUAUGGCUCAAAUUUAAAUGAACUUGAAAAUAAUAAAAAUAAAAUAAAAAUCAACAUUUUGAAAAUAUACUAAACUAAACCGUAACAUAUAAUUGUAUAUUUUUAAUUUUUAUGUCCAUAUUGUAUUUGAAGUAGACAAAAACGAGAAUAGUUGAACAAAUUGUCGUUUUUUGUUGUGUUUAAAAUUUAAAAUAAAAAUAAUAAUUUAAAAAUGGCGAAAAUAGACUUAAUAAAAACUCAAAACUUGACCAAAAAAGUAAAGUAAAAGCUUCUAAACUAGGUUCAUCUUUAUACAUACUAUUAAACAACUAUUCGAACUUCGUACAUAUAAAAAAUGUCUCAUAAUAAGCUAAAAAAAAAAAAAUAAGAAGCAAUAAAUGCACAACUCUAUUAUUAUAAUCGAUAUAUUAUUGUAAUAUCAUUAUUUUUUUUUUCAUUAUGGAUUUUUGUCAGAUUAAUUUACUACAUUAUAUUGUGUUGUGUAUAUAUUGAAAGGUUAAUACCGUCCCGUCAGAAAUUCGGCAAUAAUUAUUAUUUCAAUAUUGAAAUCGCGCCGCUGUUGAAUUUGAUGUUUUUAUGUUAUUAUUAAAAUAUUUGUGCAUCGAUUUAUACGUGUCACGUCACGUCACGUCACGACGGUAUUACCAAAAGAUAAAUUCGUUUCGAUAUAUCACUAUACUCUAAUAAUAAUCCUCUUGCAAAUAAUUUUUCAUAAUUAAUCGCAUACCGAAUUUAUUGCCGUUUUUGCAAAUACUGCAUCUGUAAUAAUAAUCCGUGAAUUCCCGGAAUUUCUAAGUGUGGACGUACAAGUGCGGUAUCCAGAUUUUUAUACUCCAGUAGUCCACGGAUACAGACAACCGAUCGAAAUCUUUCGGCAGAAACCCGGGAUCCGGAUUUGUAUUACAUUCCAGGUUUUUUUCUUGACACUUGGCACUUGGUGCUCAAAUAAAACUAUUAAAAUACUAUUAUCGCGAGCCAGUUGAAUCGUUAUUCGUUCGACCGAUUUGAUAAUACUGCGGUAAAAACGUGGGAUGUAAACACGCGAGCGGGAUGGGGUUUUUAUUAUUUUUUUUUUUAUUAUUUGUCGAAAUCGACCGUCGGCGGCGGAAUUGAUUCCGAUACGUGUAAAUCUUGCGGCGCGCGCGGCCGUUUAUCUUGGAAAUGUGUUUUGACACUGCAGCGCAGUUUGUACAAAUCGGAAGUUUUUGUUAUUUUUUUUUUUUUCUGCCGCGUUACAAAUAUUAUUUGUGUUUUAUCGAAUUUACGGUGGAGGAGGUGUAGUAGUAUAAUGCAAUAUUGUUUUUACGGCGACUGAAUAAAUAAUAAAUAUUGGUACAGCUGCUGCAGUGUUGUGCGCUGUUAUAGAAAUUACGUUUAUGUUUAUAUAAUAUUAUUAUAUUCGUCGGGCAAAUAUACAACCCGUGUACAUACAAUAUAUAAACAUUUUACGACUUGGAAGACAUUUUUUUUUUUUUUUUCUGAACAAAUUAGACCGCGGCAUUUAUUUUACCUUUUGUACAUUAUUGUAAUUACGAUUUUGAAAACGCGAGAACGUUUUUCAUUGUUUAUUUGUAUUUUUCUUUUUUCUUUUCCCGCGUCGCUUUCAACAAAUAUCGUAGAAAACUGUUAUAUUUAUUCGUUCUCUUAUUGUUUGUUAUGUGUAUUAUGCGGGUGUUUUUUGUUUUUUUUUUUUUUUAUAUAAUAAUAUAUUCGUUUCACCGGGUUAUAAUGUUAUUCGCGUUGCGGAAUAAAAGAAACAAACCCUCGGCCGGCCGUGUUCUGAAUGAAAACUCCAUGUACGAAUAAUUAAAAAUAUUUUCGGACAAAAAUUUAUUGUAUUCGGCCAGCUGUGUUUCGGACGACGUGUAGUAUAAACUUUGUGUUUAUUUUGUUUUUGUGUAUAUAUAAAUGAGUAUAUAGCGGCGACGGUACGAUUUUCAUUUUCCGUGGAAUUUUUUUUUUCUUUUGAUACAAAUUUUUAUUUCAAUUCACAAAAUAUAAUAGUCGACUUUUUAUUAUUUAAAGCAUCUUGGUCAAGAUUUUUUUUUUCACAUUUAUUCGUCCCUAGAAAAUUAAUAACAAUAUUAUAACUAUAUAGAGUUAGGAUGUUUAUGCGCUAAAAAAGGAAUUACGAAGUAUAUAAUAAUAUGCGCUGAACGAAAACAGCUACAUUACAUACUACAUAUGACCGGAAAAUAGAUACAUAAAUGCGUUAACAUUUUUUGUAUUUAUUUAAUUAUUUAACGAAAAUUAAUUAUGGUUCACAGUUCACGCCCCUGUACAGUUGGAGAAACACAUAGAUACAUGUUAUCAUUUUUAAAAAUUGUUUUCAUUCAAUUAUACUGUGUACGGGCAAAGCCAUGCGAGACGGUUAAAUUGGAAUGUAGUGUAAUUCAGUUAAUAUAAUGAAUAAUGUAACGAAAAAUCAUUGUAAUCAAAACGCGAUUCAGAGUGGAGCUCGGUGAAAUGAUGAUGGUUUGUUUUCCUUUUAGGAGUGUAGAAACCAUUUUCAUGUAAAAUAAAAAUUACUGGUUGAAAAUUCCACAUCUUUUAAAGUACUACGUAAGAAAAUCGAAGCUUUCUACUCGCCAAAAAAAAGGGUAUAAAAAGCAAUUUUUCGAAAAAACAGUUGGAGUUUCGGAAAAAAAUUGGAAGUAAAAUUAUCACUAGGUGAAAAAUCUGCUUCUAUUAAGGUAUAACAUGAAUAAACCAACCAUAAUCAUUUUUAAGAAAAUACAAUAACAGUAGGCACCUAUUGUCUAUAGGUAGAAUAUUAAAUUAAAAGCGUUUUUUUUUAAAUUUUUUUUUUUUUUUGCUUUAUUAUAAACAGUCUUCCGAGAUUUUUAAUUUGGACAUUUUCUUUCUUUGUUUAUAAAAUUCUUAAUAUUAUUUAAAUGUUCGGAAACAAUUCUAACCGAAUUAAUAGUUAUUUUAAUAUUUUUAACCGCUGUAAAAAACAUGAACUCAAUAUUAUUUUCUACAGUUUGAUCAAAAAAUUCAGCCCUUAUAAAAAUGAUGGUUAUGUCGUCGUACACCUUAUAAUCGUACUCCUUAAACAUCAAAAAACUCUUGAAAAACCACUCAUGUGUAAUCAUAAACAUCUUAACUCUAUUACAUUAUAAUAGUAAUAACAUAAGCUAUGUUAGUGACAAAAAAAAAAAAAAAAAUGUACACUUUUGAUGAGAAAUACAUUAUUUACACCGAAAAAUGUGUCGAAUACUAAAAUCGAUGCGAAAAAGUGUACACUUUUUGUUAAAACAAACAGAUCUAUUGUUGUGUCGUGAUAAUGAUGGCGUGUACUUAUAUAUAUGUAUGUAUAUUUAUCGUAUUAAAGAAUCUCUGCGCCGCCACUGAAAUUCUGACGGCGGAGAGGGUCUCGUACGGCCGGUUUCGGUGGUGGCAGUGGUGACGGGGAAGAGUAGAGAGCGCAAACAUGAACGAAAGUGGUGUGCCGCCCGGCCCCGAAAAAGCACCGGCACCAUCGGCGGUGGCAAAAGAAGCUGACGAUGCCGGGACCGAGGACGAGCAGCUGCUGUUUCUUAAGGUAAGACGAGACACUCGACGACGGCCUUGUUGACUUUGUCAUGUUUUCCGUUCCUCUUUUGUGUUUUAUUUUUUUUUUUCCGGAAAGACGAAUCGAAAACCGCUGGGGGAGAAAACAAAACCGUCGUUGUUGACUGCUCGUCGUUGUCGGGCCGUAUAUACGUACGCGUAUUGUUGUUGUAGUAGUGCACUCGUGUGUUUUGCACAGCACUGUUGUACUAUCCGGAAAAAGUCGGACACAAAUCGAAAACUCGGAAAGCUCCUAUAUAUAUAUAUAAAAACUUCCGCCCUUUAGUUCCGUGUGCUGUCUGUUUACCACUGCAAUCCUCGCACGAAUCGUCUUUGCAGUAGAUGGUUUAUUCGGACACCGGAUAUCGUCGUCAUCGUCUCCUGCUGUCGUCGUCCCCAAUUUUGUGAACUACUUGAUGGCGAAAUAUAUUAUAUUAAAUUGUACACUCUCAACAGCUAUAUAAUAUUAUAUAAGCGCUUCCUGUCAGCAUCAUGCAUCCCUUUUUCUCUCUCUUCAGCUGCAGUAUAUAGGUAAAACUUUUUGUAUGAUGAAGUUUUCAAAAAAUAAAUAAAUAAAUAAAUAAAUAAAUAAAGUUUUCGACAGGCCUAUCAAAAAAAAAAAAAAAAAAAUACUGAUACUGCUUAUGGGUGUGUCCUGUUAUAGAAAGAGAGUUGAAAGAAAGAACGUGUGGAGUAAUUUAAUUUAUAUCUGUACGCAACGAUGAACAACGCAAAGCGAUUCUGAGCGGAAUAUUAUUAGUUAUAUUUUUUCUCGUGUUGUCAGGUUAACUAAGAAACCAGCAUUCAAAUUAAACAAAACAUGUCUCCAUUUGUUAACAAAACUAUAAGGUUAAUCAAAUAAUGAUCCACCCAAUGUACCAAUUAGAUCAAAAAUGGUACAUAAGUUAUUUCUAUAAAGUGUUUGAUUGUAGUGAGAUUUCUGGCGUAGAAAAUUUGUUUACAGACAAAACACAUCAUACUAUAACCAAUAUUAGUAUUUAGGUUAGUAUAUAAGUACAUUUCUCGCAAAUUAUACGAAAUUUAAAUCAAAGAAACUAUACUAGUAUCAUAAUUUUUUAAUUUUUAGACGUGGCGAUUCAAUUAAAAUACGGUAGUUGACCUAUAUAUAUAUAUAUAUAUAUUACAUUCUCGCAGUGUAGGUACGUCCGAAAAUUAGAGAACGCAACACUUUAAUAAUAAUUUGUACUCGUGUUUCUAGAAAGUUUCAUUAUUUCGCGUCACCGAGCUAUUAUAUGUUUGCUUUGUUUUCUUCGCUAUACAAUUGCUCAAAAAGUAAAUACAAACAAUAGCCUGGUACUUACGUAGGUAUAAACAUACAAAAGCUCGUUAAAUUAUUGUUACGUAUUUAUCAUUGAAAUCUAGGCACGCGGAAUAAUAAUGAAACACUUGAUAUUUUUUUUUUCAAAUUCAAGUUUUUAUUAUACGUUUUUUUUUUUUUUAAUGUUAAGUUUAUAAUAAAUUAGACUUCCCCGAGCAUGUUAUCGUUUUAAAUCAAAUAAUUAUUUUAUUUAUUUAAUCUCAUAUACACUAUAAGAACAAUCGAAAUAAUCCGGUCUUUUGUAUUUUAAUAAAUCGGUUCAACGCGUUUAAUAAAAUUACUAGCUGAUAAUAUUGUCAAAUAAUCGCUUUAAUUUGGGAAUUAUUGAACGUAAUAAUUAAUGCAAAAGCAGCAUUAAUCGUUCAGAAAAUAGUUUAAAAAUAUUAUUUGUUAGGUUUUAAAACAGCUACUAUAUUCAAUACGUCAAAAUCAUAUGGUUCUAUAGUAACGUAUAUUUUCAACAGUUUCAAAUUGUUUUUCUAUCCAGUAUUAACAUAAUAUAUAUUCGACUUAUAUUUUUGUUACGAAACCUGUAAAUAACAUUCAUUAUUUUUAAUAGAGUUUUAGACGACCGUAGAUAAUAUAUAAUAAAUAAAGAGAAUAUUGACGAAGGGGAAGAAAAGUUAUCUAUAUAAUUGCGUUAUAGAAUAUUUUCAUUUUAUACUUUUAUAAUUCACGGGUGUUAUCUAAACUAUUUUCAAAAUGUAUUGAUAUUAUAUAUAUAUAUAUAUAUAUAUAUAUGUGUAUAGAGUUUAGCUACAAUAAAAACGGUAGUAAUAUUCUUGAUUGGAUUUUAUAAAACGUCGAAUCUAAUUAUAUCAACAACUUCUCAAAAAUUAAAUAUUUUCAAACAUGUAUACGCAUUAAUUAUAUAAUGUACAAAUAAUAGUUUCUGAAUUUUCAACGACCACUGUGAACAUUUCAGCGAAGGAAAAACAAGUCGAAGUAAAGAUUAUCGUCAAACUUACAUUUCUCUAUAUAGGUAGGUACUACAUUUCACGUGAAUACAUUUCCUUUAUAUUACUAUAGUAUAUAUAAGAGAGGGACGGCGGGGCGGACGUAUUUCAAGAAAUCGUUUCUGGUAGUUUUCUGCAGGCAAUCGCGUUAUUUCUCUUCGGUGUAUAUCGUACUCGUAUAUAAUAUGUAUAUAGGACGACGGCGCGGGGAAGUAGGGUGCCCCUUAACUAUAAUUGCACGCCACUUGAUUUACACACCAAGAUCGUCACUAUAUAUGAUAUAUAUAUAUAUAUAAAUAUGAUUUUUUUUUUUUUUUGGUUAUAUGUUCGUCGUCGUCGUAUUCAUUCGCCACAAUAGCAAUAAUCCCUUAGAAGGAAAGUCGUGUUUUACACGGGGUAUAAAUAAUAUCCCCAUCGUAUUGUGCGUACACAUAUACACACACACACACACACACACACAUAUAGUAUUGACAAAGACUGGUGGGUGUGUAGUGGCGUGUAUAACGGUAGCUUUUGUUUUCUAUACCGCAGUACGCAGUAACACGCACGCACAAUAAACGCGUAGAGCUUUUAUCACGGAGAAAGAGAAACAGAAAUAAGGAGAGAAUGAGGAGGAGAUAUUGUAGCAGAGAAAAACUGAUACUGUUAUAGAUAUAUGUGCCAAGUGAAUUUCGGAUUUUUCGUGUUACACUGCCGUCUAUCUAUAAACAUAUAAAAACUCGAAAACCUAUCUUCUACUGCUAUUUUUUCCGGAAGGGGGCGGUAAACAAAAGGCAUCAUAUAAUUUUGUAAAGUCGUUACACGUCAGUAGCUGUGGUGUGUGGGUGAUAUCAAUUCGUUUUCGAUGAUACGCGCACAAAAGAAUGAAAUUUAAUUAUCGCGAGCCCGCCCCGAGCUACAGUGUGUGCUUGUCGACGAAAUAACUUUGUUUCUCAUGUAUAUUGAACAUUUAUACUCGCGAAUAUUCGAUUUUCGCAUCUUUUGCCGCGUUUAAUAUAAUAGAAUAUAAUUAUACCAACAAGGUUUAAAAUACUUUUUAAAAGUUCUGCAUACUUGUAUUUUCCGUCAUUAAUACUCGUAAUAAUAUUAUAUUCGUUUCCUUGUUAAUAAUUCUUAGAUUACUUUUUUGCAACUACAUAAUUACCUUGCUUUUGUUUUACCUCAGUUAUUUUAGAUCUUUUGUAUUUUUCCCUUUACAUCCUUGCGUAAUUUGGGUCACAAUAUUUCAUAAUUCAUCAGUCCAUAAUUAUUGGUGUUUUCGCUUAUCCUCUAGCAUCUCUUUCAAUUAUUAUUUUUAGUAAGCUUUCGUUCUUUAAUUACGUUGCCCUAUCAUCUCUUAUCUCUUCCGGAUUGAACGCGUAUUUCCAUAUUGUUGCCAUUUUUAUUCUGCAGUUCAUAAAAUCCCUUCGUUUGUAAUUCUUUCAUUCAGCGGGGCGUGGAAUUUUUCUGAAGUGCCGCAACUCGCGAAGGCUUCCAGUUUACUUUUUAUAACGGAGCUAGUAGCCGUUAGUUUUGUAACCUGCAAUUAGUGUCACGCUCCGUACAUACAUCUUCACAGUGGCGCAUAGACGGAUUAGUACUGUAAGAGCUCUUGUACAUGUGCUGUUGAAGAGAAUGCAUGUAAAUAACUCGUAUACUGGCGGUGUCGCGGGGAAAUUUAAAAAAAGACUUGAUAAGCCUCAAAGAGGAAAAAAAACGUCUACGCUGCUGGAUUUUUAUGCGUUUCUGUCUUAUGGUUAAACCAACACUAGAUUAUUAGCAUUAGGUAUAGUAGUGAGUAUACGCCUUUUAUCUCGGAAGGCUCUUUUCGUCUGUACAGUAUUUUAUAGUAUAUUAUAAUUGUAUUGGUUUUAUUACGGGGCCAUCUUCUGGCCGUAUUCUCCGUAUUAGGAAGUGUAUAUUUCCUGCAGGUACUAUGCGAAAUAAUAAUAUGUUAUUUUUGACGUUUUACGUGGAAUUUUCGAAAACCCCGUUGAAAUAUAACUUCCGAUAGGUACAAUAAUAGUAUUUUGAAUAUCCUUUGUUGUUUUCGGCUCGAUGAGAAAAGGUAUGUGUGUAUACAUAUACAUUAUUGUAUGAAAUAUAUUAUAACGUUGGAAAAUAUCGUUCAAUUUGCUAUUGUUCGCGGUGCGGUCGUUUUGACCGACAGUCCCCGGGGACGGAUAUACGAACGGCGGCGCUGCACAUCAUGUUAUAUAUAUAUUUCUGAGUGUUGUUCUUCCCGGUCCCGAAACAGUGCCAUCCCUCAAAACACACUCUAGGGGCCGGUACUGCUGCUGCACGAUGCAGACGUGAUGCAGACUUGUAUGUAUUCGCACACCGGUGUAACAUUUUGUUUUGACUGAUUCGACGACGACGGUGCUCGUGUGUUCGCGUGAUUAAAUUAACGCGUAUGGAAUGAUCGAUGAGUAAUUUAAUAUUUGGCGUAUGCGUUUUGGAAAUGUAUCGGGUGUAUAGUUCAUAAACCGCAAUAAUUAUAUUACAUAAACAAUUUAUAUGAGUCGUGAGCAACAAAAAAAAAAAAUUAAUUAAAAAAUGCGUUCCAUGCAACUUACGAUUUUCUACUGUACAUAUAUAUUUUUUUCGCACACAAUUACCGAAUAAUUUUGUUAAAUUGGUUUGUAGAAAAUAAAACACGAUGCUCGUUUUACUUGCAUAUUUAUUUAUUAAUUGGUUAUUUUGAACGCCAGAGUAGGUUCGCAGUGUUUUAAACUAGUCACUGUGUUUCCAAAUAAAACACAAAUGUUUUAAACGUUCAAAAAUUCAAUUAAAAUAACUGAUAUGUUCUGAAGAGUGAUGAUAUUUAUAUAUUUUCUAUUCGUUCUUAAAAUAUAAACGAAAAUAAAAUUAUCUUUAUAUUAUACAAACUACUAAUUAUUAUUAUUAUUUUUUUGUUAACCAAAACGCUUAAAUAAUCGUACCGAUAAAGUUAUCGAGCUAAAAAUUAAACUUAGACUUAGACUUAUAUUAAUUGAGUAACGCAGGAUUUUAAAUCAUAGUUUUUAAAAUCUUAAUCUAGAAUAUCUAUACGUUUCGGAGAUUAGAGUUGAGAUUUGGAUUUUCAGUUCUUUUAAUAAAGAUUUUGAAAGUAUAUUUUAAUGAAUUAUGUCCAUCUAUACUUGUAGAAACACUAGUAACAGCAUCCUGUAUAUUCGAGUAUUAUUUUUUUAGGCGAUAUUCUUUUUAUACUGCAGGUGUUUUACUAACAAUAAUGUGACUUGAAUAUAAUAUUAAUUUUUUUUUUUUAAAGUGCUUAACAUCUCCCAUAUAAAUUAUAUAUUAAUCUUUUUUUUUAUGUUCCGGUAUCUCGUUAAAAAAAACUUCUCGCACUAUACAUUUUCAUGUCAAAUUUUUUAUCAUCAUUUAUAUAUAUAUACAAAUAUGAACGCUUUAUCUUGAGUCGACGACACCAUGCCUAGCUGGCGUGUGCGAUUUAUGAGAUAACAACUAUCUAAGUUGUUGUUACGAGUUGUAAGUUUGUAACAUGUUCUUGUAGCAGUUGGUCGUUGUCAACCGUCCCCCGCGUAUACUAGCUGCGACAACAUCGCUUGUAAUAAUAUUAAUAAUUAGUUUCGGAGCUCUUUGACUAAUUAAUCAUGUUUUUUUUUUUUUUUUUUUUUUUUUUUAUACAAAUAAUAUUGAUAAAAAAAGAGGCUACCGCGUAAUAACAGCUAUAACGCCACUACGCAGACCGAAAAUGGUAGGAAAGGAGUAUUUUAGAUUCUGAGUAAAGCGAAAAAUGUUAUUGGUUUAAUACCUAUAGUAUGUUUUUAUUUUUGUAUUUAUUUCUUUAAACAACUUUUCAAUUUUAAAAACCUUACUCCGAUCAAACACUUUAUAGGAACUUCUUGUAGCAUAUAUUUUGGUCUAGUUUGUUGUAUUGAGGUUUUUAUUGUUUUCUUUUGUUAAUAAAUGAGAAAAACUGAUAAUUUGAUUGUAUAUUAUUUAUGUUGAUUUCUGGGUUCCUUCGGCAACAAGGAAAGAAAAACGACUGUCCUAUUAUCAGAAUCGUUUUAUAUUAACAAUGAUAUAUCGUUGCCUACAAAUAUAAACUAAAUUACUCUAUGUAUCCUCCCUCUCGAUAUCCCUUCUAAAACAGUGGCACACCCGUCAGCAAUAUCAGCCUGUCUCUCUCUCAUCGUUUUAGUUUGUUAUAAAUUCGUAUUCGAGAACUGCUGCAACGCGGAAAGCACUUGUAUUCAGAGCGAAAACUUGAUUAAAAGAAGAUUGUCCUCGACGGUAUAUACUUUUUAGUUAUAUACAGGUAUUGUGUGUGUGUGUGUGUUUUUUUUUUUUUUUUUUAAAAACUCCUCCGUACGCUGUCGCCCGUUUUGUACACAAAAGACCCCUGAAUCAAUAUAGAAAAACAGGGACGAUGAACACCCUCGUGGAUGUUUUGUAAAAGCUUUUAUGGUUGAUGACAAAAAUUAACGGAAAGAAAAAAAUAUAUCGCCGUGUUUCACGCCCUACAUUUAUUUAUGCACUGACGGCUACACUGAUAUUACGGGGAGAUACGGAAUUCGUUUUUUCUUUUUUUAAUCAUUUCGAUCCUUUACCUGUACUCACACAAGAUUUUUCAGAUAGUUUUCUUCGAAUGUUUUUCACGUUAAAUAUAUUCUUUAUUAUAAUAAUCUAAUCUACUUUUGUAUUUUAACCUAAGUAUUAUAUAUUAUUUAAUACACACUAUUUACAAAAAAACAAUCUCUCGGUAAAUUAUUCUGUGUAUUGAUAUUUUUUCAAUUCAGGUUUUUUUUUUAUCACAAUCUACAUGAUUUUAACGAUUAAUUCAUGUUAAUUUUUUAUGAUCUUGUUUAUUCUUUAAUAACAUUAUAAUAAUUUAGUAACAAUAUCAUCGUCUUUUUUUAAUUUUUAUUAUUUUUUUUUUUCAUUAUAAUAUCAUUUCUGUACAGUAUAUUUAUAGUAAAAAAAAAAAUAGGUUAUUCGGUUAUUAAACAAAACAAAAAUAAAGUCGUUUUCAGACAUACAUUAUAAUAUAAUAUAGUUUUUGCGUUUGGAAAAAAAGCGAUUCUUUGAUCGUAAUAUAGUUAUGUUGUUUUAUAAAAUAUUAUACCUCGGUGACACUGCACUUCCUCAAAAAGGUUUAUAAUUCGUUGUAGUCUCGGUUGUAGAUUUUGAAAUCUAGCCAAACCAAAAUGAACAAAAUAUUAUUUAUAUUCAUAUAUAUAUAUAUAUAUCUUUUUUUUUUUUUGAUACUACUUUCGUCUGUGAUGUUGCGCGUCUGUACCUAAUUUUUUUUUUUUUUACAACAACAAUUUUCCCAUAGUAUUUUUUGGCAGCAGUCUCCGAAAUAACAUUAUAAGCGAUGUUUCAACAUUCUGGAAAUAACUUACCUGUUGCCGGCGGACGCACCGUGUCUAGUCCGAGUCCGUCAUCGGCGUGCCCACCACGGUUCGUUAUCCUUUCCACCCGCGGCGAGUUCCCUUUAUCCGUUGUUGAUCCGUCCUUUCUCCGCGGGCCUUUGCCCAUUUCCAUAGCAACCGCACAUUUUUUUUUUCGUUUACCGUGUAUGUCUAUUACGUAGUAAAUGCGGACUUCAAUCGCAAGCAUUUACUGUGUAGAGCUCGGCUGAUGCUGUUGCAAGAUUUAUAUAGGCUGAUGCAGCUAUAUAUACGCCAUUAGCAAAAUUAACCUCUAAUCCUACGCCGUCACGGCCGUUGCGAAUGAUAAUAUUUACUCAAACGCGUUCGAAAACGGCGAAACGAACGGCCGAUAAUUGUACGUGUAUUAUAUUAUAUCUCAUUAUUAUAAUAAUAUUUACGCGGACACCUGCACUGAUGAACAAAUUUUUUUUCACCUCGCAAAAUGUCGGGGCACAAUUUUUUUUUUCUUAAAGUGGUGGUGCCAGGUAAAUCCAGCUGUAUAAAAUAGGUCAUAUAGUUUUUGGUUGAAAAACGGUGCGUGUCGACUUUUCCGAUUGCAUCUAUAAUAAUAUGCACCGAGUAACGAAAAUAAUAUGCAUAUAUAUAUAGAUCCACGUAAAAUAUUUUAGUAACAUUUUUUUGUUUUUUUUCGCCCUCUGAAUUAUUUUGAUAUAUUUUUUUUUUGUAAUAAAUAUUUAGAGGUUCAAUGCGGGUUAUAGAGAGCGGGGGAGUACAGCGAAAUUAUAUUCUAAACAAACACGUAUAUAAUUAUUAUUGUUUAAAAAUAAAGUCGAUAUAUAUAUAUUUUUUUUCCAUAAUUUACCUUUGUUAUAAUUAUGUAAAAUGUCGAAUAUAAAAACGCUAAACCUAAAUAAUAUAUUGUUACGGCACAACUUUUAAUAAGUUGUUUCUAUAAAAGUAUUAUAACAGAGUAACUGCGACAAUCGUUCGGGCACACCAAGGAUAUAGUCCUUAUCAUACAUAAAUCGUAUUUUAUUAGCAGAGUAUUUUUUUUUUUUCCUAGUGACGAACAAUUAAGUUACAUCAAAGACAAAAACUGGUCGGUUUAACAUCACGAGUGAUUACGGUGUCGUUUUAAAUAUUAUACGAUUUAACGUUUAUGCGCUUAAAAUUACCAUUGUAGUGUUUUUGCCAAAAAAAAAAAAACCAAUCAACCAAGAACAUGAUCAUAUAUUGAGUAAAAGUUUACCGAUUUUAUGAAAAAUUCCAAUACCUUGGAAUAAUUAUACUGUAUAUAAGUAUAUUAUAAUACUUUUCUCCGCGUACCACGUGCGGCGACCGCCUCCGGUGAAAAGACAUAAUUUUUGUUUAUCCGGGUCAGCACAUCACCGCGCAUUAUUUGACACCAUGUUUUCCGUUUUAAAUAGCUGCCUUCGCGAGAAACUUAAAGCGAAGAAAAAUGUAUUUUAAAAUAGUAUUUAUAUACAUUUAUUUUAUUACUAUUAUUAUUUUACUGGUUUUUAACCGUUUGCGAUGACACUUAUAUUACGGUGUCCAGUGUCGGUGAAUUUGUACGUUCCAUAACCUAUAUAACAUGACUGUAUAAUAUAUAUUCACGAGAGGCUUAUAUACUCCGAAUGAUUCAUACUCGUUUUUGUUUUAUAUUUGUAAUAUUAUUCAGGUUUUUUUUUUAAAUUAAUUUUUCAUGAUUUGUUUAAGAAAAUGCACCUAAUAUUUACCAAUUUUUUCUCGCAGUACCUACCUCAAUCGAUGCAAAUUUUCUGCUCGAUGUUACCUUAUUUUAGUUGAGACAUAUUUAUUGUACAUUCUCAGCAGUUCACCUUCUUGGCCCUUUUUUCAUUUUUGUUGUUAUUUUUUUUAGUUUUAUGUUGUUUUGAAAAAAACUCCACUCCGUUCAUAAUCGUUUUUCGUUUGAAAUGAUUUAAAGUAUUUCCUACCUUCUCAACUACCCACCUACAACAGUGACCUACCCAUGAGUAGUAGCAAACUGGUGUUUUUAUACGUAACAUGUAACGGACAUUGUGGUAUAGUUUUAUAUGAAAGGAAAAUACAGACAAGUAUUUAUAUAUUAUACUCGUAUGUGUGUGUAUAUAUAUACCCAUUCAAAAAGAACUGUAUAAUAUACAAUAAUAUAGUCCUAUAGAGAUUUAAAUAUUUGUAAAAUAAAUCUUAAGCUGCAGUAUAAUAUAUCGAUCCGUUAUUUGAUGUUUACGCAGUAGACAUUAUCGAUAUUUUCACUUGAAAUAUUCAGGGCGUUAUAAAAUUUAAAAAUGGUCGGGUGCGAAAAAAACCCUCGAACGAAACUCAUAUAUUUAUGUAUAGGGGAAUAAUAAAAAAUAGAUAAAGUUCGGCCGAAAAACGUAAAGCGUAGGUGCAUUAUUAUUAUUAUACGACGUCGAGUUGUAUACGAAAUACAAACAAUAUUAUAUUGAACGCGUGAGAAAAUCCGAGUACGCGCGGAUCGUCCUGUAUAUUCGGUGGCGGUGGACGCGGCUAUUCCGGUGUAGUGCACUGAAUAUUAUUAUAAUAAAUACGGUGACGGUGGCGUUAGUCUGUUCUACUAUACUACGGCGCGUAUGUGUUUUGAGAAGCGAGUACACCAAGUCCGUUCUGUUCGGUUCGGUUAAAUAUUGUUAAGCGAGUAAAUUAAAUAACGUUUUCCAUCUGACUGCAUUAUAUUAUAUCGUCGUCGUGUACAACAUUGGUGUACGCUUUACGCCUACUGCCUUUGCCUGUCAUCACUAGCGCAGUAUAUAGGUAGCUCGAAUGCCAUUCGACGGCGUAAUGUAAUCUUAUCCACAAGAUUUAGAAAAAAAAAAAACCGAUUAUAAUAUAUUGCGGAAGUUAUUAUAAUAUGUUCCGCUUCAUACUUGCAGGUAUAUUCGUGGAGUAUCACCGAGGCAAUAAGCGUCACAGUGGUAGGGUCCGGAAAAAUUUGUUUCGCUGCAUCACCCGUUUCUUUAGUUAAAAGUUCCUUUGUCCAAUAUUUAUCUGAUAUUUCUGAUUUUUUCCGCUCCGUCACAACACAUAGUGACGACAAUAUAAAAUAGGUAAGUACCUACCAAAAAAAAUGUCAUGUUUCGAAUCCCAGCGGUUUAGGCUGUGUGUUGAUUUUUGAAACUAGAUACUAGGUACUUAAAUUAAAUAUCCUUAAAAUGAGUUAUUUCUUACAUUCCUAUUAAUUGUGUUAAUCAUUGUUAGUAUUGUUUUUAAUGGUUUUAUGUCGUUGUCAUUUUACAAUAAUUAUUGUUUAAAUCUAAAAACUACACCGUCCGUCUAUCGAAAACAAUCGAACUUAGCAUACAAAUAUAAAUAAAUCAAUACUAUUUUGUUCGACACAUUUUUGAAAUACCUUCAAUAAUCCGUAACUCGGUUCCUUGAUUGCGAUUGAUUCUAAAAAUUGUAAAUAAUAGAUCGUUAUUGUCAUUUAUAUAUUAUUAUUAUAAUUUAACAUGGCUACUUACUUGAUGUUUCCAAAAAUCGUUGAACCUGGAAGAUCGGCGAAAUAAGUCCAAUAAAACAUACACCCACGACUUCAGAAAAACCGAUUAUUGUUGCUCGCAGGAUUACUGUUUCUGAAUUAUAGUAUUAAUAGUUUUAAUUUAUUUUGAAUCGGCCAUAAAAGAAAUCCGUGCGCGAUAUUAAUUCACGGGGUGGCUUUAAGUGCAGGCGAUUGACCACCUGACUUGAAGGAUACUUUAUGUUACGACGGUCACCUGUUUGUAGACCAUAAUAUGCAAUGCAUUUCUACGGAACUGUGCUUAGUUGACACUUGAACUCGUAACACAUGAUCGACUACGCAUACGAGCGAUUAUGUUGUAAGGGGCGAUAAAAUAUUUCGUCAGCCAUUUUUAGCGCGUGUAAUCCAUUGCCCCGAAUUGAUGUAUAUAUAGGUAACGGCGUAAAGAGCGAUCAAAGUUUCAAUUUCGACGCCACCGAUCCGUCACUAUAUUAUCGAACCGAGACGACGGACGGGCUUAGUGUGCUCGGUCCUUUAUAAGAUUUCGGUCCGGAAGUAGAUGCAUUUAUAUAUAUAUAUAUAUAUAUGUGUAUACACACAAUAUAUACGCGCCCGGGUCUAUAAAUACCGGAAUGGCGUCAACGGACUUCGCCGCCGCCGCCUGGUGUGUGACAAUGUAUUUGAGCGCGACAGUCUCUCCCGCCUCCGCCGCCUUUAUAAUAUUAUCACCACGUCGUCGUGGUUUUUUUUUUUUUUUUAAAAACAUUUUUAUUUUUUUUUUUUUUUUUGUCAUCUGUCGGCCUUUUAAAAAUAAAACCACCUGAGAUAAUAGUACGCACUAUAAUAUGACAUUAUUGCAGUGUAGUAUUGUAUCUGCACCGCGCGUUCCGUAUUAUACCUAUACAUACCUGCGUAACGUGAAUUUUUUCGUCCUCGUAAACGACGUGCCUGUUUAUAAUAAAUGAAAAUCGUCGAGGGGGAAAAUAAACUAUAUAAUAAAUACGAGUAUACAACCGAGAAACACACGACAUAUUAUUAUUAUUGUGGCCAGACUUGGGAUGCUGUGUCAAUAUAAUGAUAAUAUUAUUUCACGAGUUUGUUUUUCGAUUUCGAGACAGAGCUCACAUAAAAGUGAACACGGCCGAUGUAUUAGAACUGUUGGAAAUCUGGAAAAAAUGUUUCAGUUCAAGUAUCACUGGCACGAAAAUCUACGUCUUUUAUGGGGACGCCAUACCCUCAUUAUUUUACUAGGAUGCGUUACUUAAAACGUAAAUUAUGGCGUUUAGGUUAAACCUAGAGAUUAAACCCAAAUAAAAAAAUUGGCAGAGAAGAAUAUUUUUCGAGGGCUGUUCAGAAUACGGUGGGUACGUAUUUUUUUCUAAAAAGUUAUACAGUUGUUGGUUCUUUUUUUUUUUUUAAAAAACUGUAACUUUGUUUUAUGACCAUUUUGUUUUUCAGAAAAAUAGCUGCGUACCUAUAACAUCCCUUAAAGAUGUUGUCAUAUUUAAAUUUUGUUAUUUGUGUUAGAAUAUUAAUUUCAACAUAAACGUCACAAUUCAUGUACUGAGAAACCUAAUUUUUCCGUAUUGCCCAUUAGUUAGACUAAGACAGUAGAUACGGUUGUAGCAUCCUCUUAAGAUGCUUAUACCUAUACUACAGUGUGAUGGAAGUUUUGGAGGGUUUUUACUAAAUUAAAAAGUAUCUUGGGCGGAAAACAAAACUCUGCACGUCGUAUAUCAUAAUUCAUCCGCUAUAAAGAAUCUAAAAUCCUAUAUUAAUUAAUAAAAUAAUUGUUACAAAAUUAAUAAUGGAGCACUUGUUAUUUUUGUGUACAGGUACUGUGUAGGUAUGUGUUUUCUGUCGGCAGGAAGUGAAAAUAUUCAUUAUGAAAAUUAUACAAAAGCAUUUCGGUUUAUUUUGUAUGUGUAUAUAAUAAUUACACCUAGUAUAAUAUACAGUAAUUUACGGUUCGUUUAAUCUCCAAAAUUAUAUAUUACGGGUAUAGAAUGAAAUUUUGUCGAGGGUGCGUAGAAUAAUAUUAUGUUUUAGUCGACCAGCUGCCGCCCGCAGCGGUGUCUUUUUAUCCUUGUUUACAAAUGUUCACUAAACAUUUUUACCUAGAAAAAAAAAAAACGAAACUUGCAGUCAAAAAUUGUUUUUAAAAUCAGUCAUAUGAUGUUAAAAAACCGUUAUCACUUUUUUGGGUUCAAAAACAGCUAUCGGACGAAUUUAUCAACAAAAAACGCUAUUAUUGUAAUUAUUUUUUAAUCAAAAUCAUAAAUCUGCAAGAACCUACAUAGCUUAUGUAAAAUUAUACAUUUUUUACAAAAUGUACACUUCAGACGGGUACACCAUUUGGGUGCACUUCAAUUCUAUGAUUUCGUAUCGAUUAAAAACCAUACUGUUAAGUAGUCUCAGCCCUAUUUUUUUUAUUGAACAAUUUCUAAAAUUGUUUCUAACUGCAGAAUUUAAAAAUAGACGUCUCAGUUAUCAAAUUAUCAGUAAAAACACUAAAGAACUAACACAUUUUCAGUACUGCUGGCGGUUUGGUGUAAUUAUUUGUUUCGCGGAAAUUAAACUGAUCAAAUUAUUGUACAUAAUAAUAUUAUGUAUGAAAUGAAUAUUAUUAUAAUAAUUUUGCCUGUAUAGAAUACAUUUUAAAACAGUUAAAAAAAAAAGUUUAUUUUCUUGUUUAAUAUUUACUUGUUUAACCAUUUUGUCUUAUUUUACAACGCCUUUUUUUUUUUCUCAACUAAACAUAAAUUUAAAAGUUUUGAUUAUAUAAUAAUAAUACCUACGGUUGGUUUAUUUUUUUUUUUAUACCUUUUAAGAUAAACACAGGACCUAUGUAUAGCCAUGCAGUUUUUUUUCCCGAAUAACAUUUUAAAUAUUAGGUACUUUUUUUUCCGGAUUUUAUUAUACGACAAUCGUGCUGGUUUUUCUCUUUUAUUAAGUACACGUAAUAUAUUCGAAUUAGUCAAAUUUAAAUAGUUUAUAAUAAGGAGUAUAACACGAAUUAAAAAAAACAUUUUUUUUUUUUUUGUUUAUUAAACCCUUUAUAAACUAGUUUAAUUGUGUGUUUUCAUAGUAUACUGUUUUAAUAAUUGGGUUGAUCCAUUUGUUUUUUUUUUUUUUUUAAUGUAACGAUUUUCGUGUUAUUUGCAUUAAUUUCGAGUAUGCUCACAUGUAGUUUAGUUAAAUUGUCACAUGUGUGCGCUGCACAAUAUUGCUGUGGUAUAGUAUGCAAUCGUAUAUUAUAAUAAUGGUAAUAACCAUAAAGCAUUUUUUUUCUUCUAAAUGGCCAAAAGAAUGUCAUUGGAGUGGGAAAAAGCAGUCAGACUAUAAAAUUACAUACACACACGCUCGAUUUAAAACAUUUAAUUCUAAACUCCGUGUUGUAUAAUAAUAACAAUAAACGUUUAUCGUACGACUACGGUGUGUACAAAACUAGUAGGUAGGUAUUAUAAUUUAAAUACUUACAUUUUCCCUCUGUGUUUUAUUAAUAGUGUAUAUUCUAAUUAUUUAUUAUACUCUGUUAGCUCGAUUGCUGCAUUAACAGCUAUAUGUGUGAUUAUACAAAUUUAAUAAUUUUUUCUCUUGUAUAAUAAUAAUAUACUUCGUUUUCUCGUGCAGUUUGUGGUGUGAUGCGUUUAUUAUACUGCAGUGUGAUGUUUCACUUGAACGGUAAACGAGAAGUAUUUCAGUCGGACCUACGUAAAUAAAUUGAUAUUAUGGGUUUUUAUUUUUUUGUUCAGGAAGAUCGGCGGUACAAAAAUCCACAUCUUGAGUCUAUUUUCAAAAUGUUAACACUUGCAUUUACAUAUAGGUACUUACUUACACAUACUUACAAACUUACAUUUUCUCGAUUGAAACCAUCAACUUUUUAACAUUUUUUCUAUUUAAAAAAUGGUCCGAAGUACAUCAGCCAUCUAAAUCAGUGGGUUUCAACCUUUUUUUAAACACAGCACCCUGUUUGUUUUUCAUAAAGUUUUCAUGGCACAUGUCUCAGCUUUGAACUACUUUUUCUUUGACAAAUAAUUUUUUUUAAGGUGAUUAUUAUUUAAUACUUAAUAAUAUUUUACAACAAAUAUCGCAGAUGCAUUAAGCUUAAACGCAUAUAUUGCAAAGCAAUCAGUGACUUAUGAAAGAAGGGUUUUUGUAUGGAUAUUUUUACUAAUAAUUUCUCUGGGUGACUUUUUCUCGUUCCAGAAAAUCACGCGUGAUAAAUAUAGAAGAUAGUGGUCGUAAGUUUUUCAAUUUUAUGUGUAGAUACUUUUUUUUUUAAUGAUUUUUUAUUUAAUUUAUAAUAGUUUUUGAAUGAUAAACUAUAUCUAUUUGGGAAAAAAUAUGCAAUUUACCUUAAGACCAUAACCCACUAGUGUGUCACGUGCCAUUUUGAAAGACUUAAAUAAAUAUUUAUUGUGAUAUCAUUUGAACGAGACACACUGUGUGUAACAAACGAGCAUUUCGUUAUUUUCGUUUUUAUAAAAUGUAUGAGAUUGUUAAUUUUUAAGUUUUGAACUUUUUUAAUCUCGACGCUGUGCAGCUGAUUGAAACGCAAUUAAUGAGUUUAACAGAUUGGAAAUGUAUACCUAAGCGUUCUUAUAUAGAGUAUUGUAUUGUAAAUUAUAUUAUAAAAUCGUUAUAAACUUUCGAUGUAUACGAAAAAAAUAAAAAGAGAAAAACUCGCGUGGGUUUCGUAUUAAAGUUAUUUUCGAGGACAAGUUUUUACCCGCCCCCAAGAGUCCUCCGCAGAUUCCCGGCCGAAUUCGAUCGCGAAUAAUAUAAUGAAACUAAAAAAACAAACAAAAAAAAACAUUACUUUUAAUCACAAAAUCGUUCAUUUUGUUUUCGCGGUGCGAUUUGUAUAUUUACCAUAAAAUAUAAAUUAUAUUUUUUAAAGUAUUUUUUUUCCAUGUUAAGUUAACCGACUGUAAAAUAAAAACUGUACAACAUGCAGUCCGAUAAUGGUGAAAAAAAAAUUAUAGCUGAACGUUUUGACAAUUUUAUUAUUGUCAUCGUCAGUCGUAGUAAGUACAUCUGUUGUUGUCGUUAUCUGUGCGUGUUUUAGAUAUGAUGACGUUUUCGUAUGCCAAUCUUCCGGAAAAAUGCGAUCUGUUUUAAAGAAUAAGUCUGAUUUGUUCUUUUGUUUGGGUAUUUGCUAUCGAUUUUUCUUAAAAAAACAAAAUAGAUACCGAUUCUUUCUAAUUACAUCUAAUUUCUUAUUGUCCGAUAUACUGUUUAAAAGUCUUUAUCGAUAUAUUCGUGUUUUAAGAGGGAUACCACAGUAACAUUUGUUGUUUUUUUCUAUCUAACAGGCAAUAUAGCAAAGAUGUGUUUUCGCACGUUCAAUAGUACUCUGUCUGUAAUAGACGGAAAAAAAAUAUUAUUUCAUCGAAUUAAAGACGGCAGCAUUUGCUAUGCUUUUACAUGGAGAUUUUUUCAUAUAUAUUUCCCAGGUAAUCUAUAUUCAUACGUCAAACUUUCGAAAAAUAAAAUUAGUUUUAUUAUUUUUUUAUCUUAAUAGAAAAUUCUAUAUAGGUACUUAAUGAAUAUACCGAAAAAUAUAUCCUGUGUAAGCAUAUUAAAUGCCGUCCUCUUUAAUUUGGCGAAAGAAAAUUUUUCCAAGUCUAUUUAGAUCCUAUUGAACGCACGAAAACACAUUUUUGCUAUAUUGUCCGUUAGAUAUAAUAUAGACAGGGACGGUAAACGUUACAGUAACGCCUUCUUAAAUCGCAGAAUAUAAUAAAGGCUAGAAGGAACAAAAUAUUACACGUGGUGUCGUUUGCGUUUAUUUUAUCCGUCCUCGUUUGUUAUUAUUAUCAGUAUUAUUAUUGUAAUACGAUUGUGUUGCACGAGACGUCGCGAGUUUAUAUACCUGCACACUCGUGUGUAUAUAGUCAAAAGAUUCGGCGACAGAGUUGUUUUUCUCGGCACAUAUAACCGAUUCCCAUCCCCCGUACCCUUCCCUUGUACAGCUGCAGCAGCAAUAGUAAUAAUAAUAAGUUAUGCUUUCCGGAAUGCGUAUUCAAAUCCUACCCGCGCAUCGUUCUCGUAAAUACCAACGGGUCUCCGGGGACGUAUAAGGCCUAAACGUAAAAAAAAAAAAAAAAACCGUUCACCCAUAACUGUACGGUAGUUCUGUGUUUUUUUUUUUUUUUUUUUUUUUUUUUUGUAUAUCCUAACCGUUACAACGACGACGGUGACAAUUUCGUAUACAUACUUAUAAUAAUAAUAAUAAUAAUAAUAAUAAUAAUAUAAGAACCGUCUCCUCGACAAAUCGGCGUUGUAUUCGGUUAUAUUAUAUAUACGACCGAGUCUGUGCAGCGUCCUCUUUAUUAUACGGAGGAUCGAUAAGAAUAAAAUAACGUUAGAAUUUUAUUUCAUCUUCGCGUUUAUUUGUUUAUUUAUUUAUUUGUUUUGUUUGUAUAGAAACGUCUAUUGUUGCGGAUAUACAGACUUGUAGGUCGCACUAUACAAUACGGUUUAGAAAAAAAAAUAAUAAUAAAAAACUAAGCGAAAUCUCCGCAGGUAUUUUUUAUUUUUUUUUUUUCGGUGAAGCUUCAGUGUUAUUAGAAAACUAUCUAACCUUUUAUAUGGUUUUUUCUUUCAUAUCGCGUUAUUUGAUUUUUUUCCGCAUUUGACGAUCGUUUUUUUUAUUUUUUUGAAACAAAUUGGAUCGUGACUAUUAUCAAAGAACCCUUCAGUCAAUUUUUAUCGUCUCUGCAGUUUUCUUCUGCGCGUGUCUAUAAACCAUUAUUGAAAAUAAUAAUGUGGACAUUUAACAUUCUGAGCGGAUUCCUGCGUAUUGUUUUCCCAUCUGUCCGUGAACACGAUCAUAACCACUUGUUCCAAUCAUUAAAAUCAUUCCUAAAUAAACAGGCAUGACAGCGAUAUUGGUCUGCGCUUAUAAUGUGUACCACAGACAUGGGAUGAACGGUAAAAUUACGGGAAAAGAAAUGAUUUGGUUAAAUUUGGUUUGUUUGUAUCGCGGUUAUUGCACAGUACCACGGACUAAGAUAAUAUGAACAGGACGCAAGUUAGACGUUUGGUAAAUGCGUGGUUAUUGUACUUUUUCUUCCAAAUCUAGGACACAUGCACAGUAAUAGGGAAAAUACGUACUUUUUCUGACGUACGUCUGUUUAUUUAGUCAUGAUUAUAAAACCAAUGAGAUCAGAAGCCGUCGGUCGUCGGGUUGCGGUCGGGUUGUUGUAGUCGCUAUAAGUUCGUGUAAUGUGGUUUGACAACCGCUCGAUGGCUACCUAUUCUUCACCAUUUCUAAUAGAAAAAAAAUUCCAGUUUUUGGUGAUCAAAUUACUACUAACGCAAAUUAGUACCGGGUUUCGAUGCGUAAUAGCAUCCUUUGAGUUAAUAUGAUAUCGAAAUUCACUACGUAAAUCAAAUAUCAAUGCUAAAAGGUCGUAACGAUCUGCUUUUGGUACAAUAUUUCAGUUUUAAAGUAAAAAUGUAAAAAUUAAUUUAAUUUUUGUUUUUUUAAGGUCAAAUCACACGGUGGUAAGAUGAAUUUAAAAAAUUAUAAUAAUAUUUUUUCGACAUCUUCGAUUUUUAUAAUUUCAUUUUUGAAAUUAAAUUUGUUUAUUGUCUUAAAAGGACAACACUUUCCGCGUGGAAUUUCCAAUUCUCAGCUUUAUUUAUUAGCUUUUAUCUUUACUUAAUUAACAUUUUUUUUUUCAAUUACAGUACAAUACAGUACUUGAUUAUUUUUGGAUUUCGAAUUUCAUCCAAGCUUUCUCCUCUGUUCCUAUUUACUAUAAUAAGUAUAUAAUGUUUUUUUUUUUUCAAAAUCAGCUAAUUUAUUAUCUUAUAUUCUUCUGCCGAAUACCAACCAUUGUUAAAAAAAAAAUCGUAAAAAUAUACUUUUAUAAUAUUAUAUGUUAUGGAUAAUAUAUUUUGUCAGUUUUGAAGAGCUUUGUAUUUUAUUUAUUUAUUUAUAUAUAAAUAUAUACGAGUAUAUACGUACUCGGGAACUAGCGGCUGUCACGCGCACGGAUCUUUUUUCGCCUUUUUUUUCUCGUCGAAUUUUCACGACGAUGGUGAUGGGCCCGACAGGUUCGCAAUAUUUGACGAUACGUCAGUUUACGUGUCCAACGACGUCAUUGACGUUGCCGGGGAGGCAUUUUUCGAUAGAUCAAUUUUGGAUAUACUCACACACACACACACACACACACUCUUACGUACGAGUAUGAGUAUGUGUAUAAAAUAUUAUAUUAUAUAUUUAUAGAUUAUGUGUGCGAAGGGAUGCCAUCGACAGCCAAGCUGAAAUAAUAUAUAGUACCAUAAAUGCGUAUACAUAAUAAAUAUAAUAUCGUUGCGGUAAAAAACCGAAAUCUGCAGUUGAAACCCCGGAAUUUACCAUAGCGAAACCUGAAUUAUAUAGUUUCGGUUAGUUUUUAUUAGUUAGGUAUACACUUAAAGUUUUUAUAUAUACAUGUAACAAAAUAGCUAAAUGUACGCGGUGUAAGAUUUAAGCUGCUAAAAAUGCUACGGAGAAAAAAAAAUAGAAAAGAAUAUCUCGGUUACAUACGCCGUCGUCGGUGUCCUGUAAAGAUAAAUUCAAAAUAUCUAGAUGAAAAAGAAAUAAUUGAAUAAUUACAUAUGAUCCAGACGAAGACAAAAGAUAUAUAUAUAUAUAUAUAUAUAUAACAAUAUUUGCGUACACACAGAUAAAGUUAAAUAAAAAUCGGCAACAUUUUAUCCACAUUUGAAAAAAAGAUUGAUAUAUCUAGUAGUAAUAUAUCUAUAUAUAGUUAAACAUCUAGAUUUCAAAAAGUUUGUGUCAUUUUGUAAAAAUAUUUAACUUGAUGAUACGAUUAUUUAUUUUAGAUGACGGCUCAGACAAAUAUAACUAGAUAAAUCACACCACUGAUAGCCGUUCGUAAAAACUAAGUGUACCUAUGCUUAUAUCGGUGAUAUGAUGCAAAUCUGAAAUUUUGAUUACAAAGCAAUUGUUCGGGUUCUUGUAGUGUAUUGUUCUUUAAUCUCUUUUUUAAUUUAAUUUAACAAUUUAAUUAAUUUCGUUUUUUCUUAUACUGUAUACCUACGCGUAUAUUCGAUUUAUUGGAAAACGAUUUUACUAUAUAUAUAUAUAUAUAUAUAUUUAUAAAAAAAAAAAAACAUAAAGCACAAGUCACUAAAAUCCAAAAUCAUUGUUUGUAAAUCCCACGCGAUUUCCUAGACUUUGUCAAAUUCGGAUUUUUCUCCAUCACCGGAGAAGUAUCGUCGCGGUCGUUAUAUUGUAUUAUUAUGAGAUUGAAGGAGGAAAAAAUACGACAAAAAAAGUCGUCGUCGUGUGUGCUUUUAUUACACGUUAUGCAGUUUGGUUUUGGGCGAUGGUGGGAGAAUAAUGUAAAUAAAACGGGGAAAAAAAUGAUUAAAACGUAAUUUAUUUAAAUGAAAAAUAAAAAUGUACACAUUGUAUGCUGUAUGUACACGGGAAUCGAUUCGUUUUAAUGUAAAACUCGUAAUGGAAUUCGAAAAAAAGUCGGGGAGGUGGUGGUGGUGAGGGUGAUAGUAGCGCUUUGAGCAAAUUCCAUUUAUAUACCCGAGCGCCCGCCAGCGUCGUUUUUUAUUUUUUAUGACCGAUCGUGUUUGUUUUGGACGGAUUUAAUUAAACGAUACUGUGUGUGUUUACCUAUCGAUGGCGGGGCACUGCAGAUAAAAAUGUUUUAUCAGCGAUUUUAUAUCGAUUAGAUUGUUUUUAUAUACAGGUAUUAUACCUGAUGGAAAGAUAAAUAGUAAAAAAAAAAAACUCAUCAAUUAAUAAAUAGGUGUCGUAGUAAUAUAAUUACGAAAUAUAGACGCGAAGAAAUGUGACGGUCAUCGCGAAAUUCCCGAUUGGUAGAGGUGGAUUUAAAGAAGGUUAGGGGCUAAAGCCCUACCCCCUUUGCAUAUACAUAUUUACUUUAAAUAUAGUAUACUUGUUCAAAAUCACAACGCUUUAAAACCAAAAUCGAACUCACAACCGAAAUCGGAAAAAGUCUGAUACCGGUAUUAUUAACUAAACCGAGACCGAAUUCAUAAAACCGGUAUUUAAAAUCAAAACAAAAAUUGAAACCGUAACAUUUUUGAUGCCGGUACCAUGCCGGGUUUAGAUACUUUUUCAUUGGAGUUAUAUUCUAAUAAUACAAGUAUUUAAACAAAUUCAAUUGCGUUUUUUUUUUUUUUUUUUUUUUUUUUCAAGACUACAAAGUGCUAUUUAUUAUUUUAUACCGCCGUUCGCACGUUUAUUCGUGUCGGUGCCGCAGUAUAACAGUAAUAUUAUAAAAAUAAAAUACCCGCAUCAGCAAUGUUUUUCUGAUUGUCGUUUCGCCGUUCGUGAGUCAAACGUCGUCUUUACAGAAGUACAUCGUGGGGCUUAUUCGCAAUUGUCGUAUCUCCAAAAUUGAGUUUCUGAUUAAAUACAUGAUAACACAACAUUUCAAAGCAUUCUGACUAAAAAUAAUAACAGUCUAUUAUUCCUUGAGAGAUCUGAUAAAAAUACAACGGAAUUGUCAACGUUGAGUGCUCUUAUUGUCAUUUCGAAGUUAAGGUUUUAGUGACAAAACCGUUUUUUUUUUUUUUUUUUUUUUUUUUUGCGUCUCCUGAGCAAUUAUUACCGUUUAUUAAAUAAUUUUAUAUUUGUAUCGAAUUAUUUCAUAAAAAAUAAUAUUAGAAUAUUAUCGUUAAAAUCACCGCGUAAUUGGUCCGUCUAUAAAUAAAAAUAAAAAUAAAUAUUUAUUGUUGUAUUUUCGUACUGCCUGCGUGCGCGUCACCAGAAACACGCGAACUAACGUGUAUUAAUAAUAACUGCAGCUGCAGUUGUAGUGUACAAGGCGCGGAAAAAUCAAAGGUAAACAACAACAAAAAAAUAAUAACUUUUUGGUUGAAAAAAAAAACGAAGUUCUAUAUAAUAUAUAUAUAUAUGUAUGUAUAUUUAAAGAACGAAAAAUCAUUUUAGCUGUUUAAAUCUGAAAAAUCGAAAACAUAUUUAUUUAAAAACGCUCGCGGCCACUUACAACAGAUACGGUAUGAUGGCUUUCCUGUGCCGCGGAUAGUCCUCAAAUUUGGCGCGGUACCAGUGAUGAUUGAUGAUUGCCAGUUCGAACUGAUUGCCCCAGACGAACAACAGCACGUACUUCCAGCCGGUGCCACCCAACAGGACCACGUGCCAAGCCCCGUACAUGAUUACCUCGGUGAGCAUUUGCGGGCUGGACACCAGGUCGAACAGGCCCCCGGUGAUCACGCGAUGCUCGUACGUCACCACCCGGCCGUCCCGUUUCCGGGCCGCGGCCAGCGCCACGUUGGCCUUCCACUGUUCGCGGUACGCCCAAGUGAACAACAGCGCGCCGAUCGCGAGCCGGGCCACUUCGGUCCAGCCCCGGCAGAACACCCAUCCCGGAAUGGUCGGCGCCUCGGCCAUGACGGUGGCCAUGGCUCCGGCGUAGUGCAAGUAGCCGGCCACGUAGUACCAUAGGCCAACGGCCGUCUCGGAGAACACGUUGACGCGGUGCGUCUCGUACGCCCGCCGGUAGCACUGAAACACGAACAUGGUGAUGGCCGUGAGCGCGGCGGCCGGGCUGUACGACGGCACGGGCCGCCGGAUGGUGUCCCACAGCCACCGGCGGCACAGCGCGGUGCCGGCGGGCCACAGCGUGACGUCAAAGUACGCGUCCGCGAGCAACAUCGCGGCCAGCGUGGCCAGGCCCGCGGAGAACGCGUAAAAGUGUUUGUACCACCGUUUGGGCACGCUCAGCAUGCCGGACGGCCGGUCGCCACCCGUGAUCUUGCCGUACGUGUACAGCCGGACCAGCGCGUCCGGCACCAUCGACCCGUCCACCGAUUUCAACAGCAACGGGAACGCGACGAAUAUGACCGUCAUGCCGACGAACAGAACGUUGACGUUGUCCAUGACGAUGGUGAUGAUGAUGAUGGCGACGGCGGCGGUAUGCCGACAUGUACGGGUGACGCGCGGGUUUAAUAUUACGUCGCGGCACCGCGGUAUAUUUACCACGGCGCCGAAACAAUGCCGGUUCGCGCCGAUCGGUAUACACACGCGUGUACCCGAGGUCGUUUACGAGUAACAAUAAUAAUAACGUAAUGUCGUGCGACCGAUUCGGCCGAUUAAACCCGCCGCCGCCCGCGAUUUUAUUAUCGACAGCACAAUCGCACGCCGACGUAACCGUUAUGUCUUCGUGCGAGUUUCCCGCGCGCCCGUUUCCGUCAAACAAAAGCCCGCGUUUGUUUCGCGAGUUUCGACACAACUCCGACGCUAAUAACGUUAUGUAUAAAUGUCCAUGCAUGCGUGUAUUAUUAUACGCACGCACACGCACACGCAAGUGUGGCGCGCGAUGGAAAUCAAUCGCCUUCGCCGCGGCGGAAGUACAGGGGAAAUUAAAAUGCCGACAGUAGGAAGUGCGCGCGUAAUAUUAAACGGCGGCACGAGACGGACGGAGAGCGUGGGGCGUUCGCGAUAGGGAAACCGCCGCCGCACGGUACGCGGAGCCGAGAACGCGAUAAUAGUGAUGAUAAUAACAUCGUGAUAAUGACGCGUCCCGAGCGUUUUGAAUUGCACGCGGCGAUAGAGACGAAAAAGACGCGCGGGGAACUCGGUCCGCGAACCUCGGCAAGACAGACGCCGCACGGCGGUUAAAAUCGGAAAAAAAAAAGGCGAUCAAAACUCGACACGGCUCUAUUGCAAUUUUUCAUUGGGAAAAUGUGGUUUUACAAUUUUCCAAGGGAAAAAUAUGGGCGAAUAUGGGCAACUGGUCUACACAUUUACCGACUCCAUACGCCUUAUUGAUGUUUGAAAUACAUUUUUUAUUGGUCGGCGAAAAAACUGGUUAAAACCGUACGUUAUUAAACGCAUAACUGGAGCUAUAACGAGUAUUAAUUUGUUACCACCAAAAUUAUCAAUAUUGCAGAUAUAAUAUAUUUCUAUAAUAAUAAUGAUAAAUACUCUAAUAGUUUCUAUAUUGAUAAAUAAACCUCCCCCCCUCGUCGUGAAUUAUAGGAUUUCAUAGUGUACGUACACUAAAAGUAUUACCGAAACUACAAACUUUUUAAUGGUAAAAAAAAAAAAUUACUUUUUUUUUUUUUAUUAAGUUUGAUAUUUUAGAAUACCUAAAUGGGCACAGAAUGUAUUUUUGUACAAUAGUUUGCAAUUUUUUUUUUUGACAAUUUCUAAAAUCACUUUUGGCCGGCUUUUUUCAAUUUUGAACCACUCGUGCGCCGCGCCGUUAUAUCUCGGAAAGCGUAUUUUAUAUUAUUGACUUUUACUAUCGGAAUUUUCUCUCGUGCGAAACGUGCGAAACGAUCCACCAUCAUAAAACGUUGCGUCGCCGUUAUUUUUGUUCGCUUUUUACGAUUUGCGGGGGUUGCGAAACCGUUACGACCGGCCGCACCUUUUCGACGGAUGUUGGUAUAAAACGAUUUUUUCAAAAUUAAUUCGACACGCACUGCUUUGUAAAAUACGAUAAUUCGGUCGGGUCCGAACCUACGGUUCACUGUAAUGCAAAACAAAAAGUUCUAUCGACAUAUCACACACGAGCACAAUGGUCUAAACUGUAUAGUACGAUUUAAUAAACUCGAUGUUGGUCCAAGGCUCGAGUCAAUUUUACAUAUAUAGUUUACAAUUUGAGCAAAUUAAAUUUUAAAACUACGUGCGCUAAUACAGUAUAUACACGUACUCGUUUUGAAAAUAAGUUUGUUUACGCCAUCAUUCAGACCGAAAAAAUUCCAAAAUUAUAAAGAAACGUUAAAAGUUGAGACAUAAGCCAUUCUCCCCCGGGGACCGAAAACGCAUCGCUUCUUCAAUCAAGCAAAACAUGUCAAAUUAAAAGGUUUUCCAAUACGGUUAAAUAAAACGUGUACUUAAUAUCGUUUCGAAAACGUUGAAGUACCAAAAUUAGCUGUAAUAUCGAACGGAUCGUGCGGAUGAGUAUAAUCCUACAGUGCACAAUAUAGUUCGAAACGAAAUCGUGUGAAAUACACGUAGGCUUUUCAGAGACGCUACACCAUUGCAAAAGUCACCAAAACGUACACUGUUAAGUUUAAAAGUCAAUAGUUAGGUCGGUGACGAGUAAACGGACGAUUUUUUUAGACGCAAUAGUCGCGCGAUUAUACCGCCGCUUUCGUCGCUGCGUUUUUUGAUGAUAUUGAAAACAACACCCCGAUAAUUUCAUUCGGGAUUCGAUUUCGCUGACAAUAUAUUGUCUUUCGUCUACCACGGCGAAAAACUUUACCAUUCGCCCUAUGUUUUUACUUGCCCCCCUUCCCAUACGCGCAGGUGAACGGCGCACUAAAAAUAACAAUGCGACCGUCUUUCGUUCUCUUUCCGUUUCGAACGACAGCGGUGAAAAACGCUGGCAGAUAGCCCGAAAUCGCCUUGUAAUUUAUCAUUGAACGUGUGUGGUUUUUUUUUUUUUUUAUGUCCUCCUAUAUCUUCUCUCUAACGCGUAUAUUUUCCUAAGUCGCCGCCGCCGACCACCUCCCUCCCACCCCCUCGGUCCCCCGGUCCGUGUCGUCGUCUCGUAAUUUCUUUCUUUUGACACGCCCGUCCGCCUGCGGCGACGGCCUUACACGUGUAAGGUUUUUAUAAUACGCGACGGCCGACCGACACGUAGUCGGAGUGAUUUUUUUACUGUUAAUUUGUAGGGCAAAAAAAAAAAAACCCGAAAAAAAUUAUUAAACUGCAAUGUUAUAAACGCCACUCGGCGGCACACCGGAAAUUCGGCCGCCGCCGCGCCGAGCGGUUUAAUUCCGUCACACCGACCGCUGAAAAGAAAACAUACGGCGGCGCUGCGGGCGCGACCGGUCGAAAAGGGACGAAAAACUGGCAAUUAAAUUAAAACCGUUCGUUUGUGUGUGGCACGGGAAGGAGGGAAGGGGGGCGAAGGGCGAUAUUUUAUUUUCGGCGUUCCAAUUAGCGGUGGCUGUUUUUUUUUUUUUCGAAUAUAUAAUUUUGUAUUUUUAUUUUUUUUUUCCACUCAUCGAGCUCUCGAAUCACACGGCGAGGAAAAAAACGCGAUUUACACCGAAAACACGUCAAUUCGAUACGACAACGGUCGCCCCCUCCUCCCUCCCCCUUCUACACGCUGUCGUAGUAACCGGCACGCAUCUCGGUAACACCGUAAUUAUACCGCCGCGCGCCGCGUAACCCGUUAAAGGCCGUAUAAUCGAAUGCGUCGCUCCCCACGCCCUCCCCUUGCGUAUAAACAUCGCAUCUCGCGUAUCGUAUAACGUAGUACAGUGUACGGUGCAGCUUACAACACUGCUGCGUGAAUACGCCAACCCCAUCUUCCGGUCAAACGGGGCGCGGACGCUAUGACAUUCGAGCGUGAUAGCGCGGGGGGGAAAGGGACAAGUGUGGUGGCCAGUGGUCCCCAAACGGGCGUAUACCCGAAUCUCUAGCUGUGAUCGAUGAGACUGGCGAGCGGUUCUUGGCCUGUGAUUACGGAAAAGCAAAAAUCCGCGAACGGUUUUCCCCGCUUGCCCCCCCUGUCUUCCCGCGUUUCGCCCGACGAUAUCGCCGGAAUAUAUCUGAUCGGUUACGUUCUAUUAUUUCACCCCCCCCCCUCCAUUCCAUCGGCUUAUCAGAGGAAAGAACGUCCGGGGGGUAGUCGCGAAAAACGACCGAAAACAAAUCGAGAAAUAGUCGAAAACGCCGCGGAAUGCAACGUUAAACUAUCAUGCGUUUGGAAAUCAAGUGUAGUGUCGGUUUAUUUACAAUUGCAGUAGUCGCGGGGGUUUUUUUUUUCUUUUUUUCUUUUUUCUUUUAUCGAAAUGCUCUUUUUUAUUGUUUUUAAUACAAUAUGCAUGUAUAUGCAUUUAUAUCCGGCGGUGCCACUCUUUUUAUCAUCGGUUCAAAUCGCGUAACAGACGUCUGCGAUCCUAAAAGAGUCGGCCGAGAUUUUCUUUUAUCGCGUUUUAUUACCUUUACACAAUAAUGCAAUAUAUUAGCAUAAUUUUAUUCCUCCUAACAGAGUCCGACAGUCGAUUUUAUUAUUUUUUUUUUUCACGAGGAACACAGAAACGUAUUGCAUAGAUCUUUAUCGGAAUACAAGAGGCUAUAAUAUUGUAAUUUUGUAGACUGCAAUUUCCCCCGGCGGCAAACAAGGUGCACAGUUUUGUGUUUAGUCAUUGUUUUUUUUUUUUUAGAUUCUGAGCGAAGCGCGUGAGCUGCUUUUUUUGUGUGUAAAAACUUUUUUCCCGGAAUUUUCGCCUCGUCCAACAACUUUAUAAGAACUUUCCUGUAGCAUUUUUUUUUUUUUUUUUUUUUUUUUUUUUUUAUCUAGUUUGCGCAUUGAGGAAAUCGUUUUCUUAUUUUCCUUGUAGUUUUCAUAGUAAAUGGCNGGCAAACAAGGUGCACAGUUUUGUGUUUAGUCAUUUUUUUUUUUUUUUUUUUUUUUUAUCUAGUUUGCGCAUUGAGGAAAUCGUUUUCUUAUUUUCCUUGUAGUUUUCAUAGUAAAUGGCAAAACCUGGAAAUUCGUUUCCAACAAUAAUUAUUGUAUUAUAACUAGCUGACCCGCGCCCCGCAUUACCAAUUUGCAUUAUAAUUAUUUUACCCAUAUUCAUUUUUGGUUUUCGCCGUGUUAGAAUCGAAUGAAAACAAAUAAAUGGAAAGUGGGUUGUCCACCUUCGAUGGACUAAAUGUGUUCUAUUGUGAAAUUUGAAUAGUGUAAAUAAUAGUAAUAAUAGUUGUUAUAAUAGUUUUCUUUUCUGUGGUAACCCACGGAUAAACAAACAUCUUAUAUAAAUAAAACAAAGUCGGGUGAGUUACACCAUUUAUACCUCAAGAACGGUUGAACCGUUUUUGAUUAUCACAUGCUAUUUUCCGACUAAUUUCUAAUAAUAAUUAUUUACCAUUUUUUUUCAUCCCUGUGACCGGGGUAACACAAAUCUACAAAAAAAAAAAAAAUUGUAUUUAUUAUAUUAUAAGCUAAAUUAUUUGGUGUUGCUCGUGUAUUUAUUUAUAUAUAUAAGCGAAAAUACUAAAAUAGUGAUUAAAAGAUAGUGGGGUAGGGUAGGACGAUGAAUUCUCAGACCUACCAGAUAUACAUAAAAAAUUUCAUUAAAAUCGGUCAAGCCGUUACGGAGGAGUUUCAAUAGCAAACACUUUGAUCGGAGAAUUUUAUAUGUAAGAUUUGGCAUAAACUAUUUAUGUUGUUUCUGGAUUACUUUGGAAUUGUCGGAAAAUUAUACUAUGUUCCGGAUAGUUUUUCGUUAGCAUUUAUUGGUUUAUCAUUGCGUACAGAUAUACAUUUAUUUACUCUAUAUAUAACAUUUCCUCCUAGGUAGCACUCCCGUCAUCAGUAUCAGCUCUUUUUUUUUUUUUUUUUACAUUUCCGUAAAAAAGUGAUUUUUCAAAAUAAAAUAAUACUAGUUACCGGUCCGGUUGUUGCACCGAGCUGUUCAAUGUUCUGUUAUAACUUCCGCGGCGUUUAACGCGCAAUAACGUUUUAUUUUAUUAAUUAUUUCGCUAAAAAUAAUUAUUUUUAUUUUUAAAACCAUUUAAAAAUGUUAUAUUUCUUUCUCGCGCUAUUGAAUAUUAUUAUUUAAUUUAUGUGCAAUAAUUACAUGUCGUUAGAGAGUCUCGCGAUAAUCGAGAAUAAUUUGCUCGCCCGUUAAACUAACCGUCCAAUUAAAAUACGGCAGUCAUACUUACAUUUUAAUGCAUAUUAUUAUUUCCUUCUAUCCGAAUUCGCCCGGAAUUCGCGGUGCAGUAUUCGCGUUAUUACAACUAGUGCACAACAACGUUUUAGUUUAAUUACCGGACGUAUUAUAGCCGCGUGAUAUCAUAAUCGCACGAGAGCAAAAUUGUCCUUUCCGAAUUUCGUACUAUGUAACGAUGCGAAAUUAUCGUUUGAGAAUGAUAUUAUCGUCGUUCGUGUGCUUGUCCGACGUAGCUAGCGAAUUUUUGACAAGAUUAAUGUUUGUUGAAAUGUUACUGCAGCGAAUCGACCUUCAAACUUAAAAGAGAUGAGUAGGCCAGAAUCAAAAAUGUGGCUUUAGCACCGAAAAUGAGAAAUUGAGUUAGUGACACUGUUUUAUUGGAUUUUUGAGUGUGAAUCCGAUUUUGUAAUCGCGUUUGCUUCAAUACGCCCGAGAACAGGUCCUUAUUUAACCGGAAAGUAGAGGUUCGUUUCAAAACUAACAAGUUUCGUUGGAUCAUGCUAAAACUCACAUAUUUCAUUUCAACUAUUUUCAAUCAUGUAGGUAACAUGUUGCGAACUUCGAAAAAAGAAAAAGUGUUAUAAAAUCUUCACUUUUGAUGACAAUUGUGAAUUUUUAGCCUGAAUUUCGUUAGAAAAAUACACUAUAGAACCCUUUCCUGGGUUUUCUCGUUUUCUGAAAAAUUUGAGUUUUGAUUCUAGCACACUCUAAUCUCUAAUCUGAUUUGUGUUUCAUUCUCCGUGUUUUUAAUUUUUUUUUUUUUUUUUAGCAUUUUUAGAUUAUGAGUAUUUCGCAUAUUGGCACUACGCUUUUGAAAAUUAAAAUAAUACCGAGGGAAAAAAACCGACGACAUAAAAACAUAAUAAUUUUUAUAUAAUGUUCUUAGUUUUGAGUUUGAGUGUCAAUUCACUCGAGUGAAUCUUCUAGAUCUAUUAUAUAACAUUAAACAUGUUCAACAAAGGAACAAAAAGGCAAUUAAUUUGCUUGCCGCGCGUCUGCAAAAGACUACGGGACCGGAGACAGCCGCACACGCGGUGCAUGGGUACGAAAUCCUCUUUAGAGAGAACAUUCUACGGAAAAUCGUCCCAUAAAACUAUAUAUAUAAUAAUUAUAUAGCACUAUGACACCAUAUUUUAGGAGUAGAUUCGUUCAAACGAGGUUUUAAAUUAUUUACAUUUUUUUUUUUUUUCUUAAUCAAUAAACCCUUCUUAUUUUUCCUGCCGUCGUUUCUUUUCCCCUCCUCCUUACAGUUUCCUUUGAAUUUCUUCUCCCGUGUAUAUAAUGUAUAUAAUAUGUAUAAGUUGUAUACUUAACGAUCGUUUGACGUACGCCACAACAAUGGUUACCACUCCCAUUUUUGCUACACGAAUCACGCGUAUAUUAUUCUAUACAUAAUGAGCUCGUCACGUUUGCGUUCGUGCAUCGUACCAAUGUUAUUGCGAAUAGCAAUAAUAAUAAUAAAAAAAUAUGAUUUCAAUACAAGUGGUGGGGUGUUUCCGUUUUCCUGCCGCGAACACGAGCUUUCCGCCAACACGAAUACGAAUAACACGCCCCAGUAAAAUAAUAAUAAUAAAAAAAUUAAAAAUUAUAUAGUUUCGAUUUCCGUCGAAAUUACAGUUCGGUCGAAUCAUCGGUUCGGUAUUUUUUUUUAUAUUUUAUAUUCGAAACGUUUUAAAAUCCAAUAUAUAUUGUACGUAUUAUUUUGCGGGCGUUUUGAAUGACAUAAAGUAUAUAGAAAAAAAAAGUUUUUUUUUUUUUAUAAGUCUGCCUCUUUCAAACGACGGAUAUAAGAAAGCGAAAUGUCAAAGAAAUGUUUGAUGUGCCGAGACAACAAUACGCCUAGGCAUCAUGUUUGAAAUCGGGUGGGUUAUUGUAGGUCGAUAAGCAGAACGUCAACCAUUGGCGUUUGGUAUUUCGUUGUAAUUUAUGUACCAGUAUAAAUGGAUCUAUACUAUUUAGUCGACUAACGCAGACUUUUGCGCAAGAGAACCAUAAUAAAUCGUCAUUAAUACAUCUCUAUAAUUAACUAUUGAAUUGAAUCAAUGUAAAUCUCAAAUACCAAAUUAUACUCGGGCCAUUAUAGUAAUGAAAUAUGACGCUUAAUUUUUUAACACCGCGAGAAGGCGCGUGGCACGAGGUAUAAGCAUUCAGCUGGUGCAUUUGCUGACUCGAGACCUUUAGUUUAUUCAAUACAGGUGCUUAGGAAUUUACGUGUUUUCGUUAAUUGACUUAAGGUCAUUUUUUCCCAAGUCGAUAAUAAUGUAAAAAAUACACGAUGAGGGGGUAUUUUUAUAAGGAUUGAAGGGAGGGAGAGGAUGAGUGCUAUAUUUUAGUAUUUGUAUUUGUUGUUUACAAAUAUUCUCUACGUCCCUGAAUGACAGGGGCGUAUCAUGUGGAAAAUGUGGCAGUGAAUGAUUACAACACAAGAUAGUGAGAGAUUAGUGAGGUUUAUUAGUUUGACGGCGUGGUCUCAAAAGCCGGAAAAACGAAAAUAUAUUUAUAUAUCUUUAUUAUAACAAAUAGUCUGUGUGUUGCCUUUGAUUUUUUUUCUAUAUUUCACCAUAAAUGUUUGUGUUGGCGGAAAACGGCUUUAUUCUUUAUACAUCGGAGAAAAUAAUAUGUAUAGUAGUCGAGGUAUCUGUGCGAAUCCGGCGGAAAACGGAAAGUUGUUUUUGUUUUUUUGCCGGAAACCGAUGACGCCCUUUCAAAUUUUUGAAUAAAGCCAAAAUAAUGUAUAGGUUAAACCUUUAUUAUCGUUAUCCGUUAUAAAAAAUAUAUAUAUAUAAAAAAAAAAACCAUAAUAUCGAUAAACCACGAAAAAAAAAACGUUUUUGUUUUAUAUACGUGCGUGUACACACCGUAAAUAUAGGCGUGUACACAAAAAAAUGAUUUCUUCUUUUUUUUUUUUUGUUUUACCUAAAUUAUUAUCCGUUUCAACUGUUACAACUAAAUUUCCAUUUAUUGUUUUCAGUUGUCGGAGCUGGAAAAACGCGUACUGGAAGCGGAAACCAGGGCCGUGGAAGCCGAAGGAAAAGUAAGUCAUAUGUAUAUCUAAAACAUAAUAAAUCUAGUAUAAUAUUGAAUAAAAAGAGUGUAAAUGGUCAUUCUAGUGGUGGCUUUUUACAAUUUCGUAAUAUUUACAAUAUACUAUGCCAGUAGUUUUGUCAUUGUGCUUUAUAUGAAAAACUCCCAUGCAUGUCGCCGAAUUAUCCAAAAAUACUUGUGUCAUGAUUUAUGGCUACGUUUUAUAAUUGCACACACCAACCGAAAAUUUAGGGGGUACUGAAUGCCGAUAUAGUGCUGAAUUCAAUUUAACCUCUAAUUUUAUCUGGGUCAGGCGUAUGCUCGUGAAUAUUUUUUAAAGGUGGGGGGGGGGGCAAAUUAGUGUAAGUGUUCAUUAUCCAUAUUUUAAAGUAUGGCAUUAGAUUCAAUCUAACUUUGACUUAUUACGUUCAAGACCGUAUUUUAUCGUAUAAAUGAUAAAUAUUUGUUAUUUGUUUGUGAAAACCGAAAUAACGAAUCCUAAACUUGAGAUAAAUAAGUAUUUUAAAAAAAUUGUGAAAAUUGGUCGAGUUCAAAGUCGAAUAUCAUUGAGUUUAGAAAUAUGAUUUUGAAAAUUCACUUUCAACACGCAUUGUUCAAUAUGCGAGGUGUGACAAUUUUUCCCGAUGUAAACCAUGUUUUAGAACAAACAAAACACCGGAUUUGGCAAAGUAUAAGAUAAUAUAUUACAAAAAAGAUAAUUUAAUUUUGAAAGUACCGAUACAGAUCCUGUUGUUUUGGAUAUCUAUUUUAACGGUAAAACGUGUAAAUUAUAGUAUUUCCCCGCGGUUCGUUCGGAUUAUUUUAUUACGUUUUCCAGGCCACGUCCGAGUAUACAGUCGCCGAUUCGGCCGCCAAAUGUCGUCUCUUGCAAUAAUAUAUGAUUGCACGAUGGUGAUUUAUUUAUUCGACAGUAUUUCGCGGGUAUAAGAUUGAUGGCGAAGAAAAAAACCGUAUAUAAUCGAUAAUAAUAAUGCUCGAAUAAUAUUUAUUUGAUAGACACGAAAUACUAUCUGAAAAUAUAAUUCGUGGCCCGAAGUUUUCCCGCGUGGAAUAUAAUAUUGACGGGGUAUGCACAAAACCAAUAUUAUUCUAUCGUGUUUAUUCGGUGUAUAUUUUCGUUUUUCUUCUUAAAUGUACCGCGAACAAAUCGAGAAACUCAUAUUAUUAUACAAGGGCUGUGGAUUUUAGCGCAUAAAAACAGUCACACACAUGUCUAUAUAAAUAUAUAUAUAUAUGUAUAAAAAAUAGCUGAUAUUACUGAUGGGCGUACCACUUUUGUACAUGGGAAGAUAGGAUACAAAAUGUUAUUUAAUUGGUAUCUGUAUACAACAAUAAAUCAUUGCUGACGAAAUACGCCUCUUAUCGGAGUCUUUCGUCGAAAUAUGAAUUUUAAAUUUUAAAAAACAAAAACAGUCGAGUUACGUUAAACAUAUUUUGUUUCACAAAGUACAUAUUAUGAUGAACUUUGUAUUCAAUUUUCAAACAUUUCUGCACGUAAAUUUGUCCAUUUUUCCUAAUUGUUUUAAAAGCCACAUGGUAAAUUUAAAUAUUACCUCCUAAUGCGUCAACAAUAUUCAAAAUGAUGCAAAAAGCUUUCUUGUCAUUUUUUGUUUGGAACAAGAUUUCUGGUAGAUAAAUUAAUAACAAACAGAAAAAAAUGCACACAUAUAGUAAAACCAAUUUUAAUAAUUUUAAAAUCCCCAAAACCAUACCCAAAUAAACAUAAAAUAGAAAAUAAUUUAAUUAUUAUUAAUUUUAAAAAAAAUGAAAUAAAGACCUUGGCCCCCCUCCCCACCGAAAAUACUAAAAAAAUCAAAAAUUUCUUAAAAGCCAAAUAAAAGAUUUAAGGUUUCUAUUGUUGUCCAAUUCGAACCCUAAACUAAAAGAAAGUUUAUUUUACUCAGCUAAAUAAAUUUACAAUCAGCUAGUGAAAAAAAAUUUAAAAAAAUGUUUUGGCUCAAACUCGUAUAAUUAUAAUUACUAUUUUAAUUGCGUUUACAUAAUUUAUUAUAAUCAUUAUCGUAUUUACAAGUAUGCCACUACAAGCAAAUUACUGUUGUCGGGCGCAUUGAAAGUAUUUAUAAUAAUAAUGUAGCGAUUUACGAAGUGGCGUUUUUAAGGAUGGUUGUUCAGAUGAGAAUUAUAUCCCACUUGACCUAUAUUUUUAACAUUUAUUAUUUAUAUAGGUUGCCUUAUUUUUAAAUUCAAAUUUGAUUUUCAUUUUAGUAGAAAAAAAUCAUAACCGUGUCGAUACUUAUUGUAUAGUUAGGAGGACGGACUAUGUCGUCUCCCGUUCCGAGUCCUGUACUGAAGGCGAUUUUAUCGACAUUUUUGGUUAAAACGAAAUUUGAUCGGCUCAACAAAUUUUUAAUUCGCCGUGCCCUUAUCACAAAUAUUUAUUACGUAAUCGUAAACAUUAACAAGAACAUUUAGGGCACAAUUUCCAAAUUUUAUAUCUCCCUUCUUGACAAAAUCUCGAAUACGCCACUGGACGAGGUACACAUCGGAAACGUUAUCUGAAUGGGUCGCAACGAGUUUAUUAUAAAAUCAAUGGCACGGAUGCUAUUAUAUUACCGCCUGCACACACACACACACAUACACACACACAUUCACAAUAAUACCAAAAUGCAAUAUCGGUUUGGCAAAACUCUCGUUUUCCACAUGGUGACGUCCACCAAAUAAUAUUAUUAUAUAUGUUUAAUCGACGAAAAUUGCCUUUUGACCGUAAUAAUAACUUCUUUUUUUUUUUUUUUUUUUUUUAAUACGACGACCCGAUAAACGGGAAAACGACGAAAAAUAUCGAAUAAUAGUUUAACUGUUUAAUUGUACAGUAACAGCUGCAAACAUCACAAUGUUAUUACAAAACCGGAAUUUCUCCGGACAGAUUUAUGUUUUAAUCGACUACAGUUUUUGUACACUAAAAACUCGUAUAAUAACGCGCUAAUAAAAUUCAAUGAAAAAAAGUCUUCUUCACGGUUGUUUUACCGAACUACCAUAAUAAUACAUAUACCCCACUCACGGUUACAACAAUAUUACAUCAAUAAUCUUCGGGGUAGAUGGGGAAGGUGAUCUAAAAACCGGGUAGUCUCGUUAGCACGUGCGACCGCGCCAUAGUGUUGCGAAUAAUAUUCAUUUUUCGCGAUUGAACCGAUUUCGUAACGACACGUCGUUUACCCCGGUCUCGAUCAGGUUUCCGUAUAAAGAUAAAAAUGCGGCGAGCUCGGUUUUCUCCGCGAUAUUACUAUACACGCUCGCAUCAAUGUGUAUAAUCACGUGGUUUAUGUGUUAAAUUACGAGAGCUAUUGUAUGUUAUAUACUAUUAUAUACACGGGGCGAUCCACUAAUCGUAUACCAGCGAUUGUCUCGGAGGAUUUUAAGUGAAUUUAAAAGUUUAAACCAGUAGUGUAGGAAAAGCUUAUCAGUGUACCAUCUAAAAAUGAAUAUGAAAAUUAAUACCCCUCAUAUACCUUUCUACCACUGUUAUAUCAAUUUAUUGAAAAAUAAAGUGUGUGUUGUCGAUUAACCUGGUUAUAUUCGUUAUCAGUUAUGAUUAUAUGAGUUUGGGUAACGGUUAUAGUUUCCUAAAAAAUACAUAUUUAUGGUUAUUAUAGUUAUUACAAAUAACAUUAUUUGAUAAUAAAAAAGUUACUGGUUCGAUGUCCAAUCACUGUUAUAUCAAUAACCAAAUAUCAUACCAUUAAUUUCGUUUGGUUAUGAUUCAUAUAACGUAUUAUAGAUAUUUCAGUAACCUAUGUAUGACCAAAAUCGCCAAAACGACUUGUUUAUAAAAUACAGUAUAACCAGCUAUACCUGGUUAUUCGCCAAAACACGCCUAUAUUUUCUAUUCGAAUCUGAGUUUAAAAGGGGCGGGGUUCCUUUUUGAUAAUCAAAAGUUUACAAUAAGGUAUAAGGAGUAGGAGUGGAAAAAUCAAAAUAGUUUUAAAAUAAAGCUUAUACGAUGCCCGAUAGAUUGACAAAACAGAAAUCGAAUUCAUGUAAAAUCCUCCCAGAAAAUUGGUGGUUCGUAAUAAGUAGAUAAUCUUGUAUAUUAUAUAAAUAAUGGAGCGAAAAAAAUUUGGACAUAUGAGUCGGUUUUAUCGUAGAACCGUAAGCGCGAACAUUUCUGUUACAUAGACCGCUUCUUUAAGAAAACCACUUAAAACUGUCUAGCCAUAUGACAAAAAUAACGAAUAAUAUUAAUAACUCUACAAUCGUAACGCGGGACUUUAAUACAAAUGUAUCUGAUGAUGGUUUGCGAAUUUUUUUGAACUUGUAAACCUAUAUUGUGUCGAAAAUUUUGUUUUAUCAAUGACUGACGAGAGAAGUUGGCGUUAUAUUGUUCGCGAAACUUUUCAAAACACGUCCAACAAUAUUUAAAUGAACUUUUGGAAUUUAUCGAAACUCUCCUUUUCAACUGUUCAACGUUCAAUUUUAAACUUUAACUAUAACUUCAAACCUAACAUCACAAUUUUAUUAAAACGUCUUAACAUCGGUCUCGUCGCCAUUUGACAAAUUCAAAAGGUACAAUGCCAAUACCAUAAUAAUAUGUAUUGCGUAAAACACUAUAACAAUAUACUACGACACUUUGAGAGCUGCAACGUCCAAGGAAAUCUGAUAGCGGAAUCGAACGGACCCCAGCAAGAGACAAGAGAGUUACGGGGAAGGCACGUUAAAAUUGUGUACAAUUUGUUUUCGUUCAGUACUGCGCGCGGGCAAAGAGCCGUCCGGAUAGCCAAUUGCGAAUUUCCUUUUCUUUUCGCCUCGCGCGCAAUCGUCGUGUUACAGCGGUAAAUUAUACGUAAAUGUGUGUUAUAACAAUUUCUGUUAGACGUUUGCUCGCCGCACGCCUAACCUAACCUGGUCGGUCGUGCUCACCGCAGGAAAAAAAAAAUAAAAUAAAAAUAUGUAAUAAAUAUAAGUCUGCGGUUUUUAGAUUAUGCCCGCAACAUCCACGACACUGCCAAUCCGCAAACGCACGCGUGUGGUGUGUCGACGUUAUACAAUUAUUUAUACCGAGAUUACGUAGCAGCGGCAGACGCCAGUCUGCAUUAUAUUAUCUACGGGUAGACGAUAUAUUUUCAAAUUGCUAAUAAAAUAAUAAACCUAUAGCUAUAAACCGUGUCUACGAGUCAACAGCCACGGCGAUAUAACAAUAUUAUGUUAUCUGGGUCGCGUGUGAAUGAAUAUUAUCGUCGUGCGUACGGUUUCUUGUGUUACGUUAUUAUUAUGUCGCGUAUGGACGUCCUCCAAUAAAUGACUUUUGGUUGGAGGGGGUUUUUUUUUUUUUUUUUAUAAUUUUUUUAUAUACACACAUAUAUCACCCGGUAUAUGAUGACCGUCGACGGAAAAUCGGUGAAAUUUACAAACUGCUGCGACGAUGCCUUUUUACCAUUACUUUAUUUUCGAUAACAUCUGUAGCAGAGACGUAUGCACCAUAAACGCCGAAAAUGACAUUCCUUUAUGCUUUCACGGCGGUGCGUGUCAUCGCUGAUGUCAUCGCAAAACAAUUUGGAACAGAAUAAGUAUUACUGGACGUUAAAUGGAUCCCCGGGGUUGGACACUGUCUUCGUUAUUGUAUCCUUAUUAUCUUGUAUAUUAUGUUACCUAAUGUAUCGUUUGACGUUUGUUUAAUUGUAUCCGUAGAUAAUAUUUUAUUUGUGUGUGUAUGUGAAAAUACUAGAAAUUAAAAAAAUAAAGUAAUACGUAUACGUGUAUAAAUAAUAAUUAAUAUUGUUAUUAUAUUGUAUAAUUUAUUUAUUUUUGGUAUAUUAUUGAACAUUUUGGUAAUUAGAUAUUGUAUACUGUAACCUUUGGAUACAAAAUAUUAUAUCACUAAUAUUAUGGACAAUAUAUUUCAGACUUCAGUAUUAUUUAUUUCAAUAAAAUACUAAACAUUAAUAAAAGCAAAAUAAUAAUAAUAGUGUCGGUUAUACGUAUUAAUCCAAAGGUUAAAAAAAAAUAUCUAUUCGAAAAUGUCAUUCUCUUAUCUAUUGUACCUAUAUAUAGCUGGUAAAAAUUCACGUGUUUCGUGUUCAAGGACGUAUGCAGGGGGGGGGAGUUGGGACAGUUGCCCUCCUUGAAUUUUUUUCUGGAUCAAUUAUCAUUAUUAAACAUUGUGCAAUAUAGAUAUGAUGGAAAAAUAUCGUUUAGUAAAAAACUUACCUACUGCUAUCGAAUUUUAAAAUGGUUUGAUUGUUAUUUAUUUUAUAGAACCUGGAAACGUUUAGUUUUAUAAAUCAUCGAAAACUAUCAAAUCAUUUUUUUCUAAAAAUAAUGCAUUUGUUAAUUUAAAAUUACGUAUCAAUUUGUUAAAAUAAGUUAGGCAUUUUCGAAUACCUAUAAAUGACCAUAGAAAGUAUUUUUAAACGAUAGUUUGCAAUUUUUUAAGAAUUUCAAAAGUCACUUUUGGCGACCCCUUUUCAAUUUUGAACCACUGUGAGUCGUCCCGAUACAUGAAAUGAGUGCGAUGUAAGAACCUGACGAGUAAAGGAUACUAUAAUAUUGGUGCGCAGGGGUAGUUGUUUCGAAAGAUAUUCGUACUUAAAACGCAGGGGACAAAAACAUUUUUCACGCCGAGACGAUCGUUUCAUUAUUAUUAUUAUAUUUUUUUUAUUUUUUUUUUUAACCAUAUAAAUAAGCUCCGCGCGGUUCCGAAUGUAAACCCUCCGGGGACCACUGAAACGUAUUAUAAUAAAUACAGUGUACACCAACACUGUAGUAGACACGGCUGGUGUAUAACCCUGUAAUUACCGUCUGAUGACAUUUCAUUGAUUAGGGCACGUAACGCAUCAUAUGCAAAGAGAUCGACCGCCGCAGCCCCCGGACCUCUCGGUUUUGUCGCGUUUGGAAAUAUAUUUUAUUCGCGCGUUAUUCGAUUUCUCUCUUCUCUUUUCGUCCACAGUGCGUGUUAGUUUUAUCGUAAUUGCCCCUGUAAAUAGGCAAUUUUCCGAACGUGUCCGUCAUUUUAUUCGCAAUCAUAAUAUUAUUACGCGAACGAAUUACGGCUCGCCAGAGUCCAUAUUUAUAUUUAGUUUUCGUACAGUAACUGCGUGGUUGUAUAGCUAUAUACAGGGUGAUGAUAUUUUAUUUUUUCCCGUCACGAUCGUCCCCCGAGAUUUUCUCGUACGGUUUCAAAUAUACAUUUGAUUUCCGUCCGGCACCGCCCUUUUCAACGGGGAAAAAAAAAAUUAAAACAUUUUCUUAAAACGAAUGACUGAUGGAUGUUACGUUUUUACGAGUUAUAUGUGUUGUAUAAGGUUAUACAAAUUUGAAAUUCGACCGGAAGAGUAGAGAAACGUGAUAAAUAUUCAUAUCAGUUUUUAGAUAAUAGUAUACUUCCCAAAAUCACACUGACCAACCAGAUUUUAUCCGUUUUCACUCAUAAAAAGUAAAUCCGAAAUUAUAUAAUAUACAGUUUUGUUUUGCGUAUCGACAUAUUUUUAAAAGUAUAUUCUCUUUUCAAAUUUGGUUUUCGAAAGACGGGAAGUUUUCACAAUCAAAAAUUGAAGCAUAUAAUAUAUUUAUGAUGGUUUGUACGAAAUAAUUUUGAAGAUAUUUAUAAACGUGUAAGAUUGGCCGAAAAUAAGAUACAUAAACAUUUCAAGUAUAAUAACCACUGAAACCAUUAACGAAAUCAAUUUUGCUCCAAAUUGUUUAUAUAUUUCGUAUACUUUUAUUAGAGCGGGAUCGUAAAAAAAAAAAAUUGCUAAAUACACCUGGUUGGUGUGCCGCCGUUUUAUGUGGGAGGUUGAAAGGUAUAUGUAGAGUAAUUUCUUUAUAUCUGUAAUAGCGAAAAUAAGCCAUUUCUAAUGAAAAACGAUUCUGAACAGUUUAUUAUUAAUCGUAUUUUUCCGCAGUUGCCAACAAUAUUAUACAAAACAAAUUUCCUGUUUUUCCGUUUACCCAAAAAAACAACAAGGAAAAUCUGAAAAACGGUCCCCGCCCUGGUCUACACAUUUGUCUCCGAAAAAUAACACGAUUUUAAAAUAAAACAUUCGUAUUACUAGUUUUUCCUAUUCAAACAUUAUUUUAUCUGGCCUACCCAGAAAAAUAUUUCCAGUUACACCCGGUAUCGCAAUAACCAGAUAAAAAAAAGCUUCCCAAAAAUGUCUACAAAGUUAUACAAAGAAAAUUCCUACAAAGCACUUCGUUCGUAACUUAAAGGUCACCCUGUAUAUUGUAAAAUUCAAAUUACUCGCGUAACGUUAUUAUCAUCAUAUUCCGCUUGGUCAAUCCGUUACUAUGGUUAAAAUAUUCAAUAAAACGUUAUUAAACUUUCAAACCGUAUAUAAAUUAUAAAGUGUGCGUAUAUACUUUUUUUUUGUUGUUCGUCCACGGUGAACUUGUUUUAAGUAGUUUGAUAAUGGAGUUUCCGUAUAGCCUUUUUUUUCUUUUUUUUUUUUUUUUUGUACUUUUUCACAUGAAAAAACCGGAACAUCAUGGCCGCCUACAUAAUACCGACCAAUAUAUAUGUAUAUUUUUUGUUAGCGUUGUUUACUCUUUGACUUUUUUUUUUUUAAUAUAACUAAUCCACGUUAAAAAGUCGCGUCUCGAUAUAGAUUAUGUUUUUUUUUGUUUAAGUUUAUAUAUAUAUAUAUAAAAAAAAAAAAAUUCAAUUACGAGCUCGAAUUUUGGACGUAGGUAAUUUGAUGUUUUGUUUUUUUUUGACAACAGAGAGAGGAUUAAACGCAACUCAAAAAUGCGGUUUUUUUUUAUAGAUAAUACUUUUUUUAAACUAUAUUUUUGACCGUGGUACAAAAAUUUCAAUUCACCGCAAAUGUUAAUUAUAAACGAGAACUUACACGUCGUUACUAGUACUUUGGUCGCGUUUUUGGUGGACGUCGGCAUCACACAAAUAUAGUAAAACAUUUGUAAUUAGGACAAAAAAAAAAAAAAUCAAUAUUAUACCUCCGUUUUACAUUAUGAAUGUAUGUAACGAAGGCGUAUUGGAUUUUAUUGAUGUGCGUUUUUUUUUUUUUAAAUUUAAAAAUCAGUUUUUAUUUCUGUUAGCAACUUUUAUUCCAGGAACAUUGUUCCGAUUAUUAACUUCAGGCGUGAUUUUUCCGGUGACAAAUUUCGUCUAGUUAGUGGUGUAUUGGAGAGGUUAGCCUUGGUGUGGACGUGGCGCAAUUUGCAAAAUACGCUGGUGGUUUUUUAACAAUUAUAAAUAGGGCUCGGAUUUCGAAGACAUCCGAGAUUAAAAUAUUAUUUUUGAGAACUCCGUGAAAUAACUAUAUUAUUUGUAUUGAUUUUGGCCGCAUCAAAUUUAAAAUCGAAAAUCUCACAUAACCCGGACAAUUUGUCGACAAAUCCGUACGAUUGAAAUCCCAUUGAAAUCGGACAUUGGGAAUAAGUAUGUAUGCUGUACAAUAAUUGUCCACCGUUUUAAUUCUUCACGGCCCGAAACGACAACACGAGAUUCAAAUAGUGUGUACGCGUGCCCGCUGAUUAUUAUUUCGCGCAAAAAGUAGGCUAAGUCAUAUAGUGCCCGGAAAUACGCGCGGAAUGAGAUUCAAUUCGAAUUCCGACUCUAAUAUAAUUCGAUAUUUAAUUUGAAUGCGUUUUUUUUUUUUUUCUGUUCCGUGCGAAAAUAUUCUCGCCAGGUCAUAUUUCUUUUAUUGUUGCGUUGCGCAAUAGUUCUCGCUUCCCUCCUCUCUCCCACCCCCCAUCCUUUUCAAUUCAAUCUCAAUAAAUUUUCAUUUCUAUUUUGAAACAAUAAAGUGUAUAUAUUAUGCACAUAAUAUUUCUCUCGUUCUGCAGCACAGAAAUAAUAUUUUUUUAUGCACGAAACACCCGUAUACAAGUAUACGGUUCCUGUAUUAUUAUUAUUAUUAUUAUUAUUGUUAUUAUUAUAAUAGUGAAACCCGAAACCGAAUAAGGGUGGAAUAAUUCUUCGGCGGCGGCGGUAACUCGGUUUCGUAUUUUCGGGUGAUACGCACGCGGUUUUAUUUAUUUUUGAAAAUUCGAAAUGGUCCGCGUUUUUUUUUUUCACGAUUCUUCAAUGUUCAGCAGUGUGUAUAGUGAUUAUUGCAGAUAUGUACGCAACAUGCUUUUGCGCGUUUUUAUUGGUGGUAAAUUAAAAAAAAAAGUUUAUACCAAAUAAAUGCAGUGUCUCGUCGUACCGAUAAUCAGAACAAUUACAUUAAUAUUGCGCACAAUUACACGCGAAAUGUUACCUAUUUUUCCACAUUUCGACGUUUUAGAUUCCUCGGACAAGGAUUUCGUACGUUUUCAGAGCGUAAUUAUGGAUUUAUUAUAUUUUUCAGACAUUUUCGAUUCGACGAAUCACACCGAAUAAUCGUUCUAGAUUUUUCAUUUUUUUUUUUUCUCAAAUAGGACAGAUACGCUUUUGCAUUGAUAAUCUGGUCAAGAAAACGGCAGUUUGUUUGUACCAAAAUGCGUACACCUAUUCUGCUUGUAUACAACAUUAUAUUUUGGCUUACUUUUCGUAUUUGAGGAUUUCGUACGCUUUCGUGGGCGUGAUUUUUAUUUUAUUCAUUUUUUUUUCUUCAGCGAAUAUUUUAAAGGCUAACUUUUAGUUAUUUUUUUCUUUUCUAGUGUCCAUCGGCAUGUUUAAAUGUUUUUUAAAGCACGUAUACGUGUAAUAUACCCUAGUUAAUAACCAACGUAAUUACAUAAUAGGUCCGAACAUGAUAAAUAAUUGGCGACGCGCGCGAGAGUAUAGUAUAAUAAUAUAAUAAAAAUAAUAUUAAUUAAUUUUAGUGUGUUUAAAUGUUUGUUUUAUAUAAUAUGAUAUUUAUUAUGACCACCGGAAUACCAUGCACCGCGGAACGAAAUUAAUUAGCCAAAGAUUUAAUUGUUAAUUAAAUUGGUUUAAGCUUUUAUUACAUUCGCGAAGGGUUGUUAAAUUAUACGUAUACUGAAAACCUAUUAUUUAUUUGUGUGUGUGUAUAGCGCUGCAACCAAAAGGCCGCGUACAUUAAAAGGCUUAAGGGGAAUUGUAAAUUAGCCGAAAAUAACGGAAGGAUAUUAAAUUUAAAUUCUUUCCAAUUACGGACGUUCGACCCGAAUGUUAUUAUUAUUAUUACUAUAAUACCCUUUUCUCAAAAAUCCGGGUUAAUUUCGCACCGUCCCCGGGGCAAACGUUAAACAACAAAUUCAUUAGGCUAGCACGUGCCUCGUGAAAUUAAUUUCGUUUUUUUUUUCUUCUGUCAGUCGAUUCUGAGAGUUUUACAAAUAUUUGUAUGCGCGUUUUUUUUUUCUCGGGGCUACUAAAAAUAUACUCAGAUUUUUUCAUCGUGCCCACACCGCCUCAAAAUAGUAUGCGAAAUUUUCUUGGCGGGUUGUCGUUUUUAACGAAAUAUUUAUCGAAAUCUUAGACUAUUUACCCCCCCCCCCCCCCCCAUGUAUAGUUUUUAUUAUUAUUAUUUCUAUAGGUUAACUGGACAACGAGGGCAAAAAACACGACUAAUAUUACUCCGUUCAAAAUCGUUUUUUUUAUCUGUGAAUGGUUGAUCACUGUAGUAUAUUAUAUUACAAUAAAUAAACUAAAUCACCUGGUAUAUAUGUCUUAUGCGUUCCAAACUACUACUCCACAACGGUGGCCUGCCCGUGGUUAUGCGAAGUUUGUCUGGAUACUGUGACAGUUACUUUUACCAACACAAAAUCGCGGCAGUUAAACUGUCAACUGUCAUGUUUUCACGAUAGUUUACGAUGAUUGUCUGCUUGAUCAUACAGCGAUAGUAACUAUAAUAAUCCUGGUAUUUAUAGUACUACAUAUCUCUAUUAAACGAAUUUGUAUUUUUCCAAUUUUAAUUGUAUAAUACAGGGUAAUUUUUUUGUCAUUUUCAAAUGUAAUAAAAUACCAUAUAUUCUUUUUUGUGGGUUUAGAUAUCCCGACUGUUGAUGUCGCGUGUAAGCAAUUUCUUGUUUUUAUUCGCGCAGUUAUGGAAAAACCGGUUUUAUGCUGUUAUCCUUUAGUGUAUGUAUAUAGUAAAACUUUUCGUUCAAAUUUCGAUUACAGCGCGUCAAACAAUUCGCAUUAAAACGUGUAGGUUCUCACUUGAAAAUCCUAAAUUUGUAUCGGCCACUGGGAUACUCCUUAGAUGUUAUGAAUAAUUUAAAUAUGCAAAAAUAUCGUCUUCCACUGCACUUAAAAAUGCCAAAAGUCAGCAUUUUAUUUUAUGCAUAAUUUAACCAUAAAAAUGGGGUGAGCGUGUUUUAAAAAUCACUCUGUAUAUUGUGUAUAAGUACUAUCAUCGUGCGGACCAGCUGUUAUUUAAUUUAAUAUUUUUAUAUCCACGGUGUACAUACACUAGAUAAACAAAUUGCAGUGUUUCCGACUGCAAUGUAACUUUGAAAAAAAAAAAAAAACAAUAAAAUAUUUUUUUUUUCGAGAAAUUUAAAACUUAUAUAAAAUAGACGCUAGGUGCUUGUUGUCGAUCGCAUAUUUUAUACCUUUAUUUUUAUUUUUUAAUACGUAUACAGUUCAAACCGUUUUAAUUACCCUAUAUAAAAUAUUAUACGACUGAUACAAUCAAUGAGAACUCUUGUGCGGUUAUUAUUUUACAUUUUUACAGCGCGACCCACGAGUAUCGUCUCGCAAUAACGAACAUUUUUUUAUACAACUUCAUCGUUUCGUUCGGAUAUGCCCUCGCCCUCGUGUAUAUUUAUCAUGCAAAUAUAAUAAUAAAAAUCCUGUGAUCAGUUUUGACGUGCGCGUGUGAAACGCGGUCGACUGUCAAAAGAGACGACAAAAAAAAAUGUCUUGUUUUGAAAGAACAGUACUCAGACGGAUUUAUCGACUGAUUUUAGUAAAUCGAGGAGAACUAACAGAAAAGUGUGCAAAGAAUCUGCCAAAAACUCGGUAUUAUUAAUCACCUAUUGUAGGGCAAAUGGCAUGCAGAGCGGACCGGAGAUCAAACGGCAUUUUGAAGAAUCCGUGUUAGGGAAGAUGGAAUGGAAGAGGACACGGGAGUCGUUCUAGAAAGUAUAUUAAAAAAGAUUUAAACAAUUUCACCCGGAGAAUAACAAUAAAAGAUACCGUAGUGGAUAAGGACGGAUUAGAAACUGCGGUGAAUGUAAACCUUCAAAGAGUGUAAAAGCUCAAGACGAAUAAGAUAACCGGUCGUCGACCUUAGUAAAAUAUAAUUAAGUGCGGCUGGUGUAAGCUGGUAAAUCACGAAGUUUUGAAAUCGUAUAAUUUCGUGUGUUCGGAAAAAGUUAGAAUUUCCCCCGCGAUAAAUUAGAUUUCUGAGUUCGUUAUUCGUAAGUAUCGCAUGAUAUCGGUUAUACGUUAUUUUGUCGAUACAUUCGCCCGUCGUGAACACUGGCAAAGAAAUAUUACGUUCGACAUGGUUCUACAAACACGGUGACAAUAAUAUUGUGCUGAUGAAUUUCGUAUUAAUAAACACCUGUCUGAUUCGUACUGUCGGGUCGAUAAAAAGUCUUCGCUAGUCGCGGUGCAACAUCACGACGGAAUUAUAUUGUUGCCUUUUUAUCUUGUGCGUGCCGAAAUUUCGACAAUUUGAACGUACAUAUUGUAUAGACAAAUAUGAAUUUGAUCAACGAUUCGAACAGCAAAGUAUUGCAUUAAAAAAUAUCCGAGGAAAAUUGGUUUUAAUUAAAUGUUGGGCGGGUUCUGCAGAGGCCUCGGAAAGAUAGUUACGAAAACAAAUCCGUCGGCAAUACCGCCGAAAAAAGUUCUUCUCGUCGGGUGUGUUUUGAACGCGAUAAGGAUUAUUUUUUGAUGGUUUGAAUAAAAAAAAAAAAAUGAUGAAAACGUGUUCCGAACGUUCAAAAAAAACCGUUCGAGCCCUUUUUUUCCCCCCCGUUACGUUAAAUCUCGCCGAUAGCGAUCUGCAGAUGCGAAAAUGUGCCGUGAAAAGACUUCGUCGUGUUUAUUUCGCAUUUUCUUUCCCCCGAGAAAUUAUAAUACCGCUGCCCGUUAUUUUUUAUCGAUUCGUGUUAUGCCGAUGACAGUAAUUGUCGACGGUACGACGACGGCGGCGGCGGCUUAUACGACGAUAUUGUUCUCGUUAUCGGUCCGGGGGCGUAAUGUGUCGCGGUUUUUCCGAGCUUUUCCCGUCGACAGUUGGUUUUUAUUAAAACGGGAAAACGAAAACCCGACACGGACACGGCAGUAACGCAGUGUUCUAACGAUGUACGAUUGUUUUAACAUCGGCGCUGUAAUCUCGUCGUUAUAUUCGCGUAUGUGUCCGAUCCGCCCUGUAUAUACGUAUAUUGUUAUAACGUGUAUAAAUCGCCCCGCCGAAAGCCUUCCGCAACAGCGUUCACUCGGGAUCGUUAAUAUUACGCGUCGCGAUGACACCGCGAGCGACCUCUACACGCGGAGUGCGGCAGCUUUUCGGAAGCGCGGCGACUCGUAUACUUCCGUCCGCCGCGCGGAAGGCGGUAUCGAACGGACCCGAACGCAAAAAAGACCGUAUAGGACGUACGAACGUAGGGUGGGUGGGAAGGGUGGCAGCGGGGAAAUAUUAUCGUCGCGGGGCGGGUGCGGUCACGACCGUCGUUUCUCGGUAUAUACCCGGUAAGCGGACGGACCGCACGUGCGGUCCUGACGGCGAACGCUAACGUACAGGUACGGGACCCGCGGUUACGCGUGCGGUACACGCCGCGGAGAACAACAACAACAACAACAACCGACGUGCGUCCGCGUAGUCCCGUAGAGGUUUUUGGCACAGACAGCGCGCGUGUUGCCGUUGGCAACGUGGUGUUGUAUCCGCCGGCGGGGGAGCAUUGAUUUUUUAAUUCCUCUCGCGCCCCUUCGCCCGUCGCGGUGUGUACGCACCCCUUUCCGCGCGUCCGGUCACAUGUUUUGUACAGCCGCCGCGCCGCCUGCGUGUUCCGCACACACGCGAUAUCACCGUGCGCGCACAUCACGCGCCGUAUCAGCAGCUCUUCUUAUCGUACCGUUUUUCUUUUCUUUUUGUUUACUUUUUUUUUUCUGUUAUCACGGUCAUUUUUCCCCCUUUUCUUUUUUUUCCCCGCAUUGUCCGCCGUCGCGUGUGUCGCCCGCCAGCGCUGUCCCAUGUCCGCGAUCUCCGGCCGCGGUCGUCGCCGUCGUACUCAUCCUCCGACGUCGGGUCGCCAACAGCAAUAAUAAUACGCCGCCGCAGCCGCCACAAAAAAGGAUAAGGUAGGUGACUUUUCGCGAUUCGGCGUACGCACUACCCCAUCUACUGCAGUCGAUCGCCUGCGACUUUUCGUGCGCGAGACCGACUAACAGGUCGGCUCGGUACCAUACAACGACGACAUUCGAUCGAAAACCCGUAAAAUCCGUCACCGCGACCGUGUACGAAGAAAAAACGCGUUGUCGACCACACGGCGCCGCGCGGUCAAAACGCUGGCGCACGUCCAAAUCGCCAGGUGACGUUUAAUGGGUUCGUCUCUGUGGCACUACCUCCUUUUUUUUCCGUUGAUGUUUUAUUGUUUUACGAUUUUCGAACGUGCGCAAACACGUUUACACACCCCCGUGUUGCCCGUGUAUAAUAUUAUUAGGUAUCACCGUGUCACGGAAUACAAUACGAAACGAUAAUAAUGUAGUCGCAUGUACCUCGUAUGUCCUGUAGGCACUCGUCGAACGGACAAUAUUGACAUCCGCGUGUUUACUAAUACGUCGUUUACGUUUACGCGUGUACGAAAAUAUCGACCGUGGGAAACGCGCGAUACACUCUGCACAAUAUUACGAUUUGUGCGUGUGUGUGUGUGCGUGUGUAUGUGUGUGUGUAUGCGGCUUGCAGUUUUCGUUGCGUAAAUUAGCCGACAAACGAUCACCGCCAACGAAAAUCGAUAUACGCGGACGAGGGGCGCACGACCCCGAUCCAUUGUGUGCGCCCCCUAUGUAUCGUAUUGACCUGGUUAGGGUGUUCGCGGCGGAGUGCGGCGUGUGACGGGGAGGGUUACGUUCGCCAGACGGCUACAACAUGUAUAUAGUCUAGCCCAUGAGUCAGCGUACAGUCUUCGAAAUAAUAAUAAUAUAUUCGUCAUUGUUCGCACUGACCUCUUGUCGCGUACACAUCAAUGCCACCGAUGAAUCGGCCCGUCUCGCGCCGUCGCGGAGGUAUAGAAUUGUUCAUAACUGCUCCGAUAAUUAAACUUAUAAUAUCUGCCGUAUUGUAAAUGCAUUCGUGUUUGCGAAAUUGUCCGACUUAACGUUCGCUGUCCGCAGGUGCGUGUUAUGGAGGAGCGGCUUCAAGCCGAAUGGACUACGCAUCUACCGGACCAAGCGGAGAAGGAACAAGCGAUUAGCAAACUGGCGACCCAGGUGGAGGAACAGGUAAGACCGCGGCGCCGACGAUGUACGCGGGCGUGCGUCGUUAACCGCAGACCACUGAUCGUGUGCGUGUGUGUGUGUGUGUGUGUAAUUGUGUGUUACAGCGUCAGCUGAGGCUUCAGGACGCCAAAAUGGUCGAAGCCAAAGCAGCGCGCAUCAAGGAAUGGGUGACCAACAAACUGAGGGACCUGGAAGCGCAGAACCAGCACCUGCGAGAGCAGAACCACAAGUGCAACCAACAGCUGGAGUUGCUGAGACGGCACAUGGCCCAACUGAGCGCCGACAAAAUGGCUGUGAGUGCUUGCGCGGGCACGUCGUCGCCGCGCACGAGCACGUCGUCGUUGCACAGGGCCAACAGUACGGGUUCCACGCAGUGAGUACCUAAAUAAAAUAGACGGUCUUCAACGGCGGUUCGCGAAAAACGUUUUACAAACCCCCCCUCGUGUUUUCCGUGUGCCCGCAGCGCCCUGUCCGACAACGAACCGGUUUACGCGCAAGUCGACCGGCACCACAAGACCAGGACGCCCGAACGGUCUCAGCGCACUCAUCGCCGGCACAUGUCCGUCUGUGUGCAGGUGCCGCCCGCCGAGUCCGUCGCCGACGGCACAGACAUUCCUGUCCACGAACAGCUGGUCAACGAUUUGACCACUGCCGCGGAUUCGCUUAAACUAUCCGCCGUCAUCAGACGUACGUAUCUAUAAUGCCGCACGGGCCAAUAUUUGUCUAACAUCUUGGUGGCCCGGCCGCGGGAACCGUCCAACUCACAAUAAACCGCUUUACGUUUUACAGCGAAAUCCGUGUGCAUCGAAUCGGACAUCACGCACGACUAUGCGGAAAUUUACACGCCCAACCGCGAGAAACUGCCGUGGGACAAAGCCAACAUCAAACCCCCGACCCCGCCUUUGCACAGGUUCCCGUCUUGGGAAUCCCGUAUAUACCAAGUGGCCAACGAAGGUCUGUCCACGGCCCCCACCAGCCAAAUCGAUCCCGCCGCCGGCACCCUCGUCACCACGCCACAUCCGACCAGAGUCGUGACGUCGCAGGGGUAUUGCGACAUUAGCGUACCGGUGUACGCUACAGUCAAAGGGGUACGAACGUUUUAUUUAUACGAUUAUGCGCCAGCAUACACAAAUGGUUUUCACAUUAUAAUAUACCGCGUGUCCCGUUCGUUCGCGUACAGAGAGCCAGUCAAAUUCGAUCCAGUCCGUUCACCGGCGACUCCUCGGACGAUUCCAGUGACGGCGAAGUGGAGCACACCAACACGGCAAACACCCACAGCAUCGCCACCAGAAUCACGAACAGUAGUAGCACGGACAACACGGACACCUCGCUGUCCAGUUCCAGCCCUAGUAAGAGCCAUAAGACUGCGUCCACCUUUUCGCCGGUCAAGCACAAUUCCUCCGGCUCGCCGUCGAAAAGUACGUAGCCGACGUUUUAACCCUUCGUUAAAAUCGCGCGUAGAGCGGGGUUUUUUUUUUUUUUAUAUCCACACACCGCGCUAUUUCACGGUCGGUUUACAGAUACGUCAAUGGAGUCCGGUAUAUCGGACGACUACGCGAUACCGCCGGAUGCGAUGUCCUGCGGCGAGGAUUCGACCGAAUGGUCGUCGUUGGUGCUGAGGUUGAAUCUUAACGGCGCGGCCGUUAUCGCGGACAGUCCGAGUCGCUGCGCCAAAACCGGCAUCCUCGAUAAAUCCGGACAUUUGGCCAAGCUCGGUGGGAAACUGAAGACUUGGAGACGACGGUUCUUCGUGCUGAGCAACGGAAAACUCCGUUACUGGAAAACUCAAGUAAUAAAUAACAAAUAUAAAACGGGCGUUUUAUUUUUCUGACAGCUUGCUGUAUUUAUAGGUCAAUAAUACGUUGCAUUUGUAGGUGUUAAAUAUUGUGUUUGGCUUUUACGUUUGUAGCUGUCUAACAGACUGUUUUAUUCUCUAUAUAGAACGACAUAGCGCGUAAACCACAACGAGAAAUCACAAUUGAUGACCUAUGCCGAAUAACACGAGCCGAUGGCGCUGCUACGUUUGAAAUAUCGACCAGCAAAAAGACAUUUUACCUUACGGCUGAUUCGAUUGCGGCCAUGGAAGAUUGGGUGAAAGUUUUACAGGUAAAAUUUUCGUCGUUUGAUUUUGACGGGCUUAACCGCUGUUAUCAUAAUGUUUUGUUACAUUGAUAGAACGUUCAGAGACACAACGCUACCAAGUUGCUGCUGAAUAACGAAAAUAAUAAACCGACUAUUCAAGGGUGGCUUACCAAAGUGAGAAACGGACACGCUAAACGGUGCUGGUGUGUGCUGGUGGGAAAGACGUUUUUGUAUUUCAAAUCUUCGACCGAUACGGUAAAUGUAUUAAUUUUCUCAAUAGAAGUAUUUUUAUAGGUGUAUAUUAUCUAAUCGAAUCUUACUCGUAUCUCUGUAUAUUUCUGUGCAUUUUAUAAUUGGGUUAACAGCCUGGUUAAUUAAAUAAAUAAAUAAUAUUGAUUCGAUAUAAUUUUUCUAGAGUGCCUUUGGACAAAUAAAUAUGCGCGAUUGCCGUGUGGAAACUGUUGAUCAUGUUUCUGACUCCGACAGUGAAGAGAGAGAUUCCAAUCAACCGCCAACAAUAGCUUUGCACCCGUCACAUCAAGGUCCACCGACUUAUUUACUUAUGUCGUCCAAACAAGAAAAGGUUACUCAAUAAUAUUUUCGUUGUUAAUUAUUAUUUUCAAUUACUAAUAAAAAUAUUCUGUCAAUUACAGGAUUCGUGGCUAUACCAUCUUACCGUAGUUUCGGGUAGUGGUUCCCAAUCAGGUUCACAGUUUGAACAGCUCAUACAAAAACUUAUGGAAGCGUCUGGAGAUCCAAGUAAAUACAAAUAGCUGUUAAUUUUUAUUGCAGUUCAUAUUUAAUUCUACGCGAUAUGUAUUUUAGAUUGUGUGCUGUGGAAACAUCCAAUUCUCUUGCACUCCAAGGAAGCAAUCAGCACGUCUUUGACAACUUUAUCUGUUGAAGCAUUACAAUAUGAAGCCAUUAAAUUAUUUAAAGUAUUUAAAUUGUUUUAUACAUUAGUUACUACUGACAUAAUUAUUAUGACAGACAUUAUUUGAAUAUUCAUUUAUACCUUUUUUUUUUUCAGAGUUGUCAGUUAUUUAUGUCUGUGGCUAUUGAAAAUGCUGGUAUUGAUUAUCAUGUGGUAUUAGCACAGAACGCAUUACAAUUAUGCUUAGAUAAUUGGGAACUUCAAGCCGAAUUAUUAUGUGCCCUAGUCAAACAAACUUCUAGACAUGCAUCCCACAAACACGGCGUCCAGGUAUUCUCCAAACUGCGGCAUCGUGUAAGUUCCCCUUCCCAUCGCUUUUUUUUUUGGAAUUAAAAAAAAAAACAGUUGUAAUUAUUAAAAUUUGAGUACCUAUAUAAGUUUGUUGAUUUUUUUGUUUUUUUGUUUGAGCAUCUGUGCAUUUAUUUUGCAUUCAUGAGACGUGACAAAUAAAAACAAAUAAUAAUAAUAACUGUUUGAUGUCUAUUGGACUGUUUUUUUUUUUAAUACCUAGCUUUUAUUAUUAAAAUUAUUAUUUAUUUUUGACUACUAUGUGUUUGUAUUUUUCCAUAUAAUUUUAAUGAUGGUUGCUGUAGAUAUUAUUUUUUGCUUUGAAGCUAAAUAUUUAUUGAAACAAUUACUUACUUUCAAUAACUUUAAAUUAGUUUUUACAAUACAAUUUAUUAUUUUGCUUGCGAUAGAUUGGCUGAAAUAUAUAUAUACCUAUUGUUCUUUUAUUUAUGUUUACAAUAUAAUAAUUUAUAUAAAAUUCUACAGUUAACCAUCAAUUUGUUUAAUGAAACAUAAAAACAUUGCACACACGGUGUCCACAUAUAAAAAUAUUAUACUUGUUCUCGUUCUGUUAUUUAUACCACAUGGUUUUGAAACUGGUUGACUUUCAGAUCUGUUAUUUCCUCUCAUCGUAAUUUAUUAAAUAAUUAAAAUUGAGUGCUUUAAUAAGACUCAAACAAAAGUUAGUAUUUAUAUACCUAAUAUUAUUUAGACACGUUAUAACCUGUUUCAAAGCCUUUAGAAUUUUUAAUAUCGUAAAUUAUGUAUUAAUAUUUGUAUUUUGUAUUUUAUAUUUUUAUAAUUUUAUUUUGCUCAAUUUUAAUCAUUUAUUUGCAAUCUCCUCUUUUAUUAAUUUUGUGCAUGUCAUUGCAUGAUUUCGAAACACAUUGUGUGUUUAAUAUGUGAUCUGACCAUAACCCAUAAAAAUAAUAUGAUCUUAGACGAAAGCUGCAGUUUGCGGGUUGUUUCUUAAUUUAAUUAAAGCUAGGUUUAUUAUUGUUCUUAUGAUUAUUAUUGCAAACAUACACUAGUCAAGAGGUUUAGGCAUUUAGGCACCGCGUGUCCACUGUUUUUUCAGCAACUUUUAUUGUGCGCCACACAGUCGCUGUUCACGUGUGAUGCAGCUUUGGCUUCAUCGCCUACCAUCAGCACAACCCAGUCUGUAGUACCCGGAUCGCCAAACCAUAGCAUGACUGCUCCAUCGAGCCCAGCCACCUCUUCGUUACUAGACCACUGCAAGGCCAAUCCUCCCACUUACGUAUUUGUUCAAGGCUGGCAGUUAUUGGCACUAGCCGUGUCCCUCUUUGUACCUAAAAAUACAAAACUCCUUUGGUUCCUCAAACUGCAUCUAAAACGCAAUAUAGAUACCAAGUGAGUGAUUACCAAAUUGACAUAAUAUUAAACAUAAUUUAAUAAAUGCUGUUAUUUCGUUUUCCAGGACUGAAUGUGGAAAGUAUGCUGCAUACUGUGAACGUGCAUUGGAACGUACUAUAUUGAAUGGAAUGCGCGAGGUGAAACCGUCCAGAAUGGAAGUACUGUCGAUUUUAUUAAAAAAUCCUUAUCAUCAUUCAUUGCCUCACUCCAUACCUGUCCACAUGCUUAAUGGGACCUACCAGGUAAACUCAAAUAAUAUUAAAUAUGAAUAUGUUUUAAUUAAAUUAAUGAUUUAAGUCAUUUUUGAAAACAGUUUUAAUGCUUAUAAAUUAUUUUCGUAUUGUCUUGCAGGUAGUUGGUUUUGAUGGGUCGACAACUAUUGAAGAAUUUUUGUGCACGCUCAAUCAAGAGACAGGAUGUAGAGAUAGUCAACAUUCAGGUUUCACACUAUUCAGUGAUGAUCCCAUCGAAAAGGAUUUAGAACAUUAUAUAGAAUCUCAAGCCAAGGUAGAAAAUCAAAUAGAAUUGUUUAGAACAUUAAAUAAUAAAUAAUAUUUUAUUUAAAAUUAUAGUUGUGCGAUGUAAUUUCCAAAUGGGAAACGGCUUUACGUGAAAAGGGUUCAGGCAAAUUUGAAAAUACGCGUGUCAUAAGAUUAAUUUUUAAGAAUAGACUUUACUUUAAGUCAUUUGUCAAGAAAGAGUCUGACCGUGAAAGAUUGUUACUAUGUUAUCAAAUAAAUCAACAGGUAGUCCAAGGUCGGUUUCCUCUUACCAAAGAACUCGCAUUAGAAUUGGCUGCACUAAUGGCACAGGUACUACAUAUUAGUUCCAAACAUUCAAUAACUUUAUAUUAUAAUAAUGAAAACUAUGCCAUCCAUACUCAUCGUAUAUUGAUUUGUUUUUAGAUUGAUUUUGGUGAAUUUUAUUGUGAUAAAAAUCGUGGUAGUGGCGGUACUACUAAGGAAUUACAAGUACUCCAAGCGCUUGAUAAAUUUUAUCCAUUACGUUACCGCGAUGGAGCCUCUCAAGAAGCAAUAAAGUAUGCAAAGUAACAACUGUUUUAAGAAUCUUAUAUAUGAUUAAUUAACACUGCAUAUUUUUUUUUAAAAUUAUGUUCCAUUAGUUCAUUAUUUUCUCAUUAUAUUUACAGACAUCUUCAAACUGGUCUUCAAGAAAAAUGGAUGUCUUUAAAAGGGCGAAAUUUAGUUGAUUGUGUUCGUAUCUACUUAACUUGUACCAGAAAGUGGCCAUAUUUUGGAUGCACCCUAUUCCAAGCCAAGGUAGAUAUUAUGAAUAAAUCUAUUCUUACUAGAUAACUACAAUACUAUUUUUUGAUUAGAUGAAGCACGGAGAAAAUACAGUACUACCUGGCACUAUUGUGUGGUUGGCUGUGUCCGAGGAUAGCAUUAGUUUGUUAGAAUUACGUUCGAUGCAACUAAUCGAAACAUACAUGUUUGGACAAGUACUGACAUUCGGUGGUUGUCAAGAUGAUUUUAUGUUGGUCAUAGCAUCGGAUUCUGCAAUCAUAGAAUCCCAUAAACUUUUAUUCUCACUUAGCAAACCAAAGGUAAGUUUGAAAACCUUAAGCAUAAUAAAAUUAAUUUAUCUAAUGUCAUGAGUCUAUUUUAUUGUUGAAGAUUCUUGAAAUAACGUUGUUGAUUGCUGACUACAUGAAUGCGUUAGCCCAAAACAGUGUGUCUUUGGGUGGUUCCUUAAGUCGUAACAUACAGCCUGAUAUUCUAAAAGCAACUCCUGACCAUCAGUUACAUAGAAAUGAUUCACAAAAUAAAAAACGUAUUGAUUCAUGA